CCGGGCUGUGGAGGCGUGUCCUGCGCUAUAAAGUCACUCCAGACUGAAUUACUGCAACUUCUCCAACUUUGAAAGAGUUACGCAGUCCGCCCUGUGCUUUGCAAAGCCCCUCACAUUAAAAUCAUCCACUUUUUCACUUCUUCUACAUGCUUUGCUUCAUCAUGCACCACAGCCAUGUUCCCCAUCUGCUCCUCUCUCUUCUCUGCAUCGGAUCGGCUGGUGAGUAUUGACUUUACGCCUCAGCUCUGUGUCAUGUAGGCUCAGUCUGUUUCUCUUAGAUAUAGGUCAACUAGAGCAAUCUGUCUCCUCAGAUGAACGACCCAAAGUGUUUCUGAGUAUCACUAGAAGAAGUUGACUGAAUGCUAGUAAGAUUCCGCACAAAAAAGCAACUGAGAGUAAUCGCUGCAGUAAUGCCUUGCGCAGAGUUUCUACGGAUUUUUGCAAGUUGAGCUCUUAAGUUGAACGUGGCUGUGCGAGUCACGGAGCAUUAGAGCAGACAGUUCAUCCAGUUCAUGGAGUCAGGACAGGAGCUAUUUUUGUGGCCGUUGUUUGAUGGAAACUGUCCCUCCCUACAGCCCAGUCAGAGCCGGAGACAGAUGAAGUGGUUCCUUGGCUGCUGUCCGGGCAGGAGGCGCACCUGUCCGCCGUCCACACGCUGAGGCGCCGCGGUCAGCGCUCCUUGGACGUCCCGGGGGGAGGGCACCGUGACCCGGGUCAUAUAAUACUGUCAGUGCCUGCUUUUGGAAGGACUCUGUAUUUAAACCUGACGCGGGAUGGUGGCUUUCUCUCUGGGGACUUUGUGGUGGAGGAGAGGCGCAGGGAGCAGCCCGCAGCUGUGAGCCGCUUAUCCACCCAGCAGCGCUGCUUUUACUCCGGAUUCAUCGUCAACCACACGGACUCUCUGGCAUCCGUGAGCACCUGUGGAGGCCUGGUAAAUCCAUCUCCAUUCUUAUGUCAUGCAGUUCAAGCAGCUGAGCUCCACGCUGUAAAAUGUAGAUCCAUGAAAAGGCAGGUUGUCUCCAUGUUAAGUGGAGUUCCUCUGAGCAGGAGUUGGAGCUCCUGUCUCCUCAGCUAUUGCAGUUAAUCUGUUAACCCCCAUCACCUGCCUGUUUGAAAUCCCAGGGUGCAGACAAACACUCUUUAACUCCACAGGCUUUCUUUUAAAUGCUGGUGGAGAUCCCAGAUUUCAAAGAUAACUCUGUGUGGCUCAAUUUAGACACAACAUGUUUAGUUUUUCCUUUUUUGGGUAACUUUUUAACAACUUCAGUCAACUCAGCUCGGAGGGGGAACACACAGCAGGAAAUCACAGCCUAGCGGUUAAUCAAACACUAUUUACGAGUCCCUCCUGUUUAGAGCUCUUAACUACAUCUCACAGUUUACAACCAGCAUCAAGAGUGGAUCUGGGUGAUUGGAUCAGAAGUGCUUGUUUAACCACAUUCACAUUCUCAUUCAUGUUCAUCCGUUUAACCUCUGAAGGCCCCUGCAGAGGAAAGGCCUCGACAACCACACUAAGAGCAGGUUCAACUCGGCAUGAAUCAUGGCGGGAAGCAAUCGGGUUGACCUUUAGGGGCAGUGUGCAGUGAGGUGCACUGAACCUUGAGGCAGCACCACUCAAACGGCAUUGUGGAAAGCAUUAAUGCAUUGAUGAGGAAAAUUCAAAAUGUGAUUAUGUUUGGGGACAAAUUCAGCAGGAUGCUGCUGUUAUUUAAGGUCAUCCCCUUUAGAGUCAUGGUCUCCAAAAGAGAUUUACGAUUGUAGCCAAAAUGAUAACCAUGUUCAUUUUAUCAAUAUUGAAGUAACAAGUAUUAAUCAAGAUUGUUAAUUUUAGGGAAUUUAUCCCACUGUUUAGCAAAUGAUAUUAUCUGCAUCUGACUUAUUUCCAGGGCUGGACAGAGACCAAAGAAAAAUCUGCUCUGUUUUUUUGGGGGCCCCAAAGACUUAGUCAAAUCAGGCAUCAAACAGCAUCAAAGAGCCUAAAGGGCUGAGUGAGAUGGCCUCAAAUCGAUAUCACGAUAUAUUGACUAGUUCACCUCAAUAACAAUAAAUGGACAAUAACUACACCACAAUCUGCUCAGCCCCUACCACAUUAAUUUUGUCUACUUGAGCCGCUACAACUUUUGAACCGUCCUCCAUCUCCUCACCUGUCUUUCCCUCUUUGUUAUGGACUGGAUGGGGUGGAGUCACGUUUCUGACGUAGGACAGCGUCUUAAAGGGACAUGAGACCAUAGCCUACCUACACACAUCCAAAACCAACUUUUUUAAAUUUAUUUUUUGACACCGAAUAUACCAAUAUGGGCAAAAUGACGUAGGUCAUUGAUGUAAAUAUCAGUAUCGGUAAAUUUUCGGUUAAUCGCCCAGCCCUAGCCUGAACUGAUAUUCAAUCUGAGACUUGGGAUUGAAACUUUAAUAUUAGUGAUGCACAAUAUGAAAAAUUUCAACCGAUACCGAUAACCGAUAAUUUUCUUCUUCUCAUGGCCGAUACCGAUACCGAUAACCGAUAAAUACAUAUUUUUACAUUUAUCAUAAUCUUCAUAUAAUCUGCAGUUUGUGCAGGAUGCAGCGAUUGAAAACGGAUAUUUUUGUUGCUCUGGCCUAUCUAGAACAACAAACAAAAGUUUUUGGCUCUUCAAAUGUGGUCAUUUGCUAUACAUAACAAUAACAGAGCAAAAAGCAGAACUUCAUUUGAUCACCUGAACUGUUCAACAGUACUGUAAACUGUAAAGGAGCCAUUAUGAGCCGUUAGGCUUAGCCUGCUGACCGGACUAACAUCUGACGUCCAUAUGUCUGUGGUAAAACUCACGUGUAGUCCGUUCUUGUCGAUCAGGUUGUGAAUGUAUGUGGCGACAAUAUCAUAGAGUGCAGGAAGAGACACAUCCGAGAAGAAGCGGCGGCUUGGGAGAGUGUAAUGUGGCUCCAAGUGUGCUAUGAACUUACGAAAACCCGGGUUCUCAACGACGGAAAAAGGCUGGUCGUCGACCGCUAUGAACUCCAUCACUUUGUCGUUAAUGGCUUUAGCCUUUUCGCUGUCUCUUGAGAAGCUUUUGCAGUUUUCAAACGCCUGCUGAAUGGGGACAUCGAUCCUCCGUAGUGUUGUUGUCUUAGCUUUAGUACCGCUAGCAGCUUCGGCGGCUGUCUCAUAUUCUUUUAAUACCGCUUCGCCGCGAUGGCGACUUUUCAGAUGAGCUAUCAGAUUCAUUGUGUUAAAACUUGAUGUCUUCUUUCCUCCUCUUGGAAUCCUCGCUGAACAGGUUUUGCAUAUAGCAAUGCUGUUGUCAUCUUCUGCCACUGAGAAAAACGACCAUGCUGGUGAAGACAUUUUAUUAUCUGUCAGGCAGUGACGGGGUCAGGCUUGGGACCUGCGAGUAAGGCUUGAUAGACGACGUAACCAGCACGAUCUCGGACGGGCGGCUACUCCGCCUGCAAACGUUACUCGUAAUUUCAUUAAUAUAUCAGAUCUUUCUAUCGGAAAAAUGCACCUAUCGGACCGAUAAAAAAUGACGUAAUUUUCCCCCAAAUCGGCCGAUAUUUUAUCGGUCCGAUAAAUAUCGUGCAUCCCUAUUUAAUAUCUUGCAGUACUGCAGACCUUUAAGUCACUAACUGCUUUGAUGGGAAACCUCACCUCAAACACUUGUUGAUGGUGCACCCGCUCUCUUAACGCUCUCUCUCUGUCCCUCUGCUUUACUAACACACUCCUUAUCCUCCUACUCUCAGCCCGUGUUGGCUGCAGUUUUUCUGCAGUCAUAGCUCUGGAUUGUGAAGGUAUGUGUCAUCAUCAUUGUCAGCCGGCCUUGUCAAUAUGUGGCUCACCUGUAACCAUGGUUGAACCACCAGGACAGCAUUUAGAAAACCUAAUUUGUACUUUGAUGAGUUAGAGUCCAGAAAGAGAAGAGGAAGAGUAGGAGAAGCCUGUUAUUAGCUGUGUUUACAUGGGCACAAAUAAUCGGAAUAAAUGCCUGAUUGGAGUAAAAAUUCUUCACGUAAACAUGUUGAUCGGAAGAUUCUGAUCCAAUUUGACUCAAUCGGAAAGAAAUUGUAUUCCCAUCAAGAGGGGCAGUUUAUGCUGAUCGUUAUUAUGAAACUCGUCCAUGUAAACACUUACUCUGAUCGCGACUCUGUUACCUGACUCUAUCUUUACUCUUGAGCCUGAUUUAUUUGGCUAGUGGAGGAGGUUUCAUUAUUAACACUGGUAUAAAACACAACCGCAGGUGCAGUGUCUGCUCCUCCGAUAACAUAACAAGGCAUACACACAGCGUAAUAAUGUCACAUCUGCACGCACAGAACAACCUUUGACAGAACAGUAAAAUAAGUGAGCAAGGGCGCCAUCUAGUGACAACAUUUAACAGGGGGAAAACUCAACUCCGACUCGGCUGCCACUUUUACCUAUAUUUUUUUAUUUAUUUAUGCAUAUGAUGUACUUCAUUUUUACCCUAAAAUAAAAAAAUGCAAUGUUUUUUCAACAUGUUUGGUUUUAUUCAGACAGGAGUGGGACAGGAGUGGGAGUAAUUUUGAGUAGGAGCGGGAUGGGAGUGGGAGUCAUUCUACGGAGUGGGACAGGGCAGUAUUAAUUUUUUUACUCCGGCUGGGGAUAAGAACGGGACGGGAUUUUUUUCUCUGGGAGUGGGACGGGACAGGAGUGAAAAUCCGCUCCCGUGUCAUGCUCUAGUGAGCGGCUACCGCAUUUGUUGGUAUGUUGACAGCACAGGCGUAAAUCCAGCUCUUCUUCUUCUGCGGUUGAUUUAGCAAAAUUAGACAACUGGGCAUAUCCAAAUGCUUCUAAUCUGGAUGAAGCUUGGUGCAUGUAUACACAUGACAUGAUAGGAUUAUUUGUUUCUGCACCCAUAUAGCAGUGGAUUCAGAUCACCCGAUCCCUUUAAUUUUUAAUCUGAUCAAGAAAUUUUGCACAUGUAAACAUGGCUAGUGAGAGUUGCAGGCUAAGUUUGUACAUCUUUCUCAUCAACCGUUAACAGGAUACAAAUCUAAAACACUGACUGGCUAAUGUUUUGUCUUUAAUUCUGUUUAAUUGUGUGUCUCAUCAACUUUGCAGCCCUAUUGUAGUCUAAAUGGUAUGACAAGGAGACUUACAUUUUGUCAAUCAAAUCUUUCCUUUUUAAAGCACCCCUGAAAUAACUCAUCAGGGUUCAUCAUUCAAAGAGUUUUCCAGAGAAACUGGAGUUUUCUGCUGAGCUCUCCUUCUCUCCAAAAUAAACUGACCUUGUGAUGGACACAGGACACCAGGGGGGGAUGAGUUUGCUCUUCCAUUUUACUCAGGAAUCGUCCCUCAUAGGCUUUUACUACCUGCGAAAUGACAUCAGAGGGUUUCCAUCUUCACCAAACUAACAGAUGUAGUUCUAAACACGACCAAAGAUGCCAAAUGAAUCAGUUUAGAGGUCAAAUUCAGUCUCAAGGUGCUCUGUAGUGUGGCUUUAGGCCUUGAGAAGAGAUGUCGCUAACUGCAGCUUGUUCAGCCGAUAGUUUCAGAUCUACUCAUCUGGUUGGGAGAUACUGUAAAAAAAGCAACAGUGAUGUUUCAUAAAAAAGAGAGAAAUCUUUGGAUGAAUCUUCAUGAUGAAAAGAAAAAUAAGUUAGAAGUCAAUCCUGUCCUGACUGCGCUUUCAGAAACAGUCAACUGAGUCUUAGUGUUUCAUUGUAGUCCUGUCAGACAGAGCAGCAAAGGACAAUUCUCUCUGUUGAAAUAAAACAGGUAGAGGUUUAGUGUUUCUCUCCCACUACGCUCUCUCCAUCUCUGCUCUGCUGCUCUGUUACAGAGCCUGACCUCUCUGUGGAGGAGGGUUGAAGAAAAUAUGAAUUUCCCCCACUGUGACCAGUGAAGUUCCACAUUAGCUGAGGCAUUUGGAUGAGGCUCUUAUGUAAAGUGAGUGCUCAGGUAGGAGUGGAGGCUCAGAGCUGGACUCAUCAGCAGAAACAGACCUGCUCUGAGGGAGGACUGUGCUCUUUUACAUCCCCUAAACAUCCCCACAGACAGUUUCAGCAUCCGGCUGCUCUGCUAUGAAACACAGACUGUGUCCCUGACUUCAAAUUUAAUAUCAAAAAAGAGCACUCUUUUUUUUUUUUUAACCUGCAUUGCUGUUGCAGAAAUCUGUGAAACAUGUUAAAUUGAAUGUGAUGCAAAACAAGCAGAAAGCUCAGGGGAUGAAAGAUGAAGCUGCUCAAAGGUGCAAAAAACUGCAGUACCUUAAACAUCCACAUGAGGCUGGCCACAAAAGCUCAGGUAAUCCAAUAUAAAAAUGAGCAUUUUUGAGUAAAAUUUCCAUGUUUUAAUCAUGCACACCAAUUAGGGGUGAUUUUUUUGGGAUGUAGUGUAUCAUGUCAUUGUCUAAGAUGUUAAGACACUCACAUACACUCACAUACAGUGUGUUUGUUAUGGUUGCAGAGUAGCUUUGGUUCCCUUUUUUAUUUGACUUGUUAAAUCAGCAGCUUGUUUUCACCUGCAACUCUUCUCCGCCCCCUAAUAUCCCUCCCCCACAUGGGAUAAAUUUCCUGAUCUUUAUACCAGUGGAUAAAAUGGAUUGUGUUAGUGCAGCAGCAGCAGCAGCAGCAGCUAUGAGCAUCAGUGACUUUGGAGGAGGAAACAGGAGAUGUUCAUCGUUAAUUCACCAUCUGAUAAAUCUGAACCCCAGGAUGUCAGGAAAGUUUAAAUAAUGGCGAAGAAGAUCGACUAAAUUUGUUUGUGUACAACCCUGAGUUCAAUAAAGUCAGGGACACUGAUUUUCAUGACUCGAUGUAAGCUUAUUACUGCACCCACAAAUACGGACUGAAUCUGUUCUAUGUAAAAAGGAUAUCAUAUAAGAUCAAGAUCCAGAAAUCCCGGUGAUGUACAGUGGAUAUGAGAAGUCUACACACCCCUGUUCAACUGCCAGAUUUUAGUGAUGUAAGAAAAUGACAGCAAGAUAAAUAUUUUCACUUUUUCCACCUUUAAUGUGACCUAUAACCUGUACAAUGCAAUUGAAAAACAAACUGAAACCUUUAAUCUUAGGUUGAUCUUAUUCCAGUGAAGCCAUUCUUUUGUUGAUUUAGAUGUGUGCUUUGGGUCAUUGUCGCGCUGAAAGAUGAAGUUCCUCUUCAUCUUCAGCUUUCUAGCAGAAGGCUGAAGGUUUUGUGCCAACACUGACUGGUAUUUGGAACUGUUCAUAAUUCCCUCCACCCUGACUAAGACACAAGUUCCAGCUGAAGAAAAACAGCCCCAAAGCAUGAUGCUGCCACCACCAUGCUUCACUGUAGGUAUAGUGUUUUUUUGGUGAUGAGCAGUGUCGAUUUUGUGCCAAAUAUACCUUUUGCAAUGAUGCCCAAAAAGUUCAACUUUGGUUUUAUCAGACCAUAACACAUUUUCCUACAUGCGUUUGGGAGAUUUCAGAUGUCUUUUUGCAAAAUUAAGCCGGGCUUUGAUGUUUUUCUUUGUAAGAUAAGGUUUCCAUCUUGCCACCCCAUAGCCCAGACAUAUGAAGACAGCAGGAGAUUGUUGUCUCAUGUACACAGCCAGUACUUGCCAGAAAUUCCUGCAGCUCCUUCAGUGUUGCUGUCGGCCUCUUGGUAGCCUCCCUGACCAGUUUUCUUCUUGUCUUAUCAUCAAUUUUGGACGGAUAUCCUGUUCUUGGUAAUGUCACCGUUGUGCCAUAUUUUCUCCACUUGAUGAUGACAGUCUUUACUGUGUUCCAUGGUUUAUUUAAUUCCUUGGAAAUUCUUUUGUAGCCCUCACAUGACUGAUAUCUUUGUACAAUGAGAUCCCUCUGAUGCUUUGGAAGCUCUCUGUGGACCAUGGCUUGUGCUGGAAGAUGUGGCUACAAAAAUGUCAGGAAAAGCAACUAGAACAGCUGAACUUUAUUUGGGUUUGAUCAGAGGCACUUUGAUUGAUGACAGGUGUGUGCUGACUCCAACUUUAACCUGAGUUUUAUUGUUAUUGGUUAAAUCUGAACACAGCCACAUCCCCAGUUAUAAAAGGGUGUGCACACUUAUGCAACCACAUGAUCUCACAUGAUCACCUCCCUGAAGAUUUCUGUUUGUUUUUCAAUUGUGUUGUACAGGUUAUAGGUCACAUUAAAGGUGGAAGAAUUUUUUAUACAUAACAAAAAACCUGGCAGUUGAACAGGGGUGUGGACUUUUAAUAUCCACUGUACCCGUGCCCAAGCCCACUGACCAAGUCAAAGCAAAAAUGUCUUCUAGUCUGAUGCAUCAUAGUCUGACUCUGAUGUUCUUUUAGGAAAUCUUAGACCACAAGAGCCUCUGCUUAACAGGGAGAGGAACCCCUGAAAACAUCUGCUGCAUCAUGAAUCAACCAUACAGCAUAUGUACGAUUCUGAUUGGCUGCAGGGUGUCAGUUUAUUCCCCACGGUACAAGCACAAGCUUUAACAGAGAGGCUGAUGCAGGCGGGUUCAGUACUGGAACACUGUCCUCUCUAUGAAGACAUUCAAUAAAUCAGCUGCUAUAGAUUUAAAUUCAGCUGGAGCUAAUUUAAUGCUGGCAGUGACCAAAGUACAUAGUUCACUUGUUUUGAAUUCUUUACAGUCUUAUUUUUCAUUGAUUUAGAUUUUUGUAUGUUUUAUUUUGAUUAUUUAUCUUUAAGUAUUCUGUACCAAAGAUACUGUAGAUCUAUCUAUAGAUAGCUGUCACUUUUCCAGCAGUUAGAGACAUCCCUCCAGACACAGCUAUUUCUGCAUGCUUGUGAGACCCCUUUGUUUCUUUUUUUCAUGUGUAUUAAAAGCAAAAUGCAUUUAUCUGUUUCUGGAUCUGUAGAAAUGCUCCAGUCCACAUCUUCUUGGCCAACAGGAUUUGUUAGCUGUGUAGCUCAGCUGGGAGCAGUGACUGAGUCCAUGCAUUAACUUUUGACAUGCCUCUCUGCAGUAGUCAGAGCAGCUCUCUUCACUCUGACUGCACUGCCUGUGCUUUGUUUCUCCUCUCUGACAGUUUGCUGUUGUUGUUGCACAUCUAGCUGACACCAAUAAUGAGGUUAUUGUUGUCAUGCACUUAAAAUAUGUGGAUCCACACUGUCCAGGCAUCAAUGAAAAAUAACAGCAUGAAUUUCAGUGAUAACUAAGUUAAACAAGUGUAUUUUCGCAAUAAUGAUAAGGAUAAUAGUAUCUGUAUGCUUUUGUGCCACUAAGCUCAUUGGUUCUCAAAUAUGCUCAUUAGUCGUGUGUUAUUACCAUCAUCUUUAGAAAAAUCAAACGUUACUCUGUUUCAAAUCUUACUCUCUAAAAUAAUUAAUUUAGGUUAAAAUGUCUCUAAGGUCACUUUAAUGUGUUUUCUGUUGGUUAUUUUCCUUUGCAAGUCACUUCAUGAUGGUGUACAUUGCCUUGUAAGUGACCAUCAGUGGUACAUUAGUAUUCACUGUGCAUCUACAUAGGACAUGUCCACAAUAUAGGAUAAAAUGAUUAUUACUUAUAACUCCCACCACACUACAAAAUACAUAAAAAAAAUAUUUGCAUAGAAUAGAAAAUCACUAUUCCUCUGAGCUUUGACUGCUCUCUUUAGAGUCUUUCCAUUUGACUUCACAAGCUCUGGAUUUCCUUUGACACAAACUUAAGUCUUAAGCCUCUUUAGGCAAACCAGAAUCAGAUAUUUGACACAGUUGGGUAAUAAAAUGAGAAUUAAAUCAAUCAAUUAAUCAAAUUUCAUUUACAUAGCGCCAUUUCACAACAGUCGUCAUCCCAAACGCUUUUCAAAGAAAAAGAGCAGAUCUAGACCACGCUCAUCGUUUGAUGAAUUAUCAAGACCCAACCUUAGGAUGGGACAGAUUUGGCCCAUUUCAUCUAACAUGAGUGACAGUGGCAAGGAAAAACUUAAUUUAACAGGCAGAAACCUUUGGUAGGACCAGACUCAUGCGAGACAGCCACCAUGCCGCUGCUGGGUUGGGGAGGAAUACAGAGAGAUAGGGAGGGAGAGAGAGAGAAGUAGGAGAGAGGGCAGGGGGAGAGAAAGAGAACAAGGGAGAAGGAAGGAGAGAGAAUGAGUAAGGGUGAGGGAGGGAGAGAGAAUAGAGAAUGAGGGUGAGAGAGAGAGAGAGAGAGAGAGACGGGGCAGCAGCAAUAUUAAAACAACAACAACAGCUCAUGCAAAGUUGUGAUUGCAGAGCAAGUAAUUACAAAUUAAAGGGGCCCUACAUUUGUGCCCUAGGGGAUGUCACAUUAAAUGAGAACAAGAAAUGAAGAACACCUUUUUGGGGGGUGCUGGGAGUGACCUAUCUUUCAGGUAGGAAUGGUGGUCCCUCUGUUGAACCUUUUUCAGAGGUUUUUGAUGUCCAAAGUGGAAAAAAGAAAAACAUGAAGGUAGUUAAGAUCCAUCUAGCCUCAGUUCCCAUGGUUUAACAUACUCUCUGUUCCUAUAUAAGAUACAAAAAUAAAAAAGCUUUAUGCCUGAACUUUUCCCAAACAAACAAUUUAUACAACCACUUUGCACCUCCAAGAGUCGUUUCUGCAGCAGAGCUCUCCAGAUUCAGACACAGAGCUUGUGUUUUGGGCUGUGGUACAGUACCAAACAUGGCAACCUCAGCUGAAUGAAAAAACUUAUAGAAACUGCACAGCACCCAGUCUUUGUCUCUGUACUUUCUAUAGGAGCUGACAUGGAAACAGGCACAAACCCAUGGUAGGCAUAAGAGGAUUAUUUUUUUCUGCCCAUGAGUUUGAAGGGUCAGUCAUGCUGUCGCUGCAGGUUACAGCAAAGCUAAGCACUUCCCAAACACCUGUGUAUCCUACUAUUCAUCUCCUCGUGAUUUCUCACAGUUUGUAUAUCUCUGUUUUGUGCACAGACUGGGCUGAUCCAGAUUGGGGAGGACAGCCUGUUCAUUCAGCCGCUGGGUGAAUAUGACCCGUCACAGUCGUUCUCUGGACUCAAACACCGGCUGCAGCGACAGCGACGCUCUACAGAGACCAGCUCUGCUCCAGAUGCUGACCAGCCCAUCUACUGUGGGACAGUACAAGGUGAGAGAGAGAGAGAGAGAGAGAGAGAGAGACCAUGGAUUUUUUGGGGCCAAUGCCAAUACCGAUUAUUGGGGGGGGGGGGGGGGGGUCUGAUUACCAAUUAAUCGUCCAAUUUUUUUAACUUUUUAUGAAGUUAUAAAAAUUAUAUAGUAUACUGUAGAUAUCCUGUAGAUAUACUGUAGGCUACUGCUCUUCACGCCGACAGGAAGACCGAUUGAUCAUCUCAUUAAUAUUCUAUGUAUUUAUCAUGAAUCAAACUCGGAUCAGAAAAACGUUUUCAACUACACCCCCCACUGCCUCAGUAAGAGAAGUAGCUCGAUCACGUAAUGUGUACUGUUGUUUAUUCUGCCGUGACUGGCGCAACUAACAGUGUAGCAAGGCUAAUAGCAGGUGGCUGACUCUAACUUUAGCUUGCAUAUUACAUGGUGCUUCACUGUUAACUUGCCGUGACCGAGACCAGCACAGCGGGGAACAUCGUGAAGUGGGUUGAACUGAAACUUGUUGACUUUUUGUGUAUUUCACAAACUAGUUUAUUUACCGUUGAGGUGGACCACUCUCCUCUGUGCGUCCCUGUCACUCUGAUGUGCUGUGAGGUAGUUAGUGGAUGAAGAUUGUCAUGAGGUCACUGCGCCAUCUACAGGAUAAGUCGGGGAACUUUUCAAAUGGCGGAACAUUUUCGGAGUGAAACUGAAUCUUAUUCUCCGCAUUUUAUUUCUGAAAAUAUCGGCGAAAACCGUCGAGUUUUGGCCGAUUACAGAUUAGUCUCAAACGGGCUAAAGUUGGCCGAUUUAAUCGCUCUAAUUUAGACCAAAAUAUACAAUGAGAGCUCCACUGCUGGUGUGUUCCCCUUUGCUGCACUUUGUUAAAAAGUUUCCCUGCAUGUGUCUUUGUGUAAAUUUUGUACUGCUGUUAACAUUCAACUUCCCUAAAUCAUGGCUCUGGACACUCAGGACUUAUUACACUCAUAAAAGGGAUCUCAGAGCUUAAAGUUAGGUACAGGCUGUACUUUUCUGAUACAAGAGGGAGCAUAAUGGAUGAAUCUCUGACAGACUGUAUUUUAUUUCAUAACCAUCAAAUUAAAGAGGAUGGGAUUGGUGUAAUUUCCAGAAUCUGGCACACCUCAAAACCCCUAGACAAUCUUUCAGAUGUUCCCGCAGAGCAGUACACUUGCAGUGAGAGUGAAGCCGGCCUGGCUCUUGGCUUCCCUCUCUUGAAGGGGACAGUUGAACAUCCGUGGAAAGCCGUGCUGAUAAAUCAUAGGUUUCAGAGCUGCGUUUACUGCUUUGUGAUAGGCUUUGAUGUUCAUUCAGCUCCAGUGUGUUGUCAAAGAGGCUGUGAGGAAUGCAGAUGUUUCCUCAUUUAAUGUGGAUCUUCUCUCUGCAGAGUUCUUGUCGGAACCUGCUGAGCCCCCUCACUGUUAACACCAUCAAACACAGAGCAAACUCACUCUGAUCUUUUACAUCACUGAUGUGCAUGUUUUACUAACCUUUGGCAUGUCUUUUCCAAGAUUACAGUGAGAGGAAUUUACAGUACAGUGAGAACAUUAUUUGGCUUUACUUUCCACAACUGAGGCAAGUUAGAGAUAGUGACCUGGGGGUGGAAAAAGUUAGUAUAAUACCCCCCAAAUAAAAAACAUAUACUGUAUAUGUGCAGCUCACUUUUAAGCACAUUGACUGCAGCAACAUUAACAUCCCGCCACAUUAAAAUGAUGCCACACAAGGCUCGACCUUGAGGUCAAAGGAUGAAAGAACUUCCGUAAUGCUGUGAUGUUAGUUUGCAGCCAUCCUGAUACCUGAAGCAAGAAAAGCAGAUGUGUAUGCAGAUGUUGGUAUUAUUUCUUACAGUUUGAUAUUUUAUGGCAUAACUUUGCAAAAGUAGCUCUAUGCACCCUCAAGAAAUGCACUGUCACUCACAUAUAUGAAAUUGGGUGUGCAUAUAUGUCAUACUAAGACCUACAAAAAAUCCUCUGUAACCAUUAACCCAGCAGGACUUCUACCAUUUAAUUUGACUGUCCUAUUUCUAGUGAUAAACAGGUCACCUUAGGAUGGACUUGUUCUUGGGGUUUCAUCUGAUGCUUAAUCAGGUCAGUGAGUUGUGGCAACUCUCAGGAGGAAAAGCUAUCACAGGAUGUGUUCCUGGAGGCUUGUCAGACUUAAAUCUCUUGUCAUGAAACAGGAAGUUGGCUCAACUCCUUCAUGAAAUGUACGAUCUGGUCCAGUGUUCAUAUACAUGAUCAGGGGCAACCCAUGACAGAUUUAUAAACUGGUUUUUAUAUAGCCAUACAACCACUCGUGGGCACUGGGAUAAUGUGACCAGAGUUGCAACAUUUUCUGGUUAAGGCUUGUGCUGCUAAAUGACACAUGUAUUCUGACAGUCUCAGUCUGAACAGAUCUAUUUCUACAUAUGGUUCAUGGUGGAAGCAACACCAACUGCUGCAUAGUCGCUGCAGCUGCACAGCCCAAAGCUUUGAUCCACCUUAGGGUUGCAGCACACCCCAUUAAGCAUAAAGGUGUAAGGGCCUGUCAUCACCCUUGCACCUAAAAUGUAGUGGUGACUUAUACAUUUAGUAUUUUUGUCAUCAGUAAUGCAACAUUUAUACUUGUGCAUUAUAUAGACAUAUCUUCACCAAAAAUCUUUCAAAAUAUACUCACUUUCAGACAGUGUGUCAACAGUGGUAUAGCUUUAAAAGGGCCAACAAGUACCAGAGGUUUUCAGGAACAGUCCCUUCCCAUUUAGAUGUCAAAAAUUGCAGGUGAAAGAGUUUCAGCUAGAGUUCACAAUGAGGCAAGGAGUUCCGGUACUUAAAGCUAACAAAUAGCUUUAAGUGCUGCAAUGAUCUCAGCUGUAAUGCUCAAUGUGCAUCAACAUGUUAUAGGCAAGGCAGUUUAUUUCUGUAACACCAUCCAUACACAAGGCAAGUCAAAGUGCUUUACAGAUGCAAGGAAAUUUAUUGGAAAUGAAGAAGAGAAAUUAAAACAACUUAAAAUCAAUAAGACAGAAUCAUUAAUUUUUUCGUCUGUUCUGUGUUAGCCCUAAUUAUUUAUGAAAACUGUUGUUUCCUAUCAGACCUGGAGCUCCAAGGCUUGACGGGUCCCCAAGACCUCAGUGCACAGUGGGUCCCUGACUCAGAGCUUCCCAGCCUUUUACCUGUUCUUCCCAUUUCAUAAGUAAUGAAAAAAAAUGUCAUUGCAGAACUUGAAAGGGAUCCCACCGAACCCCCUUUCAGCUGAUAGAAUAAGAUAAGAUAUUCUUAUUAAACAUAAGAUAUACAGAAUAUGAGUGUUAUUUACAGCUGUUAUGUACAUGCUCAAUAUAUUACAGUUGAGGUACAUGAGUGAUAGGCUAUAUUACAGUUGAGUGUUUUUGCAUGCUAACUCUGCCGUUCAAUAUUUUAUGUUUUUUUCAAACAUAAUUUAGGAUCAAGAUGACUAAUAAAAGUGAAAAGUUUAGGAAUCACUCCAGUAGAGUACUACAGCCUGCGUCUCUUACACUGACACCUUAUCUUUAGGGUAAAAUAUCCCAUCCACAGGGUUUCCUCUAAAAUUGCUUACUUUUGCAACUUCGAAUCCCCCAAGUUUUGGACAACAUAACAUUACAGUUUUUUUGGAAGCAGUAACAGCUGUUCAAUCGCUCCUUUUCACAGUAAAAAUGUAAACAGUAGUUUAAGCUUACAGUCACAGGUGUUGAAGCUUCACUGCUGCCUUUAUCGUCCAGCUGUUGGGAGUCGUAUUGAUACUAUUUCAACAUUGUUUUGACUUUCUUUGGUUAAAUCACAGAAAUAUAUUUUUUUGUUGGUUUCUUAGGGCUGCAGUAAGAUGAAUUUCAGCUCACUUUAGAGCCAAUUUAUUAUUUUUCUUAUAUCAAAUUAACCACCAUCAUGCUGUGAUAUAGAAGCCAAGCAACGACCUUACGUUGCAGACAGGGAUUUAACGCUGUGUUUUAUUCUGUGCAAUGACAAUUAAAGAAAGUCUAAGUGAAAUGUUGGAUACAGUGAAACUGAGACUCGCUGGAAACAGAUGGACAGGUGCACCACAGCUAAAACAGAACACCAGUGGUUGGUGUCCAUUAGAGGAAUCUUGGUUCUGAUCCAAGCUAACAGGCCAUCAAGCUGGGCACUGGUCAGCCUUAAAUGACUGUGGGCAGCAGAAAAGUUCAUCCAAGUUCCGGCUCAUUGAGAAGAAGGAGACAUUAGAUCAGCUGAGAGUUCAGGGGCAAGGGUGCACCAGCUGCUGGUGUGAGUGUAACAUUACAUCUGACCGACAGCUGAGAGUGAAUGCAAGUGUAAUGUUGUGACAUGUGCAUCAGUUAGACUUCAGUCCUGUUGAUGACGCACAUUGAUAUUGACUGAACAGCACACAAGAUGAGACUGGCACAGUUAGUCCUGGUGUGCUCAGUAUAUUAUGUAUUUAUUCAUUUAUGCUUUAUUUGUGUGGAAAAUAUGCAAUAUACAGAUAUGUAUUUUUGGAACAGUCAUCAGAUGCAAGAUUUUGCGUUUUCCUUGGGGGGAAAAGACACAUCCCGGGGAAGACUUUUCUGGGGGAAAGUCCUGCCUCCUUCGCCUCUGAUUGGGUAGGAAAGCUGGAAACGUCGUCACAUGCUCAAGCCAAACGGUCAGCACUUAUAGCCAAUCAGAGGCGAAGGAGGGCGGGACCGUCCCUUAACAACCAGCGCCCCGGGUGGAGGCAAGAAGACAAAAAUGGAGUCUACUUUAACUUCAAGUGAUGGCGAAUUGGUACUCCUUUUGCCCUCUCAAAAGAAAAGGAAACGUAGCACAUGGGUGCAUCCAAUAUUACAAAAAAGAGAACUUGGUGAGUUUCACUGCUUGGUUCAGGAGCUGAAACUGUACCACAAUCGCUGAUUGUUUUCAAUUCUGAUUAGACACUUGUGUUGAAAUGGCUUUCUGUCAUGAUAGCAUGCACUGAGUUGGGGCCAGUAGCAGAUAAGCACAUGAAACUAUGGUAACAACCGUUAGCUUACGUUAGCACAGAUGAAAGUUAAAACAAAGACAUCUAGCAAACUGUUAAAGCACACAAACCAUCAUCAUAUGAGAAAUCCGACGCUUUGACUCUCUACAAGUUGUUAUCUUUGUAAUAUUUGUGUCUUUUAAAAAAAUGCACUCUGUUUCCAACACGUAAACAAUCAGCCUGUCGGAUAUGUUGGAUAUGUUGGAUAUGUUGAAUAUACCUGUGAAUCAGAUGUCGCAACAACACGCAAUCUGAUUGUCAGAAGUGGACACACAGUUUGCGAAACUUUAAAAAAAAAAUGCUGCAAUAUCGCUGAUGUGAACGCUUGUAUUGACAGGAUACUGGUUCGAAAAAAAAUAUUGACGUCCAAAAUAAUCGCACGACAGAAACUGUCCUGGUGUGAAAGGACCUUAAGAGUAAAACAGUAGUGAAUGCAAACAUGGGUAUUCACUUGAUUUUUACACAACAUAGAUGCUGGGUGUAAAACUUUCGUGCAUCAAGGUUGCAAAUUCAGGAUUUUGCUCCUUCCACAGAAAAAGCUGUCUGAGAGAAAGUUUCAAGUUUCAAAAGUCGGUCACAGCAGUCAGGCAAAUUCUGAAGGGCGCUGGUGCACUCAGCUCUAAUAUGAACCCUGACAAAUCACUGUUAAAUACUCAAACAUUACCAGAAGGGCGAGUAUUCACAGGUUGUAUUUCUACCCAUUCAAAAUAAUCAGAGAUGAUCCCUCUAGUGUUGCUCUGUGUCUUUACAAAGGCAACAUGAGACUCCACAUCGGCUCAUCAGGCGGAGUGGGAGUGGGGUGUUGAGGGUAACUGAGAGAGAAGCGGGCGAGUCAGAAAACAGAACAAUUACAGACAAACACAUUGUGGUCUAACGUAGGCGAGUGUGCUGUGUCUGAGGGUUUGCUGUUCUGUGAGCAUGCAGACAAUUAACCCCCCUCUCUGACGUCCUCCACCUUCUCCCUGCACUCAGUCAUUAACUGGAGCAGCCUGACCUUGAGAACUGAGCUGCACCCCCAAAGUUAUAUAACAGCAGCCCAGCUACAGACCACCAGCACUUCUGACAACCUGUACAAAUAAAUUAUUUCCAUAUGUUCAUAACUGGGACAUACACAAAAACUGAGAACUGCUCUUUAGAAGGAAAGAAGAAAAAUGUGCAGAGCUAUGUGUGUAACUCUGUGCGUGUGCUUGCUUGAGUGAGUGUGUGUGCUGCAGUUUCUCAGUGUGUGUUUACAGCCAGUUUACAGAAGAUUGAGUUUUCAAGUUAUACAUCACCAUACUGCAGCAUGUGAGGACACAGCUGAUGGGGAAAGAGUUGUGUAACUUUCACAGCCUUUAUGUCACAAAAUUUAAUUAGUGAGUAAAACUGGAAUGGAGUUCAGAUUUUCCUUAUUACACCUUCUUGGAAGUCUGUCAAGGACAUCCUCAUCAGCACACCUGUGUGACCCCGAGCAGCCAAAUGUUCAGACGGUAAAGGGGGGCUCAGAUGAUUUCUCGAAAUGUAUGUAUGCAUUUAUGUGUAAUCCAGCUGUCCUGAGGUGGGAUGGAUGGAGGGAAAGACCUGAUUAUGAAUUCUUUCCUCUUCAUCCAAGUCUGCCUGGACUCAGCCGCUCCUCCUCAUGUACUCUCUCAUGUCCUCUCCUCUCACUUCUCAUCUCGUCUUGUCUCUUAUCUCCUCUCCUCCUUUGCUCCAAAGUUUUUCCCUGAAAGCUGCCUGACCUCCGGAGAGAACUGUGCAGACUUUAUUUCCAUCAACAACCCGCCUCAUACUCAGAGCAAUUCACAGCAUGAAAAUAUCUACAUGGACGACAUUCACUGUAAAGUUCCAAACAGAUUAGACCAAGCCUAAAAUCAUUCAGGAAUCAGUCACUGGACUGGCCUUUCUUCAACAUAGGAAUCCUCACACUGUUGAGCAGCUGAAAUGCUGCAUCAGGCAAAUAUGGGGCAACAGAAACUGGGCCUCUUGGAUCAACAUACACCUGUCCUAGCUGUCUUAAGAGGACGUAAAACUUUAAAUGCACAUUUAUUUCUUGUGUACAAUCAAUAAGGGCUGGGCAAUAUGGCCUCAGAUCAAUAUCACAAUAUAUUGCAGUUCACCUCGAUAACAAUAAAUGGACGAGAACUACUCCACAAGCUGCUCACCCCCUCCCACAUUAACUUCGUCUACUUCAGACGCUUCUCCAGCCGCUAUAACUUUUCAACUGUCCUCCAUCUCCUCACCUGUCUUUCCCUCUUUGUUACAGACUGGAUGGGUCGGAGUCAUGUCUCUGAUGUAGGACAGAGUGUAAAAGGGACAUGAGACCAUAGCCUACCUACACACAACCAAAACAAACUUUUAUUUAUUUAUUUAUUUGACACUGAAUAUAUUGACAUUGGCAAAAUGAUGUCGUUUUUUGUAAAUUUGGGUAUCGUUAAAUUUUCAGUUUAUUGCCCAGCCCUACAAUCAAGUGUUUUAGUCUCAGUAAUAUGUAAUGUUUCCACUGUUUGCCUCUAAAUAACCCUGAAAAGGAAACAAGACCAUCAACAUCAAGACUUACAUUUAAUUUGUUGUAACUUUUGAUAAUUAAAAACCGUGUGUGCUUGUAGGAUGAUUUACAGCAGACUAAAGAAAUGGCUUUUCUACAAAAAACAAAGUUUUGUUAUGGCAAAUAUUCACAGUUAAUGAUACAUGCCAGUGUUAAAAGAUGAUAGGAUAAGGUUUUUGACUAAAAAGACACGUGCUUUGGUCAAGAGAGGAGAGGUGUAACUUUGUUUAUAGGGGGCGCCAAAACCAACACAAACCAAAAGUUCCUCACAGCAGCUUCACCAUUUUUACACAGGAUGCAAACUUUUUCUUGACGUGAGAUUUUACCGGGGCAGUCAGAAAUAGACUUGAGCAGUCCACCUGUGUAUUAUGAGUGGGACACAAAGGUCUUUGUUGUGAAUUUGUGCUGUUCUAUUAAACAUUGAUUAAUAGAUCGUUAGUAACAUUGAAGACUUCCUCAAAUUCCUUAUGUCCUUUAGCUUCCUCACCUUCUCUUACAUGGUAUCGAUUUCUUUGUAAAUGAUAGAUAAUGAGUUUAUGUGUUGCAUUAAUAUCUUUUGGUCCAAACUUACUCUUAAAACCUCCAAAAUUUCUUUAUAAUACUACAUACUGACCAAUCUUGGUUAUAGUAGACUUUCAGCUCCCAAGAAGAGGUAGAACUUUAUUGAUCCCCGAAAUUCAAUUGUCUGUAGUCUCAUGUGUCAUGUCUCAAGUCAUCUUAAAUGACAGGCUUUAUCAAAGAAAUCUGGCAUUUUUGUAUCAAUGUAACAAUCAUUUCUAAUUAAAGUUCAGAUUUUAUUGAAUGCAGGAAAACUCAGACAGUCCUCAAAGGCCGUUACAGACAUAAUGGGUGCAGGGGGAAAGAAAUAAAUGUUCACAGUGUCAGAACAGGUAGCAUGAAGUGUCCGAAAUAUCUCAUCUAACUUUAACCCUCAUGUCCCUGCCAUACCUUUAGUCAUCACAGUAACCAGAUAAACUGAUAAUAUUUAAAACAACAAUAUUACAGCACUUGACUGUUUCAGUAAAGACAAAUGAUCAUUACAGAACACAUACACUGAAAAAACUCUAAUCAGUCAUAACACCUCAGUGCUCUUCAAAGUCUACAUUACUUGACAGGAUUUUUAUUACAAGCCAAAAUAACAGCUUUAUUUUAACUUUUUACUGACAGUUCCGGCUUCAUUUUUUUCCCCUUUUUAUAUAAAAAAAUUCCACUCAAACAAAUCCACCCUCUUGAAGUGGAGUGAGAUGAUUAAACAGGAAUUUUGUGAAUACACUUAUGAGUCUUUGCAGUGCUGUCACCCUGUGGUUCCUGAUGAUGGGUUUGGGUUCCUAAAAAUGUCAGUUAACGUACUGACUCCAAUCAACUUCUGGUUAAUUCAGACACCAGAAAAGAAAUAGUGUUAAGUUUCAGAGGUGGACAAUAACAGGGUUUCCACCCGAGGUACCUCACUAAGUUUGUACCCCUGAAUUGUCGUCAUUUCCUACCACCAGAAAUGCUGCUUGAUUUAGACCCCGAAUCCCCCAUCAGAACCUGACACUAGAGUUGUGGUCUGAGGGCAGUAGAAAAAAAGCAUCAGGUCUCAAUACCAUGGGGGGGAUUAAAGAUCCCAGAGAGGCCCUCAUUGAGUCCAGGAUCUCACGGCUGCAUUAUUACAGGUUGAACCCCAGAAAAUGAUCCCUGCUUAGGAGAUGGUGUGAUAUAAGUCAGCCUGCGAUGAGUUAGGUACGUGCUCAGAUCCACACGAGAAUGUGAAAAAUGCACAACUCUCUCUUAAUCAUCUCAAUAAGUUUUGAGAAACUCUUUGGUUAGCCGUUUAACAUUUCAGUUAAUCCAAGAAAUUUCAAAACUUUGGCUCGGUCAAACCUUCCAAGGAGCUUUGCAUGAAACAUGAAGUGCAGACAUUUAAAGGUUUUGAGUGUCCUCUUCAUAAAAGUAUCACUGCGAGACGAAAAAAUCCAGUCCUUCAUUCUCAGCUCCUGACCGACAAACACAGGGACGUUUUAAUUAUACUGCUUAAUGAGCCGCCUGUUCGGUGCCGUCUCUGCUAAUGAAAUUCCUGCUUCAUGACUGGAAUCUGAGACCGUCACCCAGUCAGCAGGAAAAGCCAAAGGGAAGUGAAGGCAACAGUGGAGCCUCGGCAUCUGCUUCUUUUACGGCAAGAGAUCAAGUCUGGAGCAGCUUACCUCUGCUCCUGGAGAGAUCCUCUUUCACUGAGUGGGACACAUCAACCAGCUUACUUUGAUUAGGAUUUCCUGAGAAAAAAGAAAAAAAAAAACCUGCAGGACGGUUUCUUAUUCACCCCCUCUGUAGUAGUGCUUCAUGGAAACUGUUCGAAGAAAGUCACAAAUUGGAGAAACUUUGCAGUGCUUCACACCACGAGCCCUUUUUAAGCUGUACAUCAUGAAUGAUCUAAGGGAGUGGCUUCUGAAAUUUUUGUAUUAGCUCUGCAUCAGAUAUAUUAAUGUCAUAAGCAUCAAUAACAUGGUCAGAAAGUGUGUCAAUAAUGCUUUUCAAAAUAAAAGCCAAAUCUGAUUUUCCCUAGAGAUAGAUUCUCCCUUGUUUUCGUACAAUGCUUUUAUUUUGAAAUUGUGUCUGGGAUGCUUAUUUGGUAUAAGAAGAAACUUUCACAUCUCCAAGGCUAUGGUGAGCUUUUGUUUAAGAAAGUGAGAUACUCUGUUAUUUAUUGAAUAGAACCAGGUUAAAAAGAAUUUUACUACUAUUUCUAUCUUCCCCUCUUUCAUCUCUAUGUCCCCUCAGCCAAUGUCUCUGUGGGAACCACCUGUUACAGCCAUAGACUGUACAUACAUGGACGCCGCCUGCCUCUUUGCCGGGUGAAGCUACCUGGAGAACAGCACCCUCUAGUAGCGGGCUGCAGUAUAGAUCAUAAACCCAGCCUCCUCCAGCAAUCCCUAUGGAGCUGUGGACAAACUUUAGAAAUUUAUUAGACAGACUUUUAAUUCCCCCUCUGCCUGGUUGCGAUGUUGACAUGUAGUUACUGUAAGACUGGUUUGUGCUCAAGUCCUCUUUUUUCUGUAUAGCGCCAUUUUUAAAAGUUGUUAGACGGUUCAUGUUUUCUAUGAUUGACACUUGAUACAGCCUAUGGGCGUACAACGUUUACAUAGCUCACCAGGAGGAUACGCUGUUUAAGCAGAGCCUCACCACAGCGACUGCCGCUGAAAGCGAACAACGCUACUGUGCAAGUGGUGGAGUGCAUACUACGCUACUGUACAAUGUUGGUUUUAGCGAGUGGAGAAAAAAACCUUGUACCGAGAGCUUUUGGCUUCAACUACGUAUACUGCUGGAAGGAGGAACCAAGCUGUCCACAGUAUAUACAGUCUUUGGUUAAAGCACAGUAGAUUACUAAUUAUCAUAGCGUUAUUAGUUUUUUUUUUUCGGUCCUUGGCUCUAAUGUUUAUUUAGUGGGGAAAAAAAGAUACCCUCCUGAAAGCUGUGCAUUGUUGUGAUAAGCCAUGAUCCUUGAAUGAGGAUCAGCUGACCACUUUUUGGAGAUGGACCUGGCUUCAGACACAACAAAGCUGGAACUAUGUUAGCAGAUGUGGGGUUAGAAGUUGGACCUCCAUUUGGAUCCCAGUUGUGAAAAAUAAAAAGGAAAUCAAGUGAUUUCACCCACGGAAGCUGGUUUUUUCUUUGUCUUUUUUUCACAAACUUGAUCAUUUAACAGACUUACAUAGUUAAAAUAGUUUGAUGGAGAACAACUUAACCUCCAUUUUGUACUUGCACUUACAGACCUGUACUGUGCCUGCAGCCCCAGUACUCCUGACUUUAAUUCAUGUAGGAUGGUAUAGUCCUUUACAGACCUCUUCUGGACAAAGAGUGUUAGCAUAAAGUUGGUGUCCUGAAAAAGUACUGUUUAUUUCUCAAUGUGGGCAAAGAUUUAUUUUUAUAAGGCAUCUGCAAUAAUACCAAGGACAGAAAGAGCUCAGCUGAGUUGAGAGACAGAUGGAUGAGCUGAAACUGACAAUCUCAGCGCCACCUCUUUGUCUGUUGUUAAGUAAACUGAGAGUUAGUGCUCAACAUUACCAACACGCUGCCUGCCUCUGUCGGCCUCAGUAAACAACAGUUAUAACCGAGGAUCUAAGCGGCAGAAGCAGCAGCUGAUCAGCCUCUGUGAGUCACGAUCCCUUCAGAGUGCAGAGCAGACAGAGUCAGUGUUGGUCCGUUGUGCUUGAGUUGGUUUCACACUUCAAAACACUGUUAUUAGUCUGUACAACUCAAAAACAUCCCUCUGGUUUCUCUGCCUUGUAAACCAGGGGCAGCUCUUUGGUCUUGGGGGGGAUGGGUUCCCACUUAUUUGCACAGGUGGGAUACAGAGCUGCUUUUAUUGGCAGCUCUUAUCUGUGACUCCAGGGCAGUUAGUGUCUUUAUUUCUACCUUAAUACAAAAUUUGUCCUCUCAAAGUUUUUCACUUUGGCAUCCCUCCAUUAGUGCAUGUAUCAUAUUCCUGGUAUAUGUGUGUAGCUUAUGCUCAAUGACAGGGUCUCAAAACCAGUUUUCUUCAUCAUCACCAUCAUCCUCCUCUUCUCUCCUUAACACGACCUGACAAUAUUUGCCCCUCUAGACUCACUAGCAAACAAAACUCCUGGAUCAUGACUUCAUCAGAGAGGCAGACGGAUCAGUUCAUUUCACUUUAUUCUGCAGGAACUCCGUCUGCCUCCAUGCUACUGUUACUUCCAGCUACUUGACGCCGACCAGUGCCAAGUUUAAUGACUUGUUAGAAAGAUCAGGCUCAGUGCAGCUUGGCACCAGGGUUUCUCAGAUGGACUCCCAUUACCAGCAUUCCUUUUCAGCAGUAGAGCAUUUGCCCAUCUGUCUCCAGUGACUGGAAGUGAAGCUUUAUCUGGCUUAUUACUGACUUAAUGAGUAACUCUGAUAGGUUUUUAAUCUGUAAAAAUCCUCGCAUUUGCUUGAUUUAAAUAGGAGCUGCCACCCAUUGCGGAUUAAAAUCCAUUCAAAUCUUUGCAAUGAUGUAACACAGAACAUUUGAAAAAAGUUUUAUCAUCCCAUUUGUGGAGUCCCGCCUGUCAGUGCCAGUUUUUGUUCCCAUCAGUGGAUGGUAACCCUUAUCUUCUAAGCUAGUGUGCCCCUCAUGACUGAGGCCAGCUGCCACUCACAACUAGGGCUGGGUAUCGUGGCCAAUUUCCCAAAUCAAUUUGAUUUCGGCAUAAAGGUCCUAAACCCAUUUGAUUCAAUUCAGUCUGCUCUCAAAUAAUGACUUUAGACUUCAGUUAAUGUUGUGCUCUUUCACAUCAAUCUGACGUAAUCAUGCCACUGCUUCGUUAUGAAUGAGAAUCAGUAUUUCAAAAUUUAAAUGAAACUGAUCCAAAAUCGAGUGAAUAGACUUUUUUUACCCAGCCCUACUCACCACCAUACAACCAAGAUGAUGAAAGAUGGAGAGACUUGAUGAUUAUCUGGAGUCAAAUGCCUCAAAGCCUUUUGAAUUGUUCAACAUUGGAGGUAGGGCCGUAAUGCAGAUUUUAAUUUGAGGAUUAUCAGUGCAGCAGGUUCACAAUAAAAGUACCUGAUGGAGGUAGAUUAGGAGGAUGCAUAACAGUUUCCAUUGAUAUAUAUCUGAUGGUUAAAACUUGACAAAUUGAGGUUAAUUCAGAUUUGUUGAGGGCCACUGAUCACUGAUUGGAGGGACGAACAGAGGAGUGUUUUAAUAAAGAGUAAGACCACUCAGUUUUUUUCACAUUAUUCCCACUUCUACACUGUAUGGCUGUCAGUUUUUCAAAAGAUUAACUUUGGAUGAAUAUUAAACUUGACAUGAUGUUUGCAGACAUUUGAACUUUGCUGUGUUAUUGGUGACGACAUUACCCCAAGACUCUGGCGAGGGGCCCACGAUAAAAAAGGAAGUCACACAAUGUUGCACAUUUUCUGUUAUUUUGUUCUACAGUGGUGCCACCUCCACUGCUGCCACCUAUUUAAUGUGGGUGGUAACUAGGGCCCGACCGAUUAAUCGGCGUGCCGAUUAAAUCGGCCAAAACUCACCAAUUUUCGCUAAUAUUUUCAGAAAUAAAAUGCGGAGAAGAAGUUUCUGUUUCACUUCGAAAAUGUUCCACCAUUUGAAAAGAUCCCCCGACUUAUCCAGUAGAUGGCGCAGCGACCUCAUGACAAUCUUCAUCCCUAACAAAUUAAAAACACUUUUGUGGUCCGAGUUUGAUCUGUCGAUCUUCCUGUCGGCAUGAAGAUCAGUACCCUACUGCAUAUCUACAGGAUAUAGUAUACUGUAGAUAUCUACAGUUUAUAUAUAUUUUUUAUAACUGAAUAAAUAAAUUUUAAAAAUCGACCGAUUAAUUGGUAAUCAGAUCCCCCCCCCCCCCCCAAUAAUCGGUAUCGGUCGGGCCCUAGUGGUAACGCACCUUUGAGCCUGCAAACUUAACAUUAUUGAGUAAAACAGCCCAGUAAAAAUACAGUGUAAAUACAGCCCAGUCUUUUUUUUUUUUUACUUUACUGUCUAUGGCGUGGAUCUUAAAUAUUUCCACUCAGCACUUUUCAGAUGUUUUGGUGCAGUGGCUUUACGCAUUCGGCGAGAGGCUCGGGGGGAGUUGCUGUGAUGAUGUUUGGCUCUAACAGCAUAUCUGGGUGAGCUACACAAUCUUCGUAUGCCCAUAGGCUGUAUCAAGUGUCAAUCAUAGAAAACAUGAACCCCCUAAUAAGUUUUAAAAAUGGAGCUGCACAGAAAAAAAGAGGACUUGAGCACAAACCAGUCUUACAGUAACUACAUGUCAACAAACCAACCAGGGAGAGCAACAUUUGUAUUUUGUGUAAUUAAUUUCUAAAGUUUGUCCACGGCCUCAUAGGGAUUGCUAGAGGAUUUAUGACCUAUACUACAGCCCAUCACCAGAGGGCGCUGUUCUCUCCAUGGCGUCACCCAGUGAGGAGGCGGACAGCGUCCAUUCUAUAUACAGUAUAUGGUCAGGUUAUAAUAAGAGCGCCCUCUGCUGGAUCACAUGGCAAGCUACCUCAGGACCCUUGAUGCGCAGGUGCACUGUAUUAUUAUGAGUUAGAAUAGCUCAUUACAGUUAAAAUAUGAACUUUUGCUCCGGAGUUUAAAUAAAGGUGUAGAUUUCAGUUAAAAAGUAACAGUAUACCAAGUUCAUUUGUCUCCUAUGCCUAAUUUUUUUUUUUUUUGUACAGUUUUGCCUGUACUAUGUAAUCAGUAGACUCCUGUGGUAGGCCUUAACCUUGUUUUUCAAGCGUUCAGUUAUUGAUAAAUGCAGCAUUUUUUGUGCUGAUACUUCAACUACAGCCCCAAUGCCUCAAGAUAUGUGACCUUAUAAAACACACCAGAGCCUGAAAAUUACAUCACUAUACUAGUGGCCCCUAGUCUUUCAAAACAGAGACACCCAAGGAGCAACACAAGUGUACACAUCUAAGUGGGAGAUGCUCGGCUUCAUGCAGUAUGUAUGCAACAAUUAUUCUGGCCCAUUGGCUUCCAAUACUCUGGGGCCCUCUUGGUUCUAGUUUGGAAGUCCGUGACUUGGGUGAAUCCAUAACACAGUGUUAGAGAGAGCCCUCUGCUUUGUCGCAGGCCUGUCAGAGCUUCCCUGAGAACAAAGCAUCUAUCAGUCACAUUUGUACACUCCAGGAAACAAGCUAAACAGACACCAGAUGGGCCAAACAAUACAAUGCUCAUUCCAGGCAAGAAGUUGGCCUCCGCGGAGGUGUCUGCUGAGGGCCUCAAAGAAGCAGUCCCACGUUGAUGCUGAAGCCCCCGGCUAGCUAAGUACAUCAAGGAAUGUUAAAACCUCUCAACAGCCUUAACAAGAGGAAUUAAUGUCAACAGUUAUCAAGAUGACGAGGAUAAGGAUAAGGGAGUAGAUUGAUGCAUGUAAAUGAGUUCAGCCUGAGUCAGGUUUUGCUCUGUCACGACAAUAUCUUUGUCGCAUAGUAAAUAUGUUUGUGUUUUAGGCUGUGUCUGAACAAACCUUUUAAUACCACCUAAUGUGAUAACAGAGCUCCAACACUUAAUCAGUGUUAUGAUUGUGGGGUGUGUGUGUUUUAAUAUCACUUUUAUAACAUCCACAUUGGAAGUACUGUGACUCAUAACCAUUGGCAAUGAAUCUAAUUAAUGCAUUGGGAGGGAUUUCUUUAAACAGUGUUAGGCAAAAAUGUGGAGGUCAGACUGUAAGAGGAGGUGCACAUGACUAUUUCUGUAUUUAUUCAUUUUUUACACAACUCAUCUGCCCAAAAGACACACAUAGGUGCAGUUGUGGUGUAACUUCUCAAAACAGAUUUUCAGUAUUUCACACAGUCUGGUCCUCAGAACAGAAGUGUGCGUUUGGUUGACUUAACGUCAUCAGGCAGGACCUGGUUUACUGAAUAGUUGUUCAUUGAUAUUUUAAAGAUUUUAGGGAGGAAAUGUCUGUCGUAUAUUGUGCCUAAACUGUAUCACACUAGCACCGUGGUUCUCAGUCCAGUCCUCGAGGCCCACUGUCCUGCAUGUUUUGGAUGUUUCCCUGCUCCAACACACCUGAUUCAAGUGAUCAGCUCGUUAUCAAGCUCUGUAAUAACGAGCUGAUCAUUUGAAUCAGGUGUGUUGGAGCAGGGAAACAUCCAAAACAUGCAGGACAGUGGGCCUUGAGGACUGGACUUGAGAACCACUGCUCUAGCAGUUUUAUGUAGUCUUUGGUUAAAAUGACAAAUGAGCAAUGUGUAGCCAGCACAGGCGUGUGGACACAGCCAUACCAAGCCUCUACCCUGGCUCUUCACAACAAAGAUGUUUCAUUACAGUAUCCUGUGUAAGCAUCUUCUCAUUACCCGUUACCAUCUCCUACUGAAAGCACAUGCUGCCCAGUUUUAGAAUUAUUGUUAAUUCUUGUUUUAAAUAUUCUUCUUCUUUAGCUUUAGCUCUUAUAAAAUGCACAACGUAUGGGGUUUGUGGGAGUCUGCAGCACUUGGAAAACCCAGAGCCAGACCCUGCAGUGCUCCCACAACAGUACUCAGUCCAGAUAGAGCAUUAAGAAAGGCUUAGACCCCCCCUUUGAGUCUUAGAUUCCAGUAAUUACAGAGUUGAAGAAUUGUGUUAGCCGAGAAAAAAGGGGCAAGAUCCCCCAGCAGGCUGCUGUGUUUGACAUGAAAGUAGAGCUGAGCUGAGCCUGGAGUGAUGGAAACAGACUUGUAGUGUAAACACAUGUUCAGGGGCUGUUCCAAGCUUUCAGGACUGAUGAACACUAAACCGCCUGCAGAGCUUUGCUAUCACAUCCAGCUCUUUGUCUCUCGCUCGACGUGAUAUUUUCUAACACUGUCAGUGUAUCAAGGGAUAUCAAAUGUUUAUAUCCUUUCUUUCUCCUCAACCUGAGUUUAAAUUGUUUGAUUAGGACUGUGCUGUGGCUUACAUGCUUUGUCAGAAAACAUGAUAGUGCUGUUUGUUGUACCUCUCCAUCCCUCAUAUCAGGAGAAGCCUAUAAUACCAAAGUUUUAUGGCUGCAUAAUAAUAGGUUGGUUUGCCUGUCAUUCUACACCUGGAUUAUCUCUCUGCUUGUGUUGCCGGCUCUAUAAACUCACCCUGCAAAGUGAACCAGUAUGUGGCUGAUGAAAAAAAAAAAAGUGUUCCUCUAUCUAAAUCUAUCUGUAAAUGUGGGAAUACUCUAAAUGUGGAAAGUCUGCUAGGAAAACAAACCACAGGAGCCAUAAGGACAUUAUCACAUAUGGGCUGACUUAUUCUGGCCCUGCUUUUGUUAAUCAGAGAAUCAUGUGACAGUAACUCAGUGCACUGAAAGAUUGCAGACACCCAAACAAUCAAACCUAAAAGAGGGGAGGGAAUGUCAUUUUAUGGUGUGUUAAGAUAGAAAAGAUUUUGAAUUUUACCGUGAGCUCAUAAAACUCCUCCUUCAUGCUGGUUGCUUCUUUCAACAGAGGAUAGAUGAAGGAGAAGCAGCAGCAGCAGACUGCUAGUAAGCUAGCUAUAACAGCCCUCUGAGAGAUGGGUGGACACUUUUAAAAACUGAAACUCAGAGUUUAAUCAUGGAUCCAGAACCAGUGUGAGAGCAGGUACAUUUUCAGGUUACUAAUCAAUUGGAAAUAUAUACUUCCUAAUCAUUCUUUUAAUUUUUAUCUAUCAGUUUGUAACUUACGAUCUGCCAGAAGCAGUGUAAGGUAAAUGUUAGGGGUUGAAGAAAAAAUCGAUACAGCAUAGUAUUGCGAUAUUUUGUCUGGUGAUAUAUGGUAUCAUCUUGUUUACAACGUAUCAUUUUUUUAAGUAAUUGUGAAUAUGAAGUCAAAUCUAUGAUAAUGGAAACAUAAAAUCAACUUUUUGUCCAGUGAGGUUGGCAGAGGUGGCAUCAUAGAGCAGGAUAAAAUUAGUCCAACAAAUAUAUAUAAGGUUUGCAAGAUGCUCUACAUUAAAAUAAUUAGCUAAACAGUUGAAAAAUGAUAUAAAUCGCAAUAUAUUGUAUCGCAAUACUUACUGUAUUGCAAAGUGUAAAAAAUCUUAAUAAUAUCGUAUCGUGGCCCAAGUAUCGUGAAAACAUUGUAUCGUGGGGCCACUGGUGAUUCCCACCCCUUGUAAAUGUAUGUUUGACCAUGCAGGAAAUCAAGCCUAAACCUAAGCACAAGAGGGAAAUAUCAACAUUUAGGACGGAUUUGAGACAGUGUCUUCUACAAAGAAAUUUGUGUCACGGGGUUAGUGAUGUGGACAUAUCAUACAUUUUGAUAUCCUUAGAGAUAGAUGAUGACAUGUGAGGUAAGUGCAUGUGUUAGUUAAAGGGAUAUUCCGGCGUAAAAUGAAGUUAUGGUCAAACACACCGCAACACAGAGUUAGACACCCCGUCGAGAGAUGAAUGUUGCCGACUGCUUGCUUCUUUAGUUAUACCAACUUGAGUAACGACCGCAGAUAGCAAUACUCAGAGCCACGCGCUCAACCAAAAAAGCCACUCUAUAGCCACAAAUAAUGCUCAGAACAUCACCUAACUUCAUCAACAGUACAUAUGUGUGAUUUAAGAUGUAGGGUAGGACAUUUGAACAGCUUAUUAACAUCUUGAUAGACGGCUAGUCUGCUAGCUACAGUGCAAAGUUGUGUUGUUUUGCUCUCCAUGGAGAAGUCUUGGUAAGUGUCAUGGAGGUCCUUGGCGAGGUUUGAAAUGUUUCCUCCUGUUAGUGACACAGUUUCAAAGCAUGAUUGGCUCACAUGUUUUGAUAAGCCAGUGGGUUUCCCCCUCACAGUUAGAUCUGAAGGGUAAGUAGUCCCUCAGGGGGACUUUGCAGCUGGUUGUGUUGAACAGUUCAGAAAAUGACUCGCUGUUGUCGCUGGUCAUGGACAUGCUGAGUUAGAAGCAUUGCUUUUCUCUCUCUCAGUCAAAGUGCAAACAUGAAUGAUAGGAAGUAUCAAAAAAGUGUAGAAAUCUCUGUGCUGUGCAACACGAGUGAGAUACAGUGAAGCUGCGAUUUUCCAGGGAUGGAUGGACAGUCACUCCAUGGCUGCAACUGGUAGUUGAGACACAGUUCAUGAAGGAGGAGGAGGGGGAGGGGGAAUCAACCCAGCUCUCCAGGUGAUGUUAUGAACACAGACACGGUGGUGUUUGGGUAUCAGAUGUAAAAAGACUUUGACUGUGGAAUGAUUGUUGGUGCCAGACAAGCUUGUUUGAGUGUUACAGUGACUGCUGAUCUCCUUGGAUUUCCUGCACAAAAGUCUCUGAAGUUUUCAUAAUUUUCGCAAAAUCUCCAGUGAGCAGCAUAUCAAAUAGAGAAAACACCUUUCUAAUGAGAGGUCAGAGCAGAAGGGCCAGACAGGUUCAAGCUGUGAUGUGAAGAGGAGUUACAAUAGAGCUCUGCAGAAAAGAAACACAAAGAAACUCACUAAAUCUUGAAGAUGAUUAGAACUGGAGAAAAUUCAACUGAUCAGUCAAAGUCUUGAUUUCUGAUGCUGCAUGCGGAUUGAAGUCUCAUACAGUUACAGUGCCUUGAAAAAGUCUUUAUACCCCUUGAACUUUUUCACAUUUUGUCACUCACCACACUUUUCAAAUUUUUGUUAGUUUAAAUGUUUGAAAACCAUGUAUCAUUUUCAUUCCACUUUACAAUUAUGUGCUACUUUGUGUUGGUCUAUGACAAAAAAUGUUUGUGGUUGUAGAGUGACAAAAUGUGAACAAGUUCAAGGGGUAUGAAUACUUUUUCAAGGCAUGAUAUGUGCAGAGUUUUAAAUCCAUGUACUGAAGUCAAUUCACCUCAUUUUGAGUUGAUGGCGUUGGGAAUAUUUCCUUCGACAUCAUAGGACUAUAUACAAACCGAGCAUUAGGUUGUCAACUGCACAGAUCACUGUCUCUUUAGUAAAUUGUAGAGCCCUUUGCUGAGUCCACAUGCCCUUAAUUUGAUCAGACCAAUCCUCUUUUCAUCCUGUUUUUGUACCACCUACCAAGGCAGACAGGUGGCAGGUUGUUUAGAGUCCCACUGAGAGGGUGUGGAAGGGUUGGAAAAAAACCUCAGCACAUACUCUCUAAAGGCAUGUAUCCGUGAAUGGGUGCAGAUAUCACUCCUGUCAAAGAGAGGUCUUCAAAAUCAAACUGCAUUGCCUCAUCUCAGGUUACAGUAAGAGUGAGAACGACGACCAGCUGAUGACCUGAUGAAGGUACAGUCAGAUAUCUGAUAUAAAUUACUGGGAUUAUUGGAUGUCACUUCCUGGGCCUAAAGACCAGCUGUGGGCUCAGGGGUGAGGGAAAGUUCCUCAAAAGGAUCUGGAUUAAGAGGACAUUGAGCCUGUACUCACUGCACUCGUACGUGUACUCUCUAGUGUAUCUCAUUCUUGAGUUUCUUUGAAAAAAAAACUUUCUGUCUGUCUGUUCAUCUGUGUCUGCAGGGAAGAAGAAGGAGAAGGUGCCAAAAACAGGUGAGGAGGGUCGAGGGAAGAGAAACGCCAUCCGCCUGCAUGAAGCAUACACUGUGGAGACAGUGGUGGUGGCAGACUCUGAUAUGGUGCAGUACCACGGAGCUGAGGCCGCUCAGAGGUUCCUGCUGACUGUCAUGAACAUGGUAGGAACCUAAAACCCCAAAUGUAUCCUCAGUCCUCUGACUUUAUCUCAUCUGUGCUGGUAAAUAAUACGACGCUUUUUGCCGUGUUUGGUUACCACACUCUGAAGUUUUAAAAGUAGAACGAUGAGAGGCAGACGUCCAGGAUUUCCAGAAAGAAUGUCAAAUUUGAGUUUUCCACUUAGUCCAUUUGAACGUUGAAGAGCUGCUGUUGAUCCUGGAUCAUGUCUGUAUAUACAAGUGAGUAGGUUUGAUUUUGACAUUGGUGUGACACAAAAUGGACCUCCUGAAAGUUAAUGUUUAUGCACGCAAACACGCAAACCGACCAAAUGUAAAUAUAAAUGACACAGUUGAUAUUAAAAUCCAUGUUGACAACUUACACUUCGGGGUUGCAGAUAGCAUGCAUUGUCUGCUUCCUGUCCAACUAGCAGGUAACUUUUACAGGCAGAUGUAGUGACAGUGGGGACAGCCAAUCGCAUGUACCUAAGCGAGAAACUGGCAGCCAAUCGAAGAGUGAUAUCUAGGUUAGAGGCAGGACUUCUAGCAGAGACCGACUGUUAACCCUUUGUGUGCCAUAAUCAUUGGUUAAACAUUAUGGACAGCAGUUGUAUUGAUAGGAACUACACUGUAGCAGCUGAUUAUUGGUAGGGACGUGCCCCUAGCAUCCCUACCAAAUUCUAUGCCCUUGUGUAUAUGAUUUCUGAAGUGAGUUUUGAAGCAUUGCAGUGAUUUCCACUCCAGAGUCCAGAGCAGGCCACUGUGUGCGGUAGUAGGACAGGUGCAGGUGUGUUUUGGGAAGAGGGCUGAAGGGGAGCAGAGUGAGCAGAUUAAAGUAAUCACCAUCUUAAGAUCAAACAAACCCACAAAGUACCUUUUCAGUAAUCACAUCUUCAUAAAGAGUCUUCAGUGACUCUAAAUGUGAAGCUGUAGCUCUGAUCACAGGAUGUGUGAGAAGUAAUCAGCUGUCAUUGGAUACAACAAUUACCGACACCAAAGGAAGGCGCUUCGCUCUAACAGCUGUAAGACUUCAAAAAUGCUGUUUAUUCUUCUUUUGAAGUCAUAUUUAAAAAAAAAAAAAAGAAACCUCUGAGCGUUGUGGACCCCUUGUCAUGUGACUCUGCAGGCAGUGUGUAUGUGUAUUAGUGUGGGGGGCUCAGCUGUUACUGUCUUAAUGGCAGUAAUCUAAGUUCCCAGGCCACAGGGAGGCAUUAGUGCCAAAGAGGCGCUCCAAAUUAAAACCCUAAUGCUAACAGUGCCAUUAAACAGUAACAGCCCUGUGUGUGGUUUGUGUUUGUCUGAGCUGUUCUAUUUGUUGAUGCUCUCCUGAGGGGAAAUCUGUCUAAGCGUGUGUCCCCCUCCCUCAGGUCUACAACAUGUUCCACCACCGCAGUCUGGGAGUAAGGAUCAACAUUCGAGUCACCAAGCUGGUGUUGCUCCACAGCCGCCCAGUAAGCCUGACUUUUCACCUCUCUGACCUCUCUAAAAGUCUGUCGACCCCAGCAACCUGACAGACAGCAGAUGCUGCCCCACCCUAUGUGCUGGGUUUGUGUGUGUUUGUGUGAGAAAAUAGAUCACAGCAUUUCCAAACUGUGGCUCAUGUAUUCUUAAAUCUGUGGUAGAAACUGUGAAAAAGUACCAGGAGAGAAGAGGGACAUAACUCACUUUGUGUGUCUUCUUUAGGAAAAGCUGAAAGUGGGCCAUCAUGGUGAACGGUCUCUGGAGAGCUUCUGUCAGUGGCAGUAUCAGGAGUUUGGAGGACCACGGUACCUUGGCACCAACCACGUACCUGGAGGGAGAGAUGAUAUUCCACCUGUGGACACUGCUGUCCUGGUCACCAGGUAAGAAGUCAGCACUCAGGAUAAUGAUAUUCAGAUACUGGCUGUAAAUGUGGAGAACUGAGUCUUUCAGGGAUGCUCGUUGUAGACCCAAUCAUGGCCCUCACCUGUUUCCAAUAAACCAGUUCACCUGUGGAAUGAUCUAAACAGGUGUUUCUGGUUCAGUCCUUUAUUUUCCCAGACUUGACCCUGAACCAGCUUUUUAGGAACAUGUUACAGCAUCAAAUUCAAAAUGAGCAAAAAUUUGCAAAAAAACAAAAGUUUAGCAGUUUGAACUAAGGCUGGGACUCGAUUAAAAAAGCUAAUCAAAUUAAUCAGAGGCUUUGUAAUUAAAUAAUCGCAUUAAUCCAGUGGGCCAGAGAGUUUGUUAAUUUUUCUGACGUGGACUUAAUCAUCUUAGCUCAGAAUCCACUCAUCUGGUUGAGUGUGGGUUGGGUGUGGGUCACUGAACUCGGAGUCGGACGUACGUUAGCUUCCAUGCUAGCUGCAACAUCUUUAGCAUUCAGGUGAUACCAGAGGCUUGGCGUGCUGUGGUGAUAUGCAAAUUCUUUUUUGCAUAGUUUGCACAAGACUAUUUUUUUUCCAGGCUUCCAUCCAUCUUUUUUUUAAACAAAAAUUCCCAUCCUUUCCAGAGCCAAUCAAAGCACAUUCAUCCGCGACUUUGUUCAUUUUUUUAUGCGCUGGGUGGGACUGUAAUCACUGCUGCACUCACUCACAUUGAGGUGUGCUGGUAUAAGCGGUAUACCUGAAACUCGUCCAGUGAGAAACGUUCCGCGGUGCAAAAAUACAGUAGGUGUGAUUAAUAUGCGUUAAUAUUUUUAACAAGAUAAUAUUACUGGGAUUAAAUAAGUCCCUGCCCUAAUCUGAACAGAAACAUCUUUGUUGAAUAUUCAUUUGAAUACACAGUAGGUGGAAAAGAAAUUUGCAAAUGUAUAGGUCCUUUCACACUGGGACCGUUUUUGUCGUGCGAUUAUUUCGGACGUCAAUAUUUUUUUUUGAACCUGUAUCCUGUCAAUACAAGCGUUCACAUCAGCAACGUUUCUCGUCCUGCGAUAUUGCGGCAUUUAUUUUUUCGGAUCACGGCCGAUUUUUCUAAAGUUUUGCAUACUGUGUGUUCACUUCUGACCAAUCAGAUUGCGUGUUGUUGCGACGUCAGAUUCACCGGUAUAUCCAACAUGGCCGACCGGCUGAUUUGUUUACGUGUCGGAGAACAGAGUGCUUUUUGAUAAAAGACACAAACAUUACAAAGAUAACGACCUGAAGGACAACUUGUGGAGAGUCAUAGUGUCAGGUUUCUCAUAUGACGAUAGUUUGUGUGCUUUAACAGUUUGCUAAACAUCUUUGUUUUAACUUUCAUCUGUGCUAAGUAACUUUAUGUUUUUAUUGACACUUGGCACAAUGUCCUGACUUCACUGGAAUUAGAGUUUGUAGUAAAAUGUGCUUGUACAUUAGGGUGUCAGAGCUGCUGUCAGAGAGCUGGACAUAAUGUGAUAAAAGAAGGAAGGGAUCUGAUUAUAGAUCCUGUCCUUCCAAAAUAUCCAAAUUAUCAGUUGCUUAAUUGCAUUUCUGAAGAUCUUCACUGAUACUAAGCCCCUGAAAUAAACUGAUUACCCAAUAAAAACAAAUACAGUCCGUCCACUAGAAGAUUUGAUCAAUCAGAAAUCUGAAAAUGUUUUAGCUGUAGCAGUGAUACCUCAAUCAGUGAAAGAAGGUUUUAAGUUUUGUUUUUCUGAGAAGAGAUGGUGAGGCCUGGACCCUGGGAAUACUCUGGUAUAGUUUGUGAACUUUGACCUUGACCCAUUAGCACCUUCAGGUCAUGACACUAUGCCUUCACAUGCUCAGAGUAUGACGUAAGACUGUCACAGCAGCUCAAAUACUUUACCUCAUUGCAUUUGUAGUUGAUUUCUCUAAUCCAGUAAGUGAUUGAAGUGGUCGCCCAAUACUUUUAUUAUGGAAAUGAUUCAGAAAACUCAAAGAAAAGAACAGGCCCACAGUUUUUGGAGCUGUUCACGGUGAAAUCUGAAAGUUUAUUAAUCUCUUUCAUUAACAUCCUGCAGAAGUCAGUACUGGAAGUCUUGGCCCCUGAGCCGGGCAGUCCUCCUCCUGUUCAUGAAAAAGGGGGAGGAACAGGGGGGUUCAUAUCUAAUCACGUCUUCCUCAGUCUGUCAGUGAGGCAGGUUUGUUCUUCAUCCUCAUGUUUCAAUCCCAACAAGGCGGCAUCUGGCACAACAUGACACAUUCCUAAUUUAGGAUUAGCUAUUAUUAUCUGCUGUAACUCCACUGCUGGGGGGGGUUUACCAGGAACCCUUUGGUUUUAAAUGAGUACUCAUGUCUGCUGUCAGAUCCUAUCCUGUCUCCUCUUGCUGCGGGGGGAGGUAGGGGGGCAUAAAUACAGUGGCCUUUUGUUCUGGAGCCGUGGAGCGGGAGGAGCGGGAUGCUGCCAGCAGCAGUCAGUGAGAGAGAGGCGGCAGGCGGGCAAAUUAAAGCGUGUUGCAGCGCUCUCUCGUUUCCUUUUAUGCCCGCACACUCAACGCUGUGUGUGUGUAUGUGUGUGUGCGCGCAUGUGUGUGUGUGUGUGGUCACUGUAGCCAGGCUUAUAUGGAUGACAUGUCUGUAACAGCUUAUUAACAGUCUCUUCUGAGACGAUAAUCAGAUAUUUGAUCCUGGUCCAUGUUGGUUUCAGGUCUUUGAUACAGACUCCAGUGCUGCCAUCCUGCUGCCACAUGAAAGGGUUUCUAAUCUGUGCUCGGAUGAAAAGUGAAGCAAAAUUUAGCUUCAUGUUUCUCACCCAAGUUUGAGCGCAAUAUGAUUUUUUAAUUUUUGGUCUUGAUAAUAACAAGCCAUGAAUAUUUUCCUGGUGUUCAUAAAAUCACCUCGAAUCUCUCUGAGCUGAUGAAAAUAAUAGAAUCCUGACUGAACACUAUUGUGCCGCCUGCUGUGUCUCACUCGUUUGAAGCAAACCCUCUCUGUCCUCCUGAAAAGCAAAGUACGAGCUCUGACCCUGCCCUCAAACACAUCUAACUUUCACCUCAUUAUCAUGAGGUCAGAUGGGUGUGCAACAAAGUUUGAAAGCGUGAGAAAAUUGUGGAUUUAAUUAUGGACCACUGUAUCCUCAAUUUGUGCUUCAGCAGUAGGGGUCAUUGUGCAGCUGCAGGUGGAGAGAGGAGAGCAGGGAGAGGAGUCGAGGAGGCAGGUGUGUGUAGUUAUCUGUGUGUGUCUGAAAAGCCAAGGGACAUUCUGAGCAUGCAUGAUCACUCAAUACUGCCAGGCUAAAAAGUCAGCGACAUUCUCACUCAAGUUGUAAGACCACAUGCUCUUUGGCAUGUAAGUGAAAUGGUCUAUUGGUAUCACCAACUUUUUAUCACCUUUCUCUUUCUCUCUCCGGCUCUUUCCUGUGCCUUUUUUUGUGUGCAGCUGCAGCCCUCUCCAUCUGUUUACCUCAAACUCUUUCCAAAUGGGCGUCAGCUCCACUUAAUGUUGCUUCAACAUCCAGCUGAUCAGGCGCUGGAGUCUGGGAACACAGCCAGCUGUGGUGACCAUUCAGCAGCCGCUGCACAAGUAGAACAGAGCUGAGUUACUCAAACAGGCUGAGUCAACUUGAGUUAGAGCGUCUGAGGGUGUAAGGAAGCAGAUGAAGGUUAGAAUUUAAUCCCAGGUCAGAUUAAUAACAUUUUAUAACGAUAUUUAUUAGAUAUGUUACUGUGUUUUGGGAAAGGGAACAUCUGGUCUGGAAGCAUAGACUUUAACCCUUAGAGGUGGUCCGCUCACCUCAAACUUAUUGGUUACUUUUAAUCGAAGCUUUCCUAGAACAGUGGCCACGACAGAUGCUGAUUCAAAAAGAAAAAUCAGGGACCUGAACUUGUUUUUAUGUGAUGGUUUAUUUCAGUGGCCUUUACAAUUUGAUAUUGGCUCUAACGCACAUCGUUGUAUGUACACCAUUUAUCCAUUGUUACAUUGCUAAGAGGAUGAGUUUUAUCAUUAUUUGUUGGUUUUUAAGUCAUAAAGGUUACACAUUUUGCAUUAAGCAAUCAGAGAGCAGCUGAAUUGGCUAACAGUCAGGAUAAAUAUAUAAGUUUAGAGUAGUCAUUUGGAGUCAAAAUUGGUUGGAAACUGUGCUGGUCAGCUCGAGCAAUAGAUCGAAUAUUAUGAAAAGAACUUGACAUCUAAAAGAUUAGUUAUGUUUCUUAACUCCAAAAAAGAAGUUGUGCUUUAGUUUGUAGAAAUAAUUUCUGCUAUUUUUAAGGUUUUUUGGUGCUUUUUAUGACAUGAGCUCUACAGUCAACAUCACUGGAUUACCAGGAACCUCAAAGUUUAUUUUUUUCCUCUGAACAUUGCAAAGCACUUCUAUCGAUGGAUAAGAAACAUGGCAACUAUGAAGUUAUCAGAAGAUAUUGAAGUGAUCCCAACCUAUAAAAACAGAUAUAGGCAAUUUGUGUUAAAUUUGGUUUAAGGUUUGACCUUAAUUUUCCCAAUUUUUAAAAAAAUUAUUUGUAAACACUAGAGGCUUUUAAUGAGGAAUAUGAUGUAUGUGGUUGCUGUUUGAUAAAUUGUGUUUGUGAUAAGAAAAAAUAGAUAUAUAUUUUGCUUUUGUUUUUAAACUGAAAUAAAGCAUUAAUUAAUUCAUUCAUUCACUCAUGAACCAGGAGGCUAAAGGCUUCCCUUUGUGCCUCUCUGCUAAGUCUACAAGAAAUGGAGUGUAACCCACGUAGCUCCACCCCAGCUCCUCUUUUUAAUGCUAUCUGAUUUUUAGUGUCAGUGUCAGAUUGUUUGUCAGAAAAACCACAUGGCAGAUUUUGGGCUGUCUGUACUUAAGUGUCAUCUUCAGGCCAAACAGAUUUGGAUGUCUUUUGGUGAUUAAUGACAGCUGCUCAAGUGUACUCUACAGUUUCCUUUGCCGUUGGUGGCGAUGGAAGCUUAAUGUUGCAUGCUGCUCAAACUUUGAUUAAUGUGCUUUCGCUGUAAUUGAAUGAAUCCAUUUAAAAAAAAUAAAAUUAAAUGAACAUGUAUGUGUUAAAUUCUACCCAUGAAAUGACAAAUGAGAGCUAAAAGGUUAGUAUCUGGUUUUUAAACCAUCUGUUAACAUUACUUAGUUAUUGUAAAGUUGGGGUUAGGAUUUUAAAAUUGUAAAAUCUACAAUUUAUUAAUGGUCUAUACACUAUUUAUAAAUGAUGAUUACACAUUAAUAAACUAUCUGCUUACCAUUUAUAGGUUAUGGUUAUUGUAGUGUUACCAUUAAUUCCAGUAAUGAGUAAAGUGACAAACAGAUCUGCAUCCAUUUGUGCAAAAGGUCAUAAAGGACAUGAGACACGUGAUGUCCUGCAGGUCACAUGUUCCCUGCAUGUAUGGAUGUGUGUGAAACAGUAGCAGAGUACAGCCUAUACUGUUCUCUGUCACACAGGCGUUUGGAAAUUGACCAGAGUAUGUGUCAUUCAAGAGUUGAUGUUUAAAUUACACAUGAGAACAAAUAUACAAAUCACUCUGUGUGUUUCUGUCCAUGUUCUUUUCCAGCUGAACUCUUCAGCAGAGGCUUGUCCAGUUUGCCAGGUUUUACAUAAAUGGGUCCUUAUUUUACUGAAACCUGCUUUAUAACAUCUGUUUUGUGUUUCUCAAGUAUGAUGAUGAAAGAAGGACUGAGUGUACCUGUCCCUCUUUCUCUUUCAGGACGGAUUUCUGCGUUCAUAAAGACGAACCCUGUGAUACUGUGGGUGAGUAAUACAAAGUCUGUUCUGUCUCAUUUCAACUCUGUGUGUGUGUGUGUGUGUGUGUGUGUGUGUGUGUGUGUGUGUGUGUGUGUGUGUUUGCUCUUGUCCUCCAAUGCUAUGGAUUAAUUUCAGGUUCUGAAAGUUUAAGUCCUGUCUUUCAAACUUCUUACCAUGAAACUUAUGCACAUGCUGCUUCUCUUAGGUUUUUUACAGGCCUGUAACAAAUCCAAACCCUCACUUUGUGUUUGUUAUUUUCUAGGCCUGACAAUGUCAAACCCUUGUUACAUAGGAUUAAUCUAGAGAGAGCCAAUAAAUUAAUUCAUAGAAAUUGCACAAUUGACUUUCACUAUGCUUUAAGUUGGGGUAUGUGUGGGAUCAUUUGGCUAUAACUGUGCAAAAUGGAAAUGUAGUUUUCUUGGUGAUCCUGGGUUUGGAGAAGACGAGGAGCAUUUUCAGUGAUACUUGAGGGACAAUCUGACUUUUACAGUUUCUUACUGGCAAUACUAAUACAGAGCUGGUAGAUACGCACACACACGCCAACAGGACUUUUAAGGAGGUAUGUCAGAGUGUAGAGCUGCACAUAAACAGGCUGUUUAUAAGAAGCAGAGUUUGGGGGUCUAGUGUCCAGGAAGUGAACUGGAAUCUGUCCAGCUAUCAGCCCAAUUCACAAACUUUCAAUUGCUCAAACCAGAAACUCUAUGGUCCCCAAGCUGAGCCCCUACAGACAAAGUCACUGCUGCAUCUGUCCUGUUGCAUAACAGGUGCUUCUUUAUGCAUGGUGGUGAGUGAGAGGACCCGCACAGGUUAAUUUGGCAGAGGGGCACAGGCAGAUUUAGGGGAUUGACAGGGUGAACUGGACUUUACUCAUUAUCUGGGGAUGCGCUGCAGCAGGCUGCUUGUGUGCUUUUAAUUUUUAGACAGUGAUUAGUUUUUUAAAGCUGAGAUUUAUUGGUAAUAAUCACAGCCUCUGUGACUUAUGGCACCAAUGAUUGAACUCAAAGUUAAAAACUCUGCUGCUAAUAUUGUUGAGGGGCUGCUAUCCUCCUCUUCACCCAAAGCAGCCUCGGUAAGCACAGCCAGACUAUAUAGCAAAUCCUGUUUGUUAAAAAUCGUAAUUCAGUGAUGAAAUCUGUGUUGAAAUCAGCAGGAUAAAAGCUAAUUAGCUAACUGAUUAAGGUGACAGACCAUUUCAUUGUGAGGUGUUAAAGGAUGGGUCUGUAAAAUGAGGAUUAGGGAAAUGAUAGUUAUUGUGAUGUGUUUAAAUGUCAUAUCCAGAAGAAAAAAAUAGUUUUUGACAAGAAAAAUCUGUAUAAAUACAAUAGUUUGGAGGGAAAAAAUGAUUAAAAAAAAAAGACUUUAAGGUGGGGUAGGCAUGAUUCCAUUAAAGAAGCAUCAUUUUUGUGGUGUAUAUACAAUAAAGCUUUUAAUAUCAGUCAAUAGCUAUUAGUCAUUGAUGACAUUUGGUAAUUUAACAAUAUUGCUAUGUUUUUUUUUAUGUCUGUGUAGUCAAGAUUUUGAAUUUUUUGAGCACUCCGCUCUUUCUGACUGUAAACAAAGCCAUUCUCCGCCUACCCCAACCUGAUAGGUUGUGAGACAGAUGCUGCUCUCCUUGUCGUUCACGAGCCUAAACAAAGUAAGUGAGCUACAAUAUCAGACAGUAGAAACCAACCAGAAAGUACAGAAAAUUGUCUGAAUCCUCCUUUGGCCUCGACUGCCAACACAAGCAAGAAAAUUAAGUAAAUACCGGAGACUCUGGAGGAAAAACGGGCGCUUAAAAUGGAGGUCGACUGGACAAGAGCUAAAAAGCCAGGUCAACAUCAAUGACUAAAAAAAGAUCAAUCCCCAUCCCCGGUGGUGACCAACUCCCAGAAUCAUAGCUGUGCCCAUGCCUGGGUUUACCAGCAUCCAUUGUUACUACUUUACUGACUUGAGUCAUGUAACUCAACCUCACUUUAGAAAUACUGAAAUAUCCCUUUAAAAAUUGUAAUGAGUCAGGAGAUGUUAUGUAAGGUAAUGUCAAUUGGAUGAAAUGCUUACAUAAAAAGUUUUCUUUACAUUGUAAUGAGCCUUAAAGCUCCGUGAUAAAUAGUAUAUAGAGAAUGAAGGCAUUGAGAUCCUGCAUGCAAAAAUAAACCAUAAUCUCAGUCAAUUAGAGGCACAAAAGUAGCAGCAGCGAGUCCAUUUUAGGCAGCAAAAGAAAAAACAGGACUUAUUUCUGACACAGACGCCCAGCUGCAGCUUCCUCUUCUCUACAAGUUGCUAAAAAUGAUGCUGAAAGGAAAUGAGGAUCCCUGUCAUACAGAUUCAGUCACAGCAUCCUGAGAUCUGGUGAUAGAUUCUCCUUGGUAACAAAACAGCAAAGAAAGUACGUCAUAUGGUGAUCAGUCGAGUCACCUUCUGAGAUAACCUGUUGAGCUGCUCUAACACUGAUUUUGUCUUUCUUUUCUCUUUGCACCUAAUAUGUCUGCAUCAGCCUGUAGGGAGUAUCUGAGCUCUCCCCUGCUUACAGUAAACAUGCAGAGUGUCUGGAACGAGUAGUUUGGAGUCAUUUUUGUAACUUUACCAGCCUGCAGUCUGUUAACUACUUCCACACAGGUGACACAGGAGGUUCAAACACGCAGACUCCUGUUUAUGGAGGAGACAUGUUGUUCUCACUGUUACUGAAAGACAGAGGCAGAGCUGUCUCACAGAGAACAGAAUCAAUCAGUCAAGAGUGGGUUUACCUGUCAGCGCAGUUUCCCACCUGUACCAUACCUCGCUCAAACCACCACAGAACUCAAGUGUUGGGAGAACUCAUAUAUUUUAAUGUAUUCAAAAUAAUUCAGCCUAUAAAGUGUGCCAUCUGUUGUUUACAUUCUUUCUCUGCAUGGAGUUCACUGAAAUACUCAGAGGAUAGUACCUCAGCCCGAGUACAACCCUCUGUGCUGCAGGGCCUCCUGAGAGGGUGAACAGGCUGAUAACCUCGUAUCUGCAGAAUGUCUCAGUUUUCUCACACUGAUGAUCAGAGCAAAAAUAGCAGUGUGUUUGAGAAACACAAGCCGCUGCGCUGAGGAAGGUUCACAGCUCCAGAUACCUAAGAGGUCCUGUUAAAGUAAAAAAAAGAGGGGGCUACGGUGGUGGUACUGUGAGGAGACCACAUCACAUCCAAACACCGACUUCAUGUUUGAGGAUGAUGUUUGACGUCUCCGACGAAGAUUGCUUGAUAUGAAUUUAUUUCUGGAAAUUUCUCCUGGUGAUUGUUUUCUUCAUUUCUCUUACAUUUUACCAACCUACCUACUUACCUAUCUUUCCUGCCUGCCCGUCUUCCUUCCUUCCUUCUUUCCCCUCCCUUUCUUCUUCCUGGCUCAGCAGGAACUGACUCUUUUUGCUCCCAAAUGGCUCUACAUAGCCUCAUAUCCACACAAGAGUCUGGUCAAAUGUGGUCAACAUAUCAUCCCCAACUCAGUCCAGAGGGGGUCUCAUUGCUCCUCAACUCUCGAACAGGCUUAAGAUCUGUUGUAUGCAGUAUUUUCUUUCUUUUUCAUUGACAGAACUGUCUUGUAAUUCCAUAUACAUCUAUAUCAAAGAUGCUACAUGUCAUCCAGUUGUCUAAUUUGACAUGGAGUCAAAUAAAACCUGCCAAGAAGACUCUAGAAGUCAUUCAGUGCAUUAAUUCACAAAACAGACUGUUCCUGCAGAGUUACUGUAGACUACUGUAAAACACUUGUUGUUGUAAAUCUGGUUUACUGCACAAGUGCUUUCAUGCACUGACGUUUAAUCUGCGGUUGGGGGUCCACAUCAACAUCUUGCUGGUCAUGUUCUUGUCACAGAGCAUUUAAAAAUGUCUGUAUUGGUCUUGAAACUUUAGUAGAAGUUGUGACAUCCCUUAUUAGGAUAGGUUGUAUUCAUAUUGCAACUCCUAUUUUGGUUUGGAGGUUACUGUAGUUGCAGCAUUUUGAUCUCAGGUAGCCAGCCCCCUGAUAUAUGGUCAGUAUGACUCUGAAUGACACUAUAAAGGUGGGUACACACCGACGAAUUAGAGAAGCGAAUAAUUACCUUUUUAAAAAAAACUCAUGAAGUCAAUGCAGGCUUACGCACCGGCUACAAACUUAAGCAGAGCGAAAAAAGCGACUGAAAUUUCUUUGCCCCAGUUGGGUACAUUUGCAGGUGAACUGCUCUAUAGAUUUGUAGCCUAAUAUAAAUCUUACCUCAGACAUGUGGCAAGCCUUUGCUUUGGAUCAAUCGACUCUCUGUAAUUCGUCCUCUCCUUCUGCAAACGUGGAGUCAGCUGAUGGAGCAGUUCUUGAAAUUGUCCGACGGACAAUCAGAAGUAUUAUCGGAAUAUCUCGGGAUACAAUUAAAGCUCCUGGAUCGUUGUGUGGAGCUCCCCCAUCUCCUGUUGCAAGGUCAGUAUUGGAUGUAGCCAGGCACACUGAUUCUUAUUUUUCUUCUUUUAUUUAAUCGGCUUACAACCAUGACCAGGUCAUCAUCACUCGAGGAUGUAGUCGCCAUUGUUUCUCCUCCUCUGUUCCCCUGUGGCAUAUUUUUACGUGAAUAUGCUAAUUUAAUUUGCGUUGCACCAGGUGUGUAUAGGAAAAAGCUUAAGCCAAAUAUUUCGCAUUUUCGCGUAGCUUCGCUCAUACUCCAGUGUGUAACGAUGUUGAUUGAUGAAAAACAGAAAGUGAAACCAUAAACUCAUUAGGAAAAUCUUAACUGAAAGUAGAGGGAAUACACUUGAUAAAAGGUAUACCUUACUCUCAUUGACGUCAAUUCGACUGAUGUGCGUCACACAGCAUGUUUGUAAUAGACGUAACUAUCAGCAGCUUCAGUUUUGUUACCAUGUCUGUUUCUCAGUUGUGGUUUGUUCAAGACUCAGUCAGCAAAUCCACAUUUCUUCCCUCGUCAAAGUUUAAUCAAAACUACUAACUUUACCUAACCUGAACCAACUGUUCCAGUGGUUUAAAGCUAACAACACGCGGGAUGCAGGAUGUGGAUCCUGAGCUUGGAUUCAGAACCAUCCUCUGAGUUGUGUAAUAACAUCACAUUUCCUGGGUUUAAAAAGAGUUGAAUGUAAUCAUGGCAGCAAUAAUGUCCCCUUACAAACAUGUGUUAGAAGAUGAAGUCGGUGUAAUAUAACAUACUUGCUCAGUCCAGGCUGCCAAAGCAUGUUCAUUUUGCUACAGAAAUGUUUUCAGCCUCUGCAGCCUCUCUGCUUUGUAUUAUGUAAUGCUGGAAGUCGUCCACCUACGACUGUGAUUUAUGCCCUUGGAAGUCAAAGAGUUGGCCUCAGUCCCAAAAAGUCAAAGCACUUUUCUUUUUUACUCGUUUCCCCAUCUGACCACAUGAACUGGGAGUGUGGUUUGUUUUGGCUUUCUUUAUUAUAUGAUAUUUCCCAGAAGGCAAAAGCAUUCUCUGAAUAAUAAAUGACAUUCCCUGAAUAAUGAAUGACACAGAGAGAGAGUGAAAGUAGUAAACAAAACAGAGGUCUGCGAUGACUUUGUGUUAGUUCUGCCUGCCCUGUUACACACGGCUGUCAGGGUCCCUCAGAGAGCAGUAACACCUCACAGAUCUUUGUCAAAGGGAAUACACCUUUGAACAGAGGCCAACAAGUCUGCAGUUCUACUCACAAAAAGGAAUUCCCCAUUUUUUUUGGAACACCAGGGAGGAGUAUGAGAGUUUCACAAAGAGUCAGCACCUGAGGCUCAGGAAGGACCCCUGUAAGGCAUCUAAUUAUUCUCCUCUGCACAUAAAACAGUGGAGUAAGCAUGAAAGCAUCCUUGGGAAAUGGCAUAUCUGUCUGGUGUUUUUAUGCAGCAAGACGUUCUCCACAACAAAGGCCUGUGGUCAGGCUGAGCUGCGACCUUCUCUGAGGAGGAAGAGACGGUCAAAUGAAGAUGUCAAUAAAACUCUGAAUCUUUUGAAGUCUCUGGAGAACACAGUUUUCAUGGACUUUUCAGACAGUCUGAGAUUCUCCACAAAACUCCUGACUGUCAUCACAAAUCAAUCCAUCCACCCGUCUGACUACCUUGCUUUAAUCCUUCCAUCCUACUCCCUUUUUUCAUCUUUUCCAUCCUUCCCUUCAUCCUUCUUUCCAUCUAUCCUUUCUUUCAUCCUUCUGUCCUCCCAUGUGUCCAUCCAGUCACACUUCCAUCUUACAUCCAUCCUUCUGUCCUUUCUUUCAUGCUUUCAUAUAUCUUUCUAUUCAUCCUUUCUUAAAUUAUUCCAUAUAUCCUUCCAUCUUAAAUCCAUCCAUCCUUUCAUUUAUCCUUCCACUCAUGCUCUCCUCCUUUCAUCCUCCUAUUCAUCUAUCAUCCUCUCAUUCAUCCUUCCAUUCAUCCUCUUAUCAUGCCCUUUAUCUGUCCAUCCUUUUUUUCAUCCUUCUUCCAUCCUUUUAUCCUCCUUUGUCUAACCAAUCAUCCUUUCAUCCUCUCAGCUGUCCAUCUUUCAUCCAACAUUUGUCCUUCUAUUCUUUCAUCCAAACUCCCAUUUAUUCAGCUAUUCAUCUUUUAUCCAUCCCUUGCCCCCUCUUGUCUUUUAUCCACCUUUUCUUCCUUUUUUACUCUUAAUCUGCCUUUUGUUUUAUCCUGUUACCCUUCUCUAAAUCCUUUUAGCCUUAUGUUCAUCUUCUAUCCAACCUUUUCUUUCAUUCUCUAUCCUUCCUUUUUAUUUCUAUCUUUCAUUUUUUCUCCCUUCCAUCCAUUUUCUUCAUUGCUUCCGUUUUCCGUCCUUUCAUGUAUCCUGCUUUCCUUCCUUUCUUUUUCAUCACUACAAUUUUCUUUUUCUGUCCAUGCAUCCAGCUUUCCUUCCAUCCUCUUUUCCAUCCUUAUAUCCUUCCUGUCUUCAAUCCUCUCUCUUGUCUUUUAUUAUUCUUUCAUCCCUCCUACCGUCUGUUUGCUGUAAGUUUUAGAAAUUUUAUAAGAGUCCUCUUGUCCAUGACUCAGCUGCUGUAUUUGAAGGGACCUUCCUCUUAAAGGUUAAGUAUAUCCUAUAUUCUAGUACUUGAUGCAGUCCUGUAUUCUGAAAGUAUUCUGAAUCUGAAAGUUUGUUCACUUUGAUUGAUGUAUCUGCUGGCCUGGUCCUGUGGGGUCAUGGAGUGUUACCCUACAUCCCACUGUUCCCACACAUUAUCACUUAUUAUCAGCAUAGCUAUGAGGUCAUGGAAGUGGAUCCAGACAGAGGCAGAGCUGUGUGCUGUGAGGCUCUGUGGCACCUCCUUGCCAUGCCUGGCCCUGCUCAGCUCUCUCCUACCAUAAUACUCUCAACCUGCUAAUCGUCCUGCACAAUGAGAACACUCCUGCUCUUUGUUUGAGCAGGCCCAAAGUGUGUGACCUACUUUGAGCCUCACUAUAAUCACAGCACUCAUAAAAGGUCCUGCUUCAAAAGCUCUACCACCCACAUUUCCCCUCCCUGUUUCUCCUCUCUGGGCCAUCUCAGGUCCUUUCAAGUUAAAAGCCCUCAAGAUUCAUCUAACAACAUCAGAUAAAACUGCACAAUCACCUCCAUUAUUCUCAGAAAAAUGAGGAGGAUUUGGCAUUUAUUAAAAGUUGCACGAAUAAGUAUUUCGUGUUUUGACCUGAUCUGUGAGAUGAGUGGGUUGGAAAAGACUCUUCUUUUAUUUCCUAAUAAAGGACAACUCAAAAGUAUUGUUGUGUUAUUGUUCACUAUUAACAGAAAGAAAGCCAUUUUAAGAUAUAUAUGUAUAUUUUGUGUUCUGCAAUCAAAAUUCAAUUGCUUUCUGUCUGUGGUGCCUCCUCUGCCACCUUCAGAUGGGUGGCAAUUAGGGAUUGGCGAUAUAGGCAAAAAAAUGUAUCACAGUAAGAUAGGCCAUUCUGACGAUAACGAAAAAGGUCCCAAAAAGUAUUAUUAUAAUUCCGAAUUAGGCCUGUCGCGAUAAUCAAUAAAUCGCCUUAUCGCUCGAUAAAUAAAAACGAGGUCGAUAACUUUGCCAGCCUCGAUAAUUGACGUGCGUUUGUUUUCCUACUCUCUCGCUACCAAACACGCUGGAUGAGAGAAGAGGUCUCACUCUGCGCAUUGUUCUCGGCACCUGGGGGCGUUGGCUCUAUAGCGGAAUGAACGGAGUUAGUGAACCCUCCUGUCAGUCAUUCAGUGUCUUUGUUACGAGGGGGCGCGCGCGCAGGUACACGUAGGCGCGCACAGGCACACAGACACAGACUUUUGGAUACGGUGCUGCAAGUGAGCGUCGUGAGUGAAAAGCAAGCUAACAGAAUAAACACGACAGCUUUGGUGUCUAAACCGAACGCAACAGCCCAAGUGUGGGAAUAUUUCGGCUUUAAACCAGUUUUGUUUUCGUCAACCACAAAACUCCACGUGUGUGUGUGCGCGCGCGCGUGCGUGUGUGCCUGUGUGUUGGAGGAGCACAGCAGGCUGAUGAGAGCUGUCAGAGGGGACUGAAGCUGCUCCUAUAUGUUUAGCGUUUAACUGACUGAGUUUUGCAACUCUGUUCGUCAUUUUCGUCUCGUCCCAUCAACGUAAACGCACUUUCGUCUCGUCACAUUUUAGUCAUCUCCGACUUAAGUUUAGCUCGUCAACGUUACGUCUUCGUCGUAGGAGAAAAGGGAAAUAUUUUAGUCAACGAUAACAACCAGUGUUGUUCUCGUGUGGAAAUUAAAGUUUAUCACUUUUGACAGGGUGUACUCGCAUUAUUAUGCCAUAUAAUAUCAUUAUCUAUAAUUUAAAAAAUGGUGUCAAUAAUAUCGUUUAUCGGCGAUAAUUUGUAGCACAAUUAUCGUCCAGCAAAAUUUGUUAUCGUGACAGGCCUAAUUCCAAUCUAUAUUUUUGACUCAUUUUGUCUUGCGAACAUCAGUUAGAGUAGUCAAUUAAGAUACUUAACCACAAGUUUGAGUGGUAGGUUAUGGAGAAAACUAAUGACAUCAAAAAGUCUCAAAUGUGAAAACACUUUCAACAUUUGUUGAAAACUCUUAUUACACAGAGUGAACAGCAGCAGAUCCACUUUCCGAUGUCAGAAAUACCUGAUUGCGCUCAUCCCUCAUGUGGAGCCUCAUUCAGUAACGAGCUGCUCAGAAAUCUCUCCUUCAUUACCUUCGGCCAUGUUUGUUUGUUAUUCUGCUCUGUGUGGGCUAUGGCUAUGAGUCUGUUGCUCACGCUCAUGUCAUCAGUUCGCAUUUAUCAUUUUUAUCAUGAGAUGGCAAAUAUAUAUCAUGACGAUUUAUUGUGAACUAUAAUUUAUUGCCCAUCCCUAGUGGCAAGCCAUCAUUUAAGGCCACAAAACUGCUAUGGUGAUAUUCUGGAUCAUCAUGAGCAGCUCAGUACAGUUUGAAUAUAAACUUCUCCAGAAUUUGAAUCAAUGUUCAAAUGUUGGAUAAAAAGUGACAACCCUAUUAUGUGUAAAUAGUCCUUAACAUUAAGUACAGUAGAAACCAGCGACUAUGGCUUAGGCUCUAAACAUGCUCCCAGUGGGUCAGGGUCUACACCCUCAGAGCAAAAACAGACUGUGAGUACAGAUUUAUGAUCCAUGUGCAUGGUUUGGUUUUGGUAUGACUGCAAAUCUGUGUGAUUGCAGUAGAAACCCAGAAAGGUUGUAAAUUUGAAGAGAUGAUGUAGAUUUUGAAAGUACCCAGUUACAUGGUAUGCAGCACUCAUUUUUUUCUCUCCUUUCCUCCCAUUUGACUAGCAGCAGUCAUGUGACACAUUCAUGUCCUUGGUCUAAUGUCAUCCCUUAAGUCAACAGCGAAGCAUUUUACUCUCAGAGUGAUAAAUCAAAGAAGAAACCACACAGACAGAGGAGCUGGACAAAAUUGAGCUAUUUUUGAUGCGUUUAAUGACUAAACUGAUACAAUUGCUUUUUUAAAUACCCCAUUAUACUGCUCUUGUACCACGUCUGAAGCAGAAACCAUGCAUGCAGAGGUGCUACCAUGGGAUGGAUGGUUCCUCUGAAACUAUUCAGAUGGUGAUCAUUGGUCACCUUGCAGCCAAUCGGACUUUUUGUUCUAACCAAGUUUAAAGUCAGGACAUCUGGGGGUUAAAGUCGUGUUCCUCACCUUCUUUUCAGGCCUCAUUUCGUAUCAUGGCCUUACAACAGUGCUGUUACAGAUAUAUGCCCUUGUCAUAACAGGCAGUAUGGAAAGGGGUUUUAACUAGUGUGCUGACUCAACUAGUCCCCUUCUUUUCUGCUUCAUCAGGUUGAGUAUUUCUGGAAUGAUGCAGAAAAUCACUUCAGAUCUGCAGAGGGACAUUUGGUGUUGAACUUAAUAGUGUAUGAGUCCCGCACAGGUCUCCUGAGUUGUUGCACUGUGGUGGGAUCUUCAGCUAGUUUUAUAUCUAACUUGCUCGUCAGUCAGGGCCUCUUUACUUAAAAAAGAUAUCUUCAUGCAGUAGUUAUAUUUGGUAGUAUGAGGCCCCUGCCUUUCCACGUGUGUUUGUGGAAUGCCAAAGCCUGAAUGGGGGAGAGCACGGUUCUUCUGUUUAAUGUGCGUACAUGAAAAGUUAUGGCAGGAAGAGCAGCAUCAAAGAUAAAGAAAAAUCAGACACAGCAUUAAAGGGAUAUUAACACACCGUAACACUGAGUUAGACACCCCCUUGAGAGAUGAAUGUUGCCGACUGCUUGCUUCUUUAGUUAUACCAACUUCAGCAACGACCGUACAAAAGCAACUCGGUGAUCGACUCGUCAGGGCUCCCCCCACAAACAAGCAUCUGCUGGAGGAGAGUAGGUGAGUUGUGUUUAGUCUUGUUGCUCAAGAAACCAGGCAAAGCAAAAAAGAUGUUUGAUGGCCACUAUGGCUGAGACCUUAUGUACUAUUGAUGAAGUUAGGUGCUGUUUCGAUCAUUGUUUGUGGCUAUAGAGUGGCUUUUUGGUUGAAGUUUGCGCCAUAAACCACUGUGUAUUGCUAUCCUGCGGUCAUUACUAAAGUUGGUAUAACUAAAGACACAAGUGGUCAGCAACAUUUAUCCCUUGAGGGGGUGUCUAACUCGGUGUUACGGUGUGUUUGACCAUAUCUUAAAUUUAUGCCAGAAUAUCCCUUUAAAAGGAGGACCAGAGAUAGAGGUGGGUUAAGUGAAACAUACCGUGGGCCUAGCUUAACUUUGUGGCCUGUCUGGACUAACACUAUGCUCCAAUAAAUAAUGCAGCAUUUCUACUUUAUGUGCUCCCAAGGUCAUAACUACUGCUGGAAGGAUUCACCUGUUUUUAUUUGUUUUUUUGUUUUUUUUUCCCUAUUUUGAUGUAAUAUCAGCAGACGGUUCAGGCUUAUGGGGUGAAGAUAUUUAACGAAAGACAGGGUCUCACGUCAGAAGACUGAUGGAGGUCUAAAAUAAAGACGAAACAGCAGGGCAGGAACAGAAGCAGUAUUGGUGGUGGGUGGGACUGGGCUCCAGUAAUAUUUGUAGCAGUAUCCCAUUUCCUGUGUUUGCUUUACUGGAGCAGAUAUGUAACUGGAAGAUUAGGGCCUGGUGGGAUGUUGACGUUGAACAAGGCCGGACUGGAGAUUGUGGAUUGACUUUGUGGUGGAGCUGCAGCCUGGUGGGAGGUAACGCUGCGCUGAACCCAAGCAGAGAUACAACAACACAGAGACACAGUGUUGUUUCAGUGAGGGGGCCUUCUAUCAACUGGAGGUCUGCGCUGAUUGCCUCCAUAGAUUUUAUCAAUUGUCUCUCCAAAAGGCUUUUAGUGUGCUUAUAAAGAAAUGUAAGAGAUCCGCUGUCAUGGCAGUGUGUAACUGUACAAUGUUGCACAGCAGGGAUAACAGCUGAGAAUGAGCCAUGGAUGAGGCGAAUAGACUUAAGUUUGAAUAUGAAUAUAUGGACACACAGUCACACUACAGUCACUUAGGAUUUUGGUGUCUGUGAGUCUUUUCCUGCUCUCAAAUCAAAACUUAUAUACUCUGACUUCUAUUUUCUCACCUUGGGUCUUACCUGACAGUGAUCCUGACAAGCACAUGGACAAGCCACUGACAUUGAUAUGGAGCAUAGAGCUAAUAAAAUGAGGGUGUGAGAGGUUGAAUUAAAAAAAAAGAAAGAGAGAGAGAGAAGAGGUCAUGUUUUAAAAUGUUAUAUAGUCCAUCUAGCUGCAAAGUGUUGUUUGUCAGGUCUUUGUGGUCAGUCUUGGUAGUUUGAGCUUCGCUGCUUCUUUGCAUCUUCUGCUUUCUUCAUUAUGUCUCCUUUGACACUUUGUGUUAACGUCAAACAGUCUAUAAUUUAUGAUCAUAUAUGAAACAAGUAUCAAUUGAAAAUAUGCUAGUAUGUGGACAGGAAAUAAACAACCUUUGGAAUAUUACAGAAGAAAUACCAUCACAGUCAUUUAAACCAUCAAUUCAUCAAAAAUUAACAACAUCAGGGGGCAAAGCUUAUUCACUUCUGACACGUUGAUGUUGUGAUUACAAUUUACCAAGUUGGAAGCUGGUUGAAAUGUGGAUAUUUAGACCUGACUUCACCCAAGUUUUAAUGUACAAACUUGCUUAGUGUUCUUUAGAUAUGAGCACUGCUGGUGUAGAGACUCCAUGACAUAUCUCCCAGGUCCAAAUAUGUAGACCGAGUAAGGCUGGGUGAUAAAUUGAAAAAUUUACAGAUUCAGAAAUUGGUAUAUUCAGUGUCAAAAAAUAAAUUAAAAAAAGUUUGUUUUUAGAUGUGUGUAGGUAGGCUAUGGUCUCAUGACCCUUUGAGACGCUGUCCUUUGUCGAAGAUGUGACUCCACCCCAUUCAGUCCAUAACAAAGAGGGAAAGACAGGUGAGGAGAUGGAGGACGGUUCAAAAGUUGUAGCGGCUGAAGUUGACAAAGUUUAUGUGGGAGGGGCUGAGUAGCGUGUGGAGUAGUUAUCAUCCAUUUAUCGUUAUCGAGGUGAACUGCUCAAUAUAUCGUGAUAUUGAUUUGAGGCCAUAUCGUCCAGCCCUAAGACAGAGCAUUAGAAGCGCCAGGAGGAUGUGUGGCUGGUUAGUGGAAAUGCCACCCACUGCAAUCAAUUCCCUGUGUCACUGAGACAAUACCAGCUACCAAGUUUUUUAUUGUACCUUAAUUUUGGAAAACAUGAAAAUGAAGAUCGGUUUUUCAUAGUACAUUAUGCAUUUUUAGUCAUAUAAUGAGCAGACACAUAAGGUAAAUUGGAAAAUCUAAAGGAAGUCUGGACGCGUUUGUGAGAGCGCAAGGUCAGUGUGACAUGAAAGCUACUGGGGUCAGUUUACAAUGAACACGUUUUUUGCAAGUAUUUUACAUGCAAGCAUGUGUGCAUAUUUGUGUGGUCUUGUACGCGUAUGUGUGUGGUGUGUGUGUGUGUGUGUGUCUCUUUCAGGCUGACUCAGGUCUGUGCUGUCAUCACUUGGAGCUCUGACCGUCCAGGAUUCAGCAGCUCUAUGGAAAGCCCUUCAUGUUGUAACGGCUAAUUAGCUCUGCAUAAAUGACCGGCUCAGGCUGCUAGCAGGCCGCGCUGCACUGUGAGUGCAGAGGCCUGAUGAGGCUUAAUGGGUCUUUUGAGGCUGUCUGGCUGGAUGUGCUGCCAGCUCUGUGAGCCAGCACAUCACUGUUUGAUCAGCCAGCUAGCCCCUAACACUGGGUCAACACCCCGCGCUGAUAACGCAGCCCUGUGGAUCGCGGCUCUUUGUGCGGGGGCUUUAGCCUCAGAAGUGCUAGCUUCGACGGAUCUUUGAUGCUGCAGAAAAUCUCAGGCACGCUCUGACCUCACUGUCCAGCUUUGUUUUAUUCACGUGGGCUUUGCACGGCUGAUGCUGGCAUUCAGGGCCAUCGAAAGAGAGUCUGAUCAGCUGAUGAGGACCUUGCAUGGUGGCUCACUGAUUUAAUUCAAGCUCUCUGAGACCGACAGAUGCAAAGUCGUAUUUGUGUCCCGCUUCUGUGAGGACUGUCCACACAUUGACAUGAUUGACACCAAGAUACUGUUAAAAGUGUGAAUGAAGUCAAAAUAUGAACUUUUAAUUGCGCAUACUAAAAUGAUAAGGUUUCUAUUAAUUACAUGUUAAAAAAAGAAAAGGUCCCAUUGCACGGCCUGUGACCCUGAGGAUGUGUGUAGACCAGUUGGGACAGGACAGCAACCUAGCACUGUCAAUAAGUCUGAACUUAAUCAUCCCAUUAAGGCAGGGGUGGGCAACCAUGUGCCAUGGAGGGCUGAGAGGCUGCAGGUUUUCUUUCCAACUCAAAACUCCACCAGGUGAUUUCACUGAUUAGUCCCUGCUCUCUGCUUGGAGGUAAGGUGAUCAGUGAAAUCACCUGGUGGAGUUUUGGGUUGGAAAGAAAACCUGCAGCCUCUCAGCCCUCCAUGGCACAUGAUUGCCCACCCCUGCAUUAAGGUAACGAAGUCAAAUAUUACACAAAUUCACGUCAGGACUUACAUGUAGCAGAUUUAAACAAUAGUUCAAUAUCGAUUUUUGAAUCAAUUUAAUUGUUUUAAAAAUAAUUUGUUUGACUAAAAGUAAAGUAUACAUUUUAAUGGCUUUGUUUUUUACUCAAACUCGACUAAAAUGUUUCGGUUUUUCGUUGAGUUACGCCUGACCAGAACUUCAAAGGGCAGAAAUGACUUAAAUGAACCUGAAACUAAACUGCCCUUCAGUCCAAAGACUCAGACUAAAUCUGCUCCUACAGUGUCAUUUGAAUGGGCUCCUGUCAUGAGAAGAGUUUGCAUGAGUUUCCAUGCCUCGGUCACUUCUGUUUCUUCCCAUGUUGUUGUACUUUUGCCUCAAUGUUGGUGUUGAUCAGUGUCGAUUAAGAUCUCAAAGGACACGCCAACUGCUUUGUUGUCAGUUGCAAAAACCAACGCAGUUGUCUCCAUUCUUUCCAAUCACUCAAAGUGAGAUAUAAAAAGAAAGAAAAUAAGAAAAUAAUUCUUUUCAGUACUUCUUGCAUGUUUUAUCUGUACUUCUUUGGGUUGAGCGGUCCUCUCAUCCUGGGCAUUUCAUUGCAUUGUUGACCUUGUUGAACCUGCACAUGACAAAUAAACCAAUCUAGAAUCUUGAAUCAACAGAGUUGCCUACCCCUGUUCAGAUCCUGCAUUGCAUGUGUGGUGUACUGGUGUUGGCUCUCCUGGAGCACUCGCCAUUUUCAAGUUUGCUCUUGUCCACUGCUACAUUUGCCUGCACCGACCAGCACCCUCCUUCUUAGUGAAUAUCCAGACAGCCAAUCAGCACUUCACUUUGUUAUCACAGCAGCCCUGCCCACUCAGAAAACUGCAUAAAUAAUAAGGUUAGGUUGCGCAUCCUCUACAGGAACAAUUUGAGACGUUUUCUUUUCAAAUAACCUUAAAACUUUGAGUAAGAGACAACAGAAAUGGUAAAUAGCUAGAAAUGAGACAAUGAAAAACAAAUUUGAUAUUUAGGUUUUUUAUGUAAAUAUCCAAAGAGCUGAAUAGUGACACCAGAAGACCUAAAGGUUAUCAAAAUUCAAGUAUUGAUGAGCCGUCUAAUGAUUUGCAGUCAGGUUUUUCACCAGAACCUGCAUCGCACUAAAGAGAGGGAGAGUAGUGGCAAUGAGGAAGCACUAUGAAUAAAUAUGAACCAGAAACACUGAGAAAAGAUCUGUCAUUUUUAUUUUUCCCCCAAGUUGUUAAAGUCAAAAUCUGGAUUCUUUUUUGAUUCAGCUUCUGUUCAUCCAGUGUGCUGUGUCUCUGCUCUCUCACACCUGCAGCUCCUUCAUCCAUUAAACAGACAGAGGGCAAAUUGUCUGGAGAUGAAGACGGCAUGCUUUAACUGAAUUACAUGUGAUAAUUGAUCAAGAAUAAUUUCAUGGAGGUCCUAAUAUUAUUUCAAGGGUAAUUCUUUUAUUCAGCCUGUCAUCACCAUUAGCAGCAUUGCAGAUGACGACUGUGUUUAAUAACGUUUCCUGUGCUCUGUGCACACUCUACACAUGGAAAACAACAGAAUUAAUAAAAUGGGAAAAAUUGAAAGACGUUGUCCAGGCUAAAAUCAACACAGCUGCAUUUCCAGGAUAAUGUAAUAACUCUUAGAAGAAGUAAACAUCCAUCAUAAAUGAGCAGGUUUAGACUGUGGCAGGCCUUUAUGAAGUGUGGAAAAGAUCUGAGAACAAUAACUUCUGUUUUUCCCCUGAAACUGAUUUUUUUGCUUUGAUUUAUCCUCAUAGUUUGAUAUUUUAGGUAGAGCUCAGGCUACAUCAAAAGGGGCAAUAAGAUAUUAGAGAUAAGUAGUUGACAAGUAGUCGGGCAUUCGCAGAGGGGAUCGGGCAUUCGCAGUUGCUGCUCCCACUCUGUGGAAUGCCCUGCCACAGUCUGUGCGUUCUGCAACCAGCCUCACCUCCUUCAAAAUGCACCUUAAAACCUACCUGUUUACCCUAGCUUUUGGUUGAGUUGUCACCUGCUUUUACUCGCGUACGCUUUUCUUUUAUUGUUGUUAUUGUAUGUUGCCCUUUUAAUGUUGCCAUACUUGUAGCUUUUAUUAUUUUAUGUCUUUUCUCCUGUAAAGCACUUUGUCUGGCCUGUCCUAUAAAAGUGCUAUAUAAAUAAACGUGACAUUGACAUUGACAAGUAGUCAGAAAAAGUGUCCUGUUGGUUUCUCUCCCUCGUUGUGCACUAAUAGAGCUCCACGAUCACGCACUUUGAUCAUACAGUGAGCAGAGUUUUUCUACAAACUGAUUUUGUAUUUUGGACAAAGGUUAAGAAUCCAGCACAAGUAACCAUGGUCAUUUACUUCAGUAAGAAGUGACUAGGUUUUCUGCUGACACUCUGAAGCCACAACUCCUGUGUCAUAGUACAGGCCCCAGGUGAAAAUAAUGUUUAUCUCAACUAAUCAUGUUUCAAAAUUCUGGUAUCACGAUAUCUAAAGCAGCUUUGAGAGGAGGUGUGCUCGAAGACCAAAGCAUAAAAAAAACAUAUUUAUUUUCAUUGAAUGACAUUUACACCAUGUCUGGUCUGCUAAGUCAAUCUGCAUCAAUCAAUCUUUAUCAAAAGAGCGCCAAUUCACAGCAAGUGUUAUCCUAAGAUGCUAAACAAAGAAAGCAGGUCUAAACUCAAUGUAAAGAUGGGAUCAGACUGAGCCUCAUCUUGUAAGAUCAAACCCACUCCCAUUCCAUUUUCAACCACAGGAGUGAAACAUUUUACAGCAUUUAGGAGAGUUAAAGUGGAGAGGAAGAACUUUCUUUAACAGGCAGAAACCUUGAGCAGAACUAGACUCAUGUUAGACAGUCAUCUGCUCAGACUGAGCUGGGUUUAGAGAGGAGAGAGAGGGAGAUGGACAGAGGAGAGACCGAUGCUUUUAGUUGAAACAGCUGUAAAGCAGACAGGUCCUCAGCAGCUAGAUGUCUGCAGCAGUGAUCCAGAGGAAGCUACGCCAUAAUGGAGCAAAGGGACUCCCAGAAAAGACUGAGUAUAAGUGACUCUAAUGGGACAUGAUGAAAAGUGUUUCUAAAUUUUACACAGUACACCUUUAAAGGAUAAUUAAAAAUGCCUGCAUCUUUGCCCAUCCAUCUCCCCUUUGGUUAUCUUUUUCUCUCUCCCUUAUCCUCUUCUUAUCUUCUUUGUUGUAGUUGUCAAGGCCUAUAUUUAUGAAGUUGCAUAUGCCAUCAUCAAUUUUGACAUCAAAGUUUCCACUCAUGGAAAUGUAAAUGAAUGGAAACAAAGGCACUAGUAAAGUUAUAUUCUUCCCGAAAAUACUCAAAUGCUGCAGUGAAAUACUUUGACUUUGCCACAUUACACAGCUGCAUGCACAGACAAAAGAAGCAGUGCCAUCUGAAUCGAAGACAAACAUUGAAAUGAAGGACAGGUGGUGCAGCUCAAAAUAUAAAUAAGAGCUGAGUGUGUUGGCUCCCAGUUAACAAGAAAAUUCCCAUUUUGCAUUAGCAGGAGGGGCAGGAGGUUUGGAAAGGAUCGUGCUUUUUGAGUGUCAGUGGGUUGAAAUGAAUCUCUGCAGUCACCCACACCCGAUCCUGAGGCUUUUUAAGUGAUGACAAAUGAAAUGAAAAAUGCAGAGUCAUUGUUUUUGGAGCAGGACGCUGAGGUCACUGAGGAUCUUCAACAGGCUGUUAAACUAUUUUAUAGUCUCUUGUUUUCUGACCUCCUGUUGUUUAAUUGUUUGCCCUUAAUUCUCUUCAUAGUCACAUUGUUGGUGUGAAUCAGCACUUCUCCAAUCCUUUUCUUACACUCUGCAAAAAUACAAAGAUGAACAGCUCUCUCAGACGGCAAUGACAUCUCUGUCUGCCUUUUCAGAAAACUGAGCUCUGUUCAAGAAUGUGACUUCAAAUAUUUUAUCUAGUAAAGGCCAGACUGCCCCAAAAAACCUUGGUUUCAAGCCCAAGUUUUCUUCUGAAUGUGUCGUGAAACCCUGUAAAGCAGUUGUUGUUUUAUUCCUGAGUCUCUCUGUCAUGUUGCUGUGUUGCAGGUAUUGCUUACCUCGGUGGAGUCUGCAGUGCAAAGAGAAAGUGUGUCCUGGCUGAAGACAAUGGACUCAAUCUGGCUUUCACCGUCGCUCACGAGCUGGGACACAAGUAGGUUUCACUCCAUACAGUAUCAUGUGAUCAUACAGUAUCAAAGACUGCAUAAUACAUAGACACACAGUGUAUAGACAUUCACCCAAUAGUGUGUGGUUUUGAACCGGGCUCUUGAGAAGGGCUGUUUUGAAUGUGUAUGUGUGUGUGUGUAUUUUAGCUUUUGCAGUCAGCCUCAAGUGGAUAUUCAAGGAAGUGCAGUUUUUAGCAUAUCUACUUCAUUUUUUAAGACCAGUGUAUAAUGGUGAGGUGAAGCAGAACCACUCCUUACUCUACCUCAGAGAAAGUAACAGAGGUGAAACGUGGGGAAGAGGGUGGCGCUGUGGAGCGUUGGAGCCUCCAUCCUAGAGUAGUGCUGUGGGCACAUGCAUGUCUCUGCACGUGUUAAUAAGCUGUACCUUUUGUGCCCCCAAAACAAUGUAAUGCUGUUUAAUUAUGUACUUUUUCCCACUGAGAAAAUAUGAUAUGACAUUGGCCUUGUGAACGCCGAUGCUGAUUUAGUGCCAGUUACUUGAAAGCGCUAACAAUUGGCCCGAUUAUUCAGCCUGUCUCUUACUAGUGCUGAUGUUCCACGGGGUUGAGGUUUGGUCCAUCUCUGCUCAGAUCCAGUUUGACUUCAUGCUCUGUUGUCUAUCAACACCCACUGACUGCAUUUUCUGUUAACUCUGUGUUCGACUCCACUCACUAUCACGGUUUGGUUGUUUAGUUAAGUGAAAUGCAAUCCAGUGUCAAUACAGAGAGUUUUGUUUUGAGAAUUUACCAGAUUUGGUGAAAUUCAGGGGUUAGACAUGACCAGCCAGAGAUAGAAAAUAGUUUUUCUUACCACAGUAUCAGCAGGCAGCUACUAAACCAACUAAAACUAAAAACAUAGUUUGAAGCUGCCCUUAUCUUGAGGUUCAGUAAAUUGGCCUAAGUUCAUCCUCAUUAAAAUUAUUCCUGUUUGGUAAAUGUUAAGUUUACAUUGUUUGUCAUCAAAUGUUUUUUUAUGUAUGAAAUGAACUCUAAGUGUGGAUUCCUUUUUUCUGACUUUGCAGCCUAAACUAGUCUUUAUUUUAAAGUAUGCAUUAUGUAUAUAAAGCCUUCAUUGACAGGCCAGUUACACCGAGCUAAGACUGCAUUUAUACCAGAGAAUCAUGAUGAAGUGUGUGAAGUUUUGCAGCAGCUCUGACUCUGCACAGACCCUCAGGACUCAGCACACGUUUUACUAAACAGUUUCUGCUCCAGGUCUGAGGCCAGAAAAGGGACCAGGCUGGCACUCUCUGAUUCUGAUGCUGCCAGUGUGCACGUUAUGGAAUCAGAGCUACACAAGAACACACUCGUACACACAAGAACACACUAAAAGGAAUUAUUGUGUUAUGUGUUUUAACAAGCUGAGGUGGUCACAUAAACUGUUAGCUCAGGCUGGCAUCAUGUCCCGGCUUUAACGGACCAUGUUUCGCAGGCGGAGCACAGCAGAUUAUGAAACUAUAAUACACAUAAAUUCACACCUAUACAGGCUGUAUGUAUACACAUAAAGUUUUAUCAGUUAUGUACCAGUGAGGCAUUUUGAAGUCCGACAGGGUUAGGAUUUAAGAGAGGAAAACUACAAUGUAAAGUGAUAUUGAUGCCAACAAAACAUAUUUCUAACUGUCGUUAUAUAUUCACGUUUUGGAGAUCCAGAUCAGCUCUGAGAAUAUGAUUCAAGAUAAACCAAAAGCUAGUUGUUGCGCCAUCAGCACAUUUCUCCCCUGCAGUGGGCCUUGUCCCCUUUGCCAUAUAACUCAAAAUAAUGGAUAAUUUCCAGUAAGUAAACACUGAGAUGGUGGGGCUGCCAUCUCGCUCAAGCUCUGCUUCUAUUGGCUUACACAACCAAUGGCAGCUGUUCAAUACAGACUGCUAGAGAGCCGCUACUCCACUCUUCACAAAAAGAAUAGCAGACUAAUACAUAGUAAGAUUAUCUAAGACUGAAUUAAGUAGGCAAAGUUUUUAAAAACAAGAUUAUUUACAUAUCUAAAGUCAGAGUUUUAGAGGAAAUCUUUGCAGGAGAAGCUGAGAGUUUAAGAGCUGCGUAUGCUACUUGUAACAGCGAAAAAACAUUUUUUCUGAACAGAUCACUUUGUAACACGGUACUCUCCUGAAGAGUAAGAUGAUACUUAAAGUAUUAUCCCAUAUAAAAUUAUCCGUAGCUGAAGCUACAGUAAACAUCGAUGAAUGAAACCUUAAAUUUGACAGACUGGUAGAGGUGAAAAACAACCACAACAGACUUCUUUUUGUCCUGUCACUUUGACUGAGCCUAUCUUGGAAGAACAAACAAUAGCCAUGUUCAUAUCUGCAAAAUUUCUUCAUCCGAUUAAAAAUUUGAGGGAUCGGAAAAUCUGAAUCCACUCUCUAUACAGGCACAAGAUUAAAUAAUAUAAUCAUGACGUUCGUAUACAUGCACCAAGCUUUAUUCAGACAAACGCGGUUGUGGCUCACUCCAUCCAAUUCAGGAUUUUUCCCCCAGUUAAAUGUUGUCACUAGAUGGCGCCGUGCUUACUUCUUUUACUUUUCUGUCAAAGGUUGCUCUGUGCGUGCAGAUGUGACAUCAUUACGCUGUUUGUACGCCUUGUUAUAUUAUCGGAGGAGCAGACACAGCGCCUAUGGUUGUGUUUUAUGCCAGUGUGUUCAUAAUGAAACCCCCCGUACUGGCCUCAAUAAAUCAGCCAAAGGUUCAAGAAUGACGACCAAGUCAGGUGAGAGAGUCACGAUCGGGAUAAGUGUUUACAUGGACGCGUUUCGGAAUAAUGAUCGGCAUAAACCACCCCUCUUGUUUGGAAUUAUACUUUCUUUCCAGUUAAGCUGAAUUGGUUCAGAAUUUUCAGAUAGACAUGUUUACAUGACGGUUUUUUAUUACGAUCGGGCAUUUAUUCUGAUUAUUUGUGCCCAUGUAAACACAGCUAAAUUAAGGUCAGGCACCUUUGACACACCAGGCUUUCUGAAAGAGCUUCAACCAUCUUCUGAAGGAGAAAUGAACGUAUGAACAUAGAAGCAUGAUUCUAUUCUUCUCUGCUUGAACCUGAAGAACCCGAGGAAGGAGUCUGCACCAGAAAUGUUUGACUUUCUGAGUCUGUGGCUGCAGUUCAGAGCAGGUUGUUGUUUUUAAUUUGCAAAUGUAGGUCAUGGCUUUGGGUGGAAACACACACAUACACACAUACACACAUACACACACAGACACGCCGAAUACACAGUGCCUAAAUGAAUCCUCUUGUUUCAACCAACACGCUGUCCCCAGUUGUUCUACACUUUUAUCUGACUCCAAGACAUGCAUUGUGUAUACACAGAUGCAUUGUGGGUAGACAGCUCCAGCCUAAGCCUCAUUUAGACUCUGACUUUGCCAGUUCAAGAAGUUUUAGAUCUGUUACUGUAAGUUGUGCCGGUGCAGGUUUUCCCACAGUAUCCAGAGCUUAAUUCACCUCAGCCAAAUAUUCUGACUAUUGUCCAACCGAGGGAAAACCAGAACCCUGAGGAACUGGCUGAGAUCUUUGAAACAGUGGGAGCUGGACAGAAGUUUGUUCAGACAAAAAGAUGAAGGAUUUUGACGCUGCGGGAUCAGAUUCUAAAAUUUCUUACACUCUGAGAACUGACGAGUGAUUUCCAAGUCAGUCGAGACAAUCCGUUCAUGUCCAGUUAUGGAAAACCGUCCAGUUAUGCAGAAAUCCCCUCCUUUUAACAGACAUCAUUUUAGUUGCCAUUGUCACUUCCUCUGUGAUUUGACUGGAAAACUCUGCACUGUGAAAAAUUUGCAUCUUCUUUUUCCUUAAUCACACAACUACCUUGCCAGAGUAUUUCAGGAAGCUAUUUAACAAAAAUCAAUGACUGGAAAAGAAAAAAAAAAGGUUCAAAUAUCUUUAAAAAAAAAACAAAAAAAAUCUCAGAAACUUUGAGCAGGGGUCAACUUGAUUCAACCUCUUUGUUUCCAUGUAUUUCUUCAGCAUGGGAAUGAGCCAUGAUGACGACCACGCUACCUGCACCGGUCACUCCCACAUCAUGUCUGGAGAGUGGGUGAAAGGACGAAACCCUAGUGACCUGUCCUGGUCUUCCUGCAGCCGUGAUGACUUGGAGAACUUCCUCAGGUGAGACUUGUUUGGAUGCAGCCAAGGAGGAUCAAAAACUACCAUAAAAAACUGUCUGUCAGCCCCUGUUACAGAGUAAACCAGUUUUUCGCUGCAGGUCGUAGACUUAGUACAGAUAGAAACUCCACAAACAGAAUUAUGAUUCAGGUAGGUAAAAUGAUUAGUUAUUAACUUUUAUACAGAAUACAGCAGCUGUCUUCAAGCUUCCUGGAUGAAAUGUAAGUGGUAACCAGUGCUGCCCAUCUUCAGCACAGUAGGCAUGACUAGGCUGGACUUUAGUAGAGAAGAAAACAGCUGCUGACAAUUGAGGCAAGCAAUAAAAAGUACUCAACGUUUAUGUCAUCAACCUGCCCACACUGUGCAAAUCCUCCCAAAUUUCCUCACUGUUUUGGCACAUCAAGUCACUCCAAAUUCACACAGACUUUUACCAGAGGGCUGAUAGGAGAAGGUUAAGGUGGGGCAUUCAGCUGUUUGCAUUCACACAUGCACCCUGGCUGAAUAUAGCUCUGGAGGUUUUUCAGCGCUCCUGAGCCUGUUUGGAGGAGGCUUACAAAAGAUUGUCAGUUUGCUGUCUUUUGAUCUUGAAAUAGUUUCUUUAAAUAAUUUCUCCUCAGAGGAACAAAUUUAGAAAACCGAUCCCAGCCAGCAAAACUUUGAAGAGAGCAGCUAAACUUAGUUGUGGCGGUUAACCUAAUCUUCCCACUUUGAUGCAGAGUAAUAAACCAAGCGCACAUCCACGAAUAGCUCUUCUUUAUCCCUCUUUCUUUUACAUACAUACACACAUAGACAGACUGCCAAGUUUGCUGAAGGUUUCAGAAUGUUGCUGGGGCCCUCUGUGGGGCCUGGACGAGCUGCUCCACCGGGACUCUAUGGUGGUUUUUUAACUAUAGUCCAUUGAAAAUAAAAAGGAAGUUCAAACUCAGCUCUGCUCAAAAAAAACCAAGAGCGCAGCAGUAUUGGACUUAAAUUGAAACUUGCAGAAGCUACGUCCUGCAAAAGGCUAAAUGCACUGCAGUAAACGGCCAUUUAGAAAGCACUGAUUGAAAAAUCUACCAACUUGGAGACUGAUACCAUUAUUUAUCGCUACGUCCUCCGGCCACAUUUGAAUUUCACAGUUUAUUACAAAUCUUAAACAUUUCUAAAGCAACCCUAUCACAUUUUUCACCAUUGAUACAGGAGCAUCAUGUUCACUGUGGGCACUAAUUAGUCUCAAAAAAGUGUCCCUUGUUCACUGACCUGGUUCUCUAGUGCUACAGAGGCAACAUACAAAAAGUGUCAGGUAAUGUUAGCUUGUUGCUCGAUGCUAUUUAGCUGUUAAACUGUUGUUGUUGUAGGUACAAAUAAGACUCCAAAUAGCUACAGCUUAGUACACUUGUCAUCAGCACUUUUGGGUCACGGGUUUUGAGAAGACAUUCGGUUUGCCAUCAGAGAAGUCCAUUAGAGUGUGGUGUGGAGGUUUACUUUAGAGGGAUGACAUGUUGAGGAAGAGGCAUUGCUUUUCCCUCUCUUUCUUAAGUAGAGGCUCAUGCUGUAUAAACAUUGACACUCUGACAUUCCCUCCUUGUUGAUAAGUCUUACCCUCACCUUUUGUCAAGUUGCAUUAAAUGCAUCUCAUUCUCUGCCAGUGGAUGGAGCAACAGGUUGACCUGUAUAACAAUAAUUAGAAGUAAGCUACUCUUGAAGUUUGUUGGCUGCUAUGUAAUAUGCAAACCAGUAUAAAACAGCAACACAUUUCCUAACUAGAAAAGCACUCUGAGAGCACAGACCUCCGCCAAGCAGCUCAUGUCCCCCCUUAUAUUGUGAUUCACACCAAAACUUUUACUGUUAUGUGUCUUUUAUUAACUUUUAUUUGUGUCUAAACUGGUAUGUUCACUGUUCAUAAUGUUCCUUAAACAAGAAAUGCCCUGACCUGGAUUCGAACCCAGGACCUUCUUACUGUGAGGCGACAGUGAUUACCACUACACCAGUGUGCCGCCCAUCUACACCACUGUGCCGCCCAUUGGUUAUCUUACAGCAUUGAAAAUUCCAACGACACCCUUAUUUUUGUGUGUUCUGGAUCACAGUAUCCGGAAUUUUGUCUGGAUCAGGAUCAACCUUUGACACCUCAUAAAACUCAUUGAGAUCCUUUUGUGUAAUUUUCACUAAAGACUCAGGCCAUUUUUAUAGAGUUAAAUGCAAAAAUUCCAAAAUUUGCCCUAUCGCACAAUGAUAAAGAAUCCUUCAAAAAAUUCCUGGAUCCAGAAGGCGAUCCGGAUCACCACCAAAAUGUAAUGAGAUCGUCCUGGGGCUGAGAUGCACCUCCGGUGAAAAUUUCAGGUCAAUCCGUCUGUAACUUUCUCUAUAAAGUUGUUCACAGACCAACAAACAAACAAACAAACCAACCAACCAACAAACCAACGCUACCGAAAACAUAACCUCCUUGGCGGAGGUAAGCCAGCAUCACUGGGGUUCAUAUAAGUGGAAGCUGCAGUUUCACUUCCAGUUCAUAAUUUAAACAUUUAGAUGAAACAUUUAUAUUUAACAUCAUAUCAUUCCUUUGAACUUAGAUGAACUCUGCUCAUAAACUGUGAGAGUCAGAGAAAGACGAAGUGUGAGAAAAAGAAACCAAAACCUGAUGUUCUCGUUUGGGUGAUUAUUUAGGUGUCUGUGAUAAUUUUUAUGGUGUGUUUAAGUGUUGAUGGAGGUUCGUUAAAAGCCCUGCAGAUGACCAAAAUAGAGGGGUGUAACUGAUAAUGUGGUUAACACUGAAACCUUGAACAGUUGGUACUCUUCCUGCUGUCAAACAGAAACCAUUUCAAUCUUCCUCUGAUCGGAAAACAAGUCUGAUUUUGAUUCAGAUGGUAAAGUGCGAAGUAAAGUCUUUGACAUUAAUCAGUUUUAUGUCAAGGACACAGUUUGAAUCCCUCACUUGUGCAUAUAAACAGGUCCAAAUCCAGUGCCUGCCUCCUGCACACAGACCCUAGGAGCAGGUACCAGGUCCGGCUCCCGCCCAAACUCCCCGGCAUGCACUACAGUGUGGACGAACAGUGCCAGAUCCUGUUUGGAACCAACGCUACUUUCUGCAACGACAUGGAGGUAAAACACACUUCAUCAGAGCUGCAGCUUUAAAUGUCACAGAUGAUUCAUUUUUAAAACACGUUUAGGGUAACUCUCACCUCCUUCAACAGCAAGUGUUUCACUGAUAUUUAGAGUUUGAAAGAAAAGUCUGUCUGUGAAAUGACAAUGGUGUAUUUGCUGCCAGGAAAAAUAAAAAAACAAGAUUAUACAAAACAAAAGGAAACCUUUAAGUAAAAUAUAUCUAAAUAUACUUUUUUUUGGUUGUGUUUGUCAAAUCCUUUGGUUUCAAAGUACAAGAGUCAGGUGUAUUGUAGCUGCCGGCUCUGUUCUGUACCCCUCUGUCUUUGCUGCCGCUCUCCCUGCCUAGGCUUUUCAUGUAUGCACAUGCAAGGGGAAGGAGGUGUUUGCAUUGUUUUAAUGUGAACACUUACCAGUAUUUGUUUUCUAUCAGCUUACAACCUUCUGAAUGCUCUACAUUAGGGCUGGGCAAUAACACAACAAUGAUUUAUAUCAAGAAUUAUUUUCCCUUGAUAUCAAUAUAAAACAUGGUCAAUAUGCUUUUCAAUAGUCUGCUUUCUGACUAUACGAAUAGCCAAUGAAAAGGGGAGCUGCGCCAUGCUGAACCAAUCAUGUGCUGAAUUAGAACCAAGUAGCAAACAACUGCGUAGUAGCAGGCUGCAGCUACGUGCAACCACAGCACUGUAACACAUGAAGCUGACAGCACAGCAAAAAAAGAAAAUGAGUGCUUCCCCCACUCUCCUCUGAGAACAGUGGCACGAAAACGUAGGUGGUGUGGAGGUACUUUGGUUUUUGAAGGCAGACAUGAAGCAGAGUAAUGUGUACUGCAAGUUAUGUUGAGUACAUGUUAAAUUUCAUAAACAGGAACAGGAAAUACUUCUGAUUCAUAAGUGUUUUUUUUUUACAUCGUGUUAUAUAUCGAUUUCGACUGAUAUGUAAAAAAUCUAUCUUGAUAAACUUUUUCCCAUAUCACCCAGCCCUACUCUACAUCUUGCAUGGCCCCACCUGCUAGUUCUGCUGUAGUGUGCUGGUCACAUGAUCUGCAGAGAAACACCCAGAUAAAAAGAUAACGCUGCAUGAGAAUAUGUCCCCUCUUUAUUGAUUGUGUUGUGAUACUUACGAUCAAAAAUCAGUUCUACUACGCUGUUCUUGUGUUUUGUACGGGGAUGUUUCCAUCUUGUAUUUAACAAAGAGACAUAUUUCCCAUCAUGCUCACAGGCGUACUGUAAAUCUGAUGGAUGUGAGCUGUUUCUGGGCUGGUUAGUGAAGGAAAACAACCAGGAGUGGGUAAUCCGUGUUUGUUGUAAAAAUACUUGAGAUUCCAGCAGUGGGAGCUGUGUGACUGGAGCCUGAUAUUAAGUCGGGUGCUGCUCUUUGAAUCCACCUGGUAGUGACUUAAUACAUAACUUUAGCAAAGGCAACACAAGCCCUCUGAGCUCGAAGCAUGUCAUUUCAUUGUGAAACAUAGAAGUAGCCUAAAGAGCACUGUCCUCAGCCCGGGGUGGUUUCCUCUGACCUGCAUAUUUACUUCUUUCACCUUCAAAAGGAGACAGUCUAUGAAUUCCCAGUUGUUUCCAUAACAAUAAUUUACCUUCACUGCAUGGAAAAAACAGGCUUUUUGUGUCAAGCAUUUCUUAGCACACAGGUCUACUCAGUCAGGUGCACUCAUGUUGUGUAUGUAAGCCCUCUAGUGGCUGAAAGAAAAUAACUUCUUCAGUACUUCCUUUGACAUCGUUGGCUUUGAAGAAGGAGUUUUAGUGCCUUCAAGUGUUUACCUUAUUGCUUUCUUUUAAAGGACUAAUUGAUAAAAUUAAAAAAUCCUAUCCCAAAACAUUAGAACAUUUCAUUUAGAGUUUAAGUAAAUAUCUGAUCAAAGAGUGAAAAAAACGGGCUGCUCUUUGUCUGGUUCAGCGUGUGAUCAAGGGAGCGAGUGCUGACUUUUCAUUUGUCCAGAAGAUAAUCAUUGACACUCUUAAGGAGAGUCAACCAGCAGGGAGAAAGGUUGGUGAUCAAGCAACAGAGAUGACCACAGCCAUGAGGACAUGAACUAUCACAUGCUCAGUAAAGAGAAGAAGGGAAAGAACUGGACUAUUGCUCAGUGGACCAAAGUCCUCCUUUGGGAUCAAUUUACAUCAGCAUUUAUUUGCAUUUCAAGGUGUUUGAAGUCCAGUGGGAACUUCCCACAGUCUGUGGUGAUUUGAGGUAUCAUGUCAUCUGCUGCUGUUGGUUUACUGUGUUUCAUCAAGUCCAGAGUCAACACAGCCUGAGAAGAUUUUAGAGCCCUUCAUGCUUCAGUCUGCUGAGAAACUUUAGCGAGAUUCACAUUUCCUUUUCCAGCAGGACCUGAUACCUGCCCACAGCGCCAAAAUGACAGGAGCGGGUUUGCUAGUCUACUGUGCCUAAAUGAACAUGAGCUGGGAUUUCUGUAUUUUGAAGUCCUUUUUUGAUGAUCUAUGAAAAUAUUUGAAUUAUUUAAGAUUCUGGAUUUCAGAAAUUUUGCAACUUUGAGCCAAAAAAAAAUGACCUCUGAUACUUCACUUACUUGUAAUUGAUAUAAAACGUAACACAAUUUAACCUUUUUAAAUUUAAUUUCUUAAAAAAAGGGCUUUCGACUCUGAUUUUCAGACUGCAUCUGUAUAGCCACCGGAUGUUUUAGAGUUUUGCAACUGACAGGCUAAAACUGUAAAAAGUAAGAAAUGUUCCUUUUGUGUGUGUUUGUGUGUGUGUGUGUUGUGUGUCAGCACUUGAUGUGUGCCGGUCUGUGGUGUUUAGUAGAAGGAGACUCAUCCUGUAAGACCAAACUGGAUCCUCCUCUGGAUGGGACGGAGUGUGGACCCGACAAGGUACAGCCACACUUAUUUCACAAACACAUGCAGGGAGGCAGGCUACCUUUUUGAUAAGUGUGUUAAAAUGAUUGUUUGUUUGUGUAUGUGUGUGUGUACAUCAGUGGUGCAGGACAGGAGAGUGUGUCAGUAAGACUCCCAUCCCCCAGCAUGUGGAUGGAGACUGGAGUCCAUGGAGCCAGUGGAGCAUGUGCAGCAGGACCUGCGGUACUGGAGUCCAGUUCAGACAGAGGAAAUGUGACAACCCUCCGUAUGUCGUCCGUCUGUCUGUCUGACCAUCCGUCCGUGUGUGUGUCUAUCUGUCUGCUUGUAUGUUUGUCCCUCUGUCCCUCUCUUUGCUUGUUUGUGUGUUUGACAGAGAAACAGAUUGCAUGAGCAGAAACAUUUCUCACAUUACCUCCGAAUGUCUUCAGAUUUAAUUUGUCACACGCUCAGACAUAUGUGCAGUAAGAUGCUGCAACUGUUUCACCGUGCAAUUAGACACUCAUUGAGGCAUUUCUCUGCAAGAUGCAAAAAUGAAGGAGAAAGGAAACUUUGAGAAAUUAUAAGAUGUAAAAAUACUUUUAAAAACUUUUAUUUGAUGAUGUAGCCAAACUAUCAUGACGUUAAGGACCCGCGGGACUCAGUAGAUGUGAUGAUAAACUCUCAAAACAUAGGGGUUACUAGUCUGCCUCUGCAUUGAUUGAUUUUUGUUUGUUUAUAGGUUGUGUGAUUUUGUGUUAUUGUGCUGUGUUGGAUGUGAAAAAAGAUGAUUUAUCAUUAAAAGGACUGGAUAUAUGUAGUUGACCCCAAAGGCAGAGCAGGACUUUCUUUUCAGGAUUCUUUCUUGUAUUUUUACUGUAUAUAUAUCUAUAUAUACGUGUGUGUGUUUGUGUUGCGAGCAGUCCUGGUCCUGGAGGGCGACACUGCCAGAGGGCCAGUGUGGAGCACAAGGCCUGUGAGGGUCCCCCCUGUCCAAAGGGAGCACCCAGCUUCAGAGACCUGCAGUGUCUCUCCUACGACCGCCAUGCCAGUAAGAAGAAGGGCAGCAUGCUGACUGCUGUUAUUAAUGAUGGUGAGACUCACACGCUUAGAAAAGUCUGGAUGGUGACACAGCUUCACUUUAUUUUAUAAUGUUCAUCCCUGUUACAAUGUGGCUAUUUAUCCGUGUGUGCAUGUGUGUGUGUUUUGGUGAGCAGAGAAGCCAUGUGUGUUGUUCUGCAGCCCGAUGGGUCGAGAUGUCUCUGUCCUGAUGGCGGACAGAGUGAUGGACGGGACGCCGUGUGGACCGUAUGAAGCUGACCUGUGUGUAAACGGGAGGUGUCAGGUACUCUGACAUACUAACACAAGAAUUUCCACAAACAUAUGAAGUAUUCAGCCAAUAAAAAAAAGAAGAUAAGGGUGUCCUGGGGUUAAAACUUAUUCUUCAAUAAUUUUGCUUAUAUUCAAUGGUCACUGAAGUUUUGUGUCUGCUCUGCACCUCCACCUCCCUAUACUGAUGCAAACACAGCACACAGGGAUGGGACUGACACUGACAUAAAGGUACAUAUUCCUCAUACCCAUAAAGCUUCUUAAGCUUACAGGAAAAGUGGGUCGCGACUUUUUAUUCAGAAUCUUUUAAAGAAGACUCGCUAUAAAAAAAAAAAAAAUAGCCAUCUGUCUUUAAGGGUCAACAGCAGCUACUUGUAGAAACCCCUCCUGACACAUGUAUGAUAUACAAAUCUAAUCAUCAUGUUGUUCAUAACAAAUUCAAAUCAAUCUUUUCUUGGACUUCAAAGUUCAUACCAUUUUCUUUUCCAGUUUGUUUUAAAUUUAAAAGCGAAAUACGAAUCUCAUCAACCAUUAUCUGUAAUAAUUCUCACAUCCUUUCAGCAUGGUAAUUGUCAUGAAGUCAAAUCUUGAUAUUGUGGCUUCACAGAGCUGCAGUAAGACAUUCUAGCUGACUUUAAGUUCGACUUGUUAGAUAUGCUGAAGCUGAGAUGCAGUUGAGACAGAUAGACAGGUGCUCCACAGCUGAAACUGAAAUCCUGAUCUGAUCAUAGCUAACAGUUCAUGGAAUGGGCAACAGUCAGCCUCAAGUAGCUGAAAGUAGCAGCUAAGCACAGACCACGGAGGAGAAUAUGUGCAGGGCUGAAUAUUUUCAGGUUACAGUGAUGCCAUACAGAAUGCAUGGUAAUGCAUGCAACUAUCACAACCAUCUCGUUCUGUUUUGGUCUGAACACAGAGAGGAUAAUGGUGUGAUUACACAGAGAAUGUAGUCGUCCUGUAGACUGUGUAAACAUAGAUGUAGUCUUAGUGAAACCACUCGCUUGUCCUUAAAGAGGGGUUUUGAAGCGAAGAUAGUAGGCAUCACUUUGGAAAUGAUGACUCUGCUGAAGUUUUAGUCAGGCAGAGGUGGAGCUGAGGUGUGCUUUAAGCUUCCAGAUAAACCCCUACAACACAUCUGCGUACCACGCAAUACUGCAACACCCCUAAUUUUGCAGAUCUAUGCAUGAUUCCUUGUCUUAAUAUCACCAAUGUAAAUUGGUUACAGAAGAGUGCAGGCGUAAUGAAAUUAGGUUUUUAGACUUUUCCUCUGUACUUGGCUGUAAACAUGUUGAAAUUCAUCAUAAUAAUGGGUGUUGUACAAGUGUGAAUGGGGCUUCCUUGGCUUUUGGAGCCAGUGGUGGACACUUGAGGAACUGCAUCUUAGAGACCUUUAGCCCUGGCUUUCAACAGAGGAAGUUACUGCUUAAGCAGUAUAAAAAUUAAAUGAAAUUUUGUAAUGCACAGGACCAAGUGGCUGAUUCAUCAGGUAGAUUAUUGACAUUUUGAAAUAACUUGUGUUAGAGCAGCAUUAACGCUCCCAAGGCUGAAGUCAAUAUCAUCUUUUCCUUAAUGAUAAUGACAGCACACUACAUCUAAAACAGCCACCAGCUAGUGUUUAUGUAAAUUCUUUCACGAUUUUAGAAUAAUGCCGUUUUUUAAUGCUUCUGACCAGAAUAACAAUCAUUAACUAAAACCUUUACAUGCAUGCCAUGAAAAUACCAGUAUUUUUCAAUUUCAUAAUUAUAAAGAUAGAUAUUUGCAGCCGUAAAGAGAUAUUUUUAAGAUAAGGACGUAUAUAUAUAUGUAAGGUUUUUUUUUGUUGUUCAACCAAAAUAUAUAACUUUUUUUUUCCUAUGUCAGUAAUCACAGAUGGUAAGACAGAAAGUCCAAAAGUUAGACUGAGCCAAGUUUUGUUUUUGGAAAUGUUUACUGAAGUAAAGCAGUAUUGUUUUUUUUAUUUGUGAGUAUUUUGAGUAUGGCACUAAAUAAAGUGCAAAAAACAGUGUGAAAUCAGCAUUAUAUACAGUGUCUUGAAAAUGUUUUCAUACCCCUUGAACUUUUUCACAUUGGGUCACUCUGCAACCACAAAAGUACACAAAAGUAUUUUAUUGAGAUUUUUUGUCAUUGACCAACACAAAGUAACACAUAAUUGUGAAGUGAGCUGUGGAUUUCUGCAGCUCCUCCAGAGUGACCAUGGGCCUCUUGGCUGCUUCUCUCACCAGUGCUCUCCUUGCUCGGUCUGUCAGUUUAGGUGGACGGCCAUGUCCUGGUAGGUUAGCAGUUGUGGCAUACUUCUUCCAUUUUUGGAUGAUGGAUUGAACAGUGCUCCUUGAGAUGAUCAAAGCUUUGGACAUUUAUUUAUAACCUAACCCUGCUUUAAACUUCUUCACAACUUUUCCCCUGACCUGUCUGCUGAGUUCCUUGGUCUUCAUGAUGCUCUUUGUUGGUUGACUAGUGUUCUCUAACAAAGCACUGAGGCCUUCACACAACAGUUGCAUUUAUGCUGAUACUAAAUUACACACAGGUGGACUCUAUUAACUAAUUAGCUGACUUCUGAAGGCAAUUGAUAGCACUGCAUUUUAUUUAAGGGUAUCAGAGUACAGGGGGCUGAAUACAAAUGCACACCACACUUUUCAGAUUUUUAUUUGUUUAAAUUUUAAAAACCAUGUAUCAUUUUCGUUCCACUUCACAAUUAUGUGCUAUUUUGUGUUGGUCUAUGACAAAAAAAUCUCAAUAAAAUACUUUAAAGUUUGUGGUUGUAGAGUGACAAAAUGUGAAAAAGUUCAAGAGGUAUGUAUAUUUUUUCAAGGCACUGUAUUUUCUGUUGACCAGCCUGCUCUCUCUUGAUUAGCAUCAUAAAUAGAGAGAUGGACAGAGGAGAGAUUGAUGCUCGUAGUUGAAGCAUCUGUAAAGCAGACAGGUCCUCAGCAGCUAAAGGUCUGCAGCAGUGAUCCAGAGGAAGCUACAGCAUGAUAGAGCUCAGGGACUCCCAGAAAAGACUGAGUAUGAGUGACUCUAAUGGGAACAUGAUGAUUCAAAGUUUAUGUCCCAGACAGAAAGAGGAUGGAGAAGGAGGGAAAGGUGCUCCAUGAGCCACUUUCCCUUACACCACCUGACUCCAUCAAAGCCUUGCUCUGUUGUUCUAGACAAUCUGGCCUCAUGUGGAUGGACUUCAUAUAUGACUGAAGUUCAGUGGCUACAAAAACAUGACCAGGAUCAGAUUACAGUUCUGGAUUGUCCAAUUCCUUAUUCAAUAUUAUAGUUAGCACUAGCUGUAGUUCCAGAUUUGGUUGUUUGUGUCUCAAUGAAAUGCUUUGUCUGAGUUCAUAGCCAUUAUUCAUUUCUGUGCUAGAUGCCAAAAUGUUUGACUGUUGUGUAUGACUGACAUCACGGCUUUAUUUAUGAGAAGUCAUAACUUGUUAUUGAAGUAAUAUUUUAGUGUGCACAGGCUCAGAGCAGAGUGACAGAGAUGAAGGACUAACUAGUCAGACAGAUGGUUCAGUAUGCAGCCCCACUGCAGAGAGAGCCUGAAUACAGCUGGUGUGACAGGCUGUUUUUAGCUUCAGAUUCACAGCCAUGAAAAAAAAAAAACAUAACUCAUAUUCCUUUCUGCACCUGGUGAAUUUUGCAGAGUUUCAUACUGCUGUAAUCACUGGAAAAACAUCAAGACAGUCAUGAAAUAAAUGAACAAGUGUCCCAGUUAAGAGCUGUGAAGUAAAAUUCCUCCUCAGGGAACAAUAGAGUACCUCAUUCAUUUGUUAGUCAGCAGUCGAGAAGAGGAUCGACAGCCUGCUGCUCCUCUUGGGAGAAUUGAGGACUUUAUUUGGAUCUGAUGUCCCGUCUACAGUCAGUCUUCAGAGUUUAUUUGCAAAUACUGGAUGAGGAACGAUUGGGAGGAAUUCCCCCUGAUCCUGGCCCAGAGAGAGAGAGAGAGAAAGAGAGAGAGAGAGAGACUGACAGAGAGGGAGAAGGAGGAAUACGCGUCCAAAAAUUGUAAUAUGGAUACAAUUAUCAUGACGCAAAUGUGCUUACAAAGUUCUAACAUCUCAGCAGUGACUCAUGUACCCCUCUCUAUGUAGAAUCACUUAGAAGAAGUUCAGCUGAAGCACACACUAGAUGUCUUUAAAGUCAGCUUUUAAAGGUUUCUGUAGAAAGUAGAGCAAAGGUCACAAUUAGAAAAGGGAUUUUUAGACCAGAGCUCCUGCAAGUUUGGAGCCAGGGUCUUUGCUGAUUCUGUCCUGUGCAAGUGUUUCUUUCUUUUCUUGACUGUUUUCAGUCAAAUGUAUCUCUUAACAAAGAAAGCAGCUCACAGCACAUGAAGUCACAGCUAACAACCAAAAUAGCUGACUAAUGCAUGAGUCCUAUCUGUGAUGAGGCUAAGUCAUAGUUUAGGGUUUAGUUUAGUUUUUAGGAGUUUAGGGGUUAUAAUCGAAUUUAAAGAGAGGAGAAUCUUUGGAGCUUUUAGCAGCCCAGCGUUUAACAUAGUUCAUAAUCACAACAGGUGAUCCAUGAGUGAACAAUCAACUGUUGUGAUAACGAUCUAAAACUGAGGACAACAGUAACCAGCUGAGUAAAACUUAUAAAAUCUGGGAUAUGAGAAGGUUUAAACUUAGUAUGAGAUUUGAUAAUGGCAUUGACAUGACAGCUCCUGGUGUUACUCUGAAAAAAAUAAAUAAGUGCCCAUGAGACUCAGAGCCUCAGUCCCAAGUCUCAGGUCUUUGAGGGUCAAGUCCAAGUCAAGUCUAAAGUCAGGGUUUUGUGUGAUUAUAGUUUGCCGUAAAGUUGAGGUAGGCAGGAUCUGAGGAAGUGCCAGUUUUGGGAAGAAAUCUUGAAUGUAAACACUACCUCUCCAAACCAGUUUUCUUCUCUGCUCCAGCAAGCCCCGCCCACAAACAGACGCUCCUGCUCGCUAGUAUUGUUUCAAUUAAAUUCAGAUAUAAUGCAGAUAAAUACUUAAGAUGAUUUCAAAUGGGGCCCAGUCAACGUGAAAGUAAAAAGCAUUGGUGCUACUGUAGAUGCCAACAGACUACCAGCAAACACAAUGUUUGCAGGACUUCUACAACUAGGAUACAGUGACAUACGCCAGGACCCGAGGUGACAAGAAACACUUCUGUUACAGACACUUGGCUUACUUUGUUAAAGUGGUUUACCUGUCCAGCAGAAAGGUUACAGGGUCUGUAAGAUCCUGAAGCGUUCCCCAUCGUUUAUUCCUGAUUGUUGUUGACCUGGCUUUUUAGCUCUUGUCCGGUCUAUCUCCUUUUUGAGCACCCGUUAUUCCGCCAGAGUCUCCGGUAUUUACUUUGUUUUCUUGCUUGUGUUGUCAAGGCCAAAGGAAGAUUUAGACAAUUUUUUGUUCUUUCUGGUUGGUUUCUACUGUCUGAUAUUGUAGCACGCUAACUUUGUUUAGGCUUGUGCACGUUAUUCGGACGCUCAAAAGUUUUAAAAUGUUGACUACACAGGCAUAACAAACCACGGUGACAUUUUUAAGUCCAAGGCUCAAACUCAAGUCUCCAUCUUUGGUGUCCUCAAAAAGUCAGUGUUUUCCUUCCAGAGACACACCUUUGAGUUAAAGCGGAAGAUGAUGAUCUUUAGUCUUGGAGAUGUCACAGACACAGGUUUUUUGCAGAAUCAUGGACAUGGCUGACUGGACUGAUAGAUAAGUACUUGACACUACAGCUGUAAGGGAGGAGACCGAAAAAUCAAGACCAUCAUGCUGGAGCAACCAAAAGUUAGGUUAGGUCAGAAUUUCCAAUAUGGUGACCACCAUAGAUAGGCUUCAAUAUAUAUAUACUGUAUAUAUUUUUCAAAUCUAAUGAGUGACAUCACUGGGAGCAUAUCCAGGUUUUAUACAGUCUGCUAUAAACUCUCUUCAGAGACACCAGGCUACACUGAUGACAAACAGAAGUAAACCUCACAGGACACCAGAGUGCUUGGUCUCAAUCAGUUUGUUUGUCUUACAGUCUGUAACACAAAUAAUGUGAUGGAUUGGAGGAAAAUAAAGAGCUAACAGCAGUGAUUUCAAGGUUCUCAAAGUUAUGGAAAGUUUUUUUUUGCACAGCUCUACUUCUCAACCAACUUUUGACUUGGUGAUAUUUGACUCCUAACCUGACCAAACAGGUCAUCAGUGAUCUUCUAUAAAACAUCCACCACUUCACUCUGCACUCAGGUACUGUUUUUACCUUAGAGAGAGAAACUGUGGAGGAACUAAAGAGUGGAGACAGAGAGAGAAAUAUGCAGAUUCUGGGGUUACAGAGAAAAGAGGAGGCAUGGAUGUUUUUCUAGGCUUGGCAUGUGAAACUCAGCUAUGCUAUGAAAACACUAGCAAGAAGAGAGAGAGAGAGAAAGAGAGAGAGAGAGGAUUCAGACAGGAAAAAGGAAGAGCGAUAUAUUUAGUGAAGCUAUGAAAAUAGACCCUGGAAGGACCCUGGAAGUCUGCCUGGAGAGGGCCUCAUACGGCUGCAAAAAGUCUUGUGAACCCUGUGAAUCUGGACCACAGAAGUGUUUGGGUUCUAACAAUGAUAUCAAUUAUUAUGUAAUGAGGAACUGAUGGCGAAUAAUUCCCUCCGACGGCUCUUUGUUAUGUUAUUUACAAAGUCCUAACAUUGAGCCACCACGAGUGAAGCACUCUGCAGCAUUUAGCAAAUAAACAUGGCAGGGGGAAACCUUUAACAGGCAGAAACCUGGAGCAGAACCAGACUCAUGAUGUGCUGGAGUGGGCUUGGGGAAGAUGCAGACAGUGGGAUAAUUCCAGCUCAUUCUUGAUAAUGGCUAUAGUGUGAGAGAGAGGGUCUGUACACCUUUCCUUAACCCUGUAAUGUUUACAACCAAGGCUGAGACAAAGGGGACAGGACUUAGGGGUCAUUUCUUGGACUUUUUGGUUGUAUCUGGUGUCUGCCUCCUAGAUGCUGACUGGUAGGUAAUAGAGGAUUAUGAUAACUGAAGGCUCAGCCUACCUAUACUACUUUGAGAAACUUUGAGCACCACAAGCAAGCCUGCAUACUGAGAGUCAUGUGUUGCUGAGGGUUAAUGGGGCACUUCACAUGGAGCUCUUCAAGAAAGGAUUGGGUCUGACCUUAAGAGCCUUGAAGGUCACAGGAAGGAUUUUAAAACUUCUCUUUUAUUGGUUAUCAGUAAAGAAAAGCAAUAAGCUCCUUUUCCCUGUUUUGUUUACCAUCCCCCGAGGAGCUUUAAAGUGUGAUUCAGCUAUUUUUGAUAACAUGGACAACCCUCGUGUCUAUCUUUAGAUAAUUAUAGAUCAACAGACAGCUUGUAAAUAAAUGCUGCACAGGUGUCACAUUAGGCCUGAGAUCAGACAGUCUAAUCUGCCGAGAGAGACUUCAAUCUGCUCUCCCUUUGUUUACCAUAAAAUGAGACUUAACACCUCUUAUUGGUGUUUUUUUUUUAAUUUAUCAAACCCAUUUGGAAAAGUUUGAACUUUGUUGGUUCUACUCUUUUUUGUAUGUUUUAGAUUAAUGUAUCUCUUCCAUGACUGCCGUCAAUUUUCUGCUUUGAUUGUGUGUUCAGACAUGUUAUUGAGAUGUUCACACUUAUAGUCUACAUCUUUUAAAUGAAAGUUGUCAGACAUUACAGUUCAGUAAUCUCUAAUAGCAAGUAUAAGCUCAUUUUUUAGGAGAUGUACUUCCUGAGAUUGUAUUUAUUUCAACACAACAAAGUCACAGAGUUUGCAUAUUUGUCUGUUCCCAAGUCUAUCAACCCCUGAUUACUGUAAGGGGGUGUUUAUGCUUUUUCACACUCAUCCUAUUGUUAAAAAAAAAAUACAGUCUUAAGGCACUAGUUGUGUCAGAACUAAAAACUGGAAGAAAUUGCUGCAAGAAAAUCCUUGUGUUAUUUUUGUUGGACCAAAACAGUUGGACUUAAAUGUGAAAUAUGUAAAACAGAGAUUGGUGCAUCAGUUUCCUGAAGUUUACCAGCUGGAAAGCCAAACUUUCACGCUGCAGAUAUUUUCUUCACUAAGCCUCCUCACUCUCCUCACCCUGUUUUCUCUGUUUCUGUGGUCAGAAAAUUGGCUGUGACGGCAUCAUCGGCUCCUCAGCCAAAGAGGACCGCUGUGGAGUGUGUAAUGGAGAUGGGCGCUCCUGUAGGAUAGUGAGAGGAGACUUCAACCACACCAAAGGGAUGGGUGAGUGUGUGGAGAUGUUUGGAUAAUUACAUGGUUUGCUUUAUGACUUUGCAUUUCUCUGAUGAAGAAAAAGACUCAAUCUUAAGUCCUCUCUCAAUUUUAAUGUUUAAAUAAGACACCACGGUCAGAGGUCUAAUCUUCAAAUGGUGAUGUUAGAGAUACCUCUUUGGCAUCAAUCACUAUACAUAGUCUUUUUAGCAUUUUUAUUUUAAUUCACAGUUGAAUUUACAGAAUAUCAAAAGCAAGACAGUCUGCAUGUGGUGGUGGUCAGAAGUCAGGAAACCAGGUUUGGUCCCUGUUCAUCGUUAAUUAAGUUUGUACAGCAAAAAGGGCAGCUUUAAUACACUUGUUACUAGGAGUGGGAGAAAAAUCAAUACAGCAUAGUAUUGUGAUAUUUUUUCUGCUGAUAUAUUGCAUUGUCUCAUUUACCAAGUAUCAAUUUUUCAAAUUAAUUGCUAAUAUGAAGUCAAGUCUAUGAUGAUAAUAGAAAAAUAAAAUCAACUGUUUGUCCAGCGAGAAAGUUAGUACAACAAAUAUAUAUAGAGGGUUUGCAAGAUGUGCUACAUGAAAAUAAAAUACAGCAUAAAUAAAACAAACUAAAAGAAAGACAAAUGCCAAAUUGGCUAAACGGUUGAAAAAAUUAUAUAAAUCGCAAUAUAUUGUAUCACAAUACCCACUAUGUUGCAAAAUGUGAAAAAUCACGAUUAUAAAGUAUCAUGGCCCUAAUAUCGUAACGUGGGGCCACUGGUGAUUCCCACUCAUACUUGUUACCUAUGUUUGCUAGUUAGCUUUAUUAUGUAGUUUUUGAUGUGCUAACAUCACAAGGUCAUUUUUGAGCUGAUUAAAAAUUAAGUGGUUUUGAUACAUAAUACCAGGGAAGAACUGUAAUACAGAGUCUGGGUCCUGAAAUUGGUCCAUCCGAACCAUAACUGGUCUGUCAUUAAAACGAUUUGUAGCAUCCUGACACAAAAACAGGACAAAAGAGACCCUGAACUGGAAUCCUCUAUCAGAGGAGGGUGUUGUUUGCGUUCAUCAAAUUGAAAAUGAACAUUUAUUUUUCAGAAAACAACAAAAUUAGUCAGUUUUUCAUUUCAGUCUUAAAUUAAUUGAGGUUGUAGUUUUUCAAAUGUUUCAAGUAUGUUAAAUUUAAAAAACCAAGCUCUUGCAGCGUACUUAACCUGACUAGCAGAGUAGAGGAGGAAACAUAACACACACUAAUGCUAGAGUCACUGAACUAUCACAACAGAGAGUGUCUAAUUCAGACCAUCAAAAGUAUCUUCUGUGCUGGGGGCUAAACCUGAGAGAUCUUUGACCUUUUAUCAUCAGGGUGAAUGCAUGUUUUGGUCAGAAGAAGGGUUAUAACUAGGGGUGUCCUGAUACGAUAUUGACACUGAUAUCAGAUAUCGGUCCGAUAUUAGCAAAAAUUCUAAUCUCGGAUUAUAUCAGCCUGCGUCUGAAAUCUCCGAUAUCAGCACUCUGAUACAAGCAGUCCAUUCCAGACUCUGCUCCAGCUUCUCUGUCUAGCAGCACUAGGAUCCAGCAUGUAGAGCCCACGUAGUCACCACAACAGUGUGUACUAAGGUACUAACAAAGUAGCAAGGAGUAAGAGUGAUGUCAGCUGUGAGGCGGUAUAUUUCGUUAAAGUCUGAAAUAGACGUUGCAGCUGAGUGCAAAACUUGUCAUGCACAAGUUUGUGCUAAUAUCGGAUCAAUAUCAGUAUCUGACAAUUCUGAAGGCUACAAUAUCGGUAUGGUAUCAGAGGUAAAAAAGUUGUAUUGGGACACUCCUUGUUAUAACACUCCUGUUGCUCCUUUGCUCCAACACCAUGCCAGCACCAAUUGAGUUGGUACUUUAGCUCAUCAUCAUUCUCAUCUCACAACAAGAGGCAGUCAUGGUGAAAAAUUCAUCUUUGCUGAUAGUUAACAACGACAGUUGCUGCCAAGCAAAGGUGAUUAUUGUAGAGAAACGCUCUGAAUUUAAUUAAAAUAAUAUUCAAUCAUUUUAUCAUUAAUAAUGAAUUUCCUUUUGGGGAUAGAUAAAGCUCUUGCACUGUGUUGAAAGCAAGCAAAAAAAAGCUGCAAGUGGACACAGGCCCUUAUUCACAGCAUGAACAGUGUGUUCAACAUCACUGCACAGUUGAAGGGUUUUAAAUAAACACUAUGUAUAUUAGUCAGCUUUAGUUUGACUUCUACCUCUUAAGUGGUUUCUGUAUUUUGAAUUAAUGAACUAAGAGUACUGUAUUUGUUAUUGGUAACUUGGCCUCAGAGCCUUGUGCAUGUAAAACUGGAGCUAAAGAGGUAUCUAGAUCAUCAUAUUUUGAAGUGUUUGGCCACUGAUCAAGCAGCUGUAUUUGAUAAAUGAGGACAGAAAAGGCUGUUUUCCUUUUUUGGGGAGAUACUGGACAUCUGCCAAAAACUCUAUCGCAAUCCCCCACUGAGUGCAAAUGGUAAACAGCAUGAAACGCCUGCAAUUAUUCAUGCAAAAACCUUUUUGUAAUCCAAUUAUUAAACCAAUAAAACUAAUUUAACAACAAAGUGAAGAGCAUUGAUGCUUGUUUUCCUCCCUGAGUUAUAGAAAGGCGUGAGAGUUUCCAUUCAUCCAUCCAGGAAACACAAAACCUUGCCAACAGAGGCCACAGAAUUAGGAACAAUUUUGUGUAUGUGUAAUAAUACUACUACAUGGGAAAUGAGACUAAAUGUUUUACUCUGUAAAUGGACUUCAGUGACUUAUCACCCAUCUUUUGCAUAACAUGUAACACAAGGUGAAGUAGAGGCUUUUAGCCUUUUAAGGCUGUUCUGCUGUCACAUCAUCAGGAUUUAAAGCUGCCGCUUGGACUUUGUAUACAACUCUCUAUGCACUUACAGAGGAAUUCCUCUUUAUUAAACCCAGGGCCAGAGUUUUAGAGUUUUUUGGGUUCAAACCAUCUCAGAAAUGUGCAAAUAGGCUGCCGUAGUUUUAAACAGCAAUGUGACCCCAAUGAUUUCAACAAAAUCUAAAUAGAGAUUCUGAAGUUUGUCCACUAAAAGUUCCUGUUUUGGACACUAAUGGCUCAGAUUGAUGUUCCAAUUACCAAUUAUGGAGUUUUGAUAUGUGUCGGGAUCAGAUCGAUAAUAUUUGGAAAAUGCUGAAUCAAAGAUUGAUGAAGAGUUUGUGUUUCAAAGGCUUGGCAUACAUCCAACACAACACAUCAACUCUCAGUUACUCGAAGUAGAAACAAGCCACUGGACCAAAGGGGCCUUCAAAUGAGACCAUGUUUAAUGUGCUCAUAAUGAGAGACCAUGUAAAUUUCCCCUCUUUUUGGAUUCAUGAUAAUGUUGAUUAAUUUUUUAGAAAACGUCAACUUCAUGAGUGUCAUAACUGACAUUUUCAGUAAUGGCAGAGCCCAUAAAAUCUACUUAUACAUAUUACACUGCAUUAUGAUGUGACAGAUCAAGAAGAGAAUGUUAGCAAGAGCACAGCUUUUAUAACAGUUUAUAUUCGAUUAGUCAUGCACCAGGACUAGAAAAAGCUGUGGUUAGUGUCAACCUGGACCAAUGACUUGGUUGUCUUGUCUUUUUCCUCAGUGUUAGCUUUCAGUACAAAAAAAACCACUUUGACCACUUAGCUUUUCAUGGACACAACUACAAGACACGACUUCAAAAUUUAAACUCAAAGUUGUGUUUGACUGCAGCUCCUGGAGAGGUGGAUAAGAAACCCCCAUGUUCUGUGAACUAAAGAAACUAGUUCAUCAUGGUAUUGAAGCAUCUCCAAGAUCGUUUCCAUAAUUCAUUAUUUAGAGCACAUAUAUGCAAAGAAUAAUCAGCUGCAUUUUUAAAGACACGCACCCUUUGAAUCCCACGUUGUAUGACAAACCAGGUUGCAACAGCUGAUUUGACAGAAUGUACAGAAACAAUCAAACGAAUCUGUAACUUUUCCUCAACCACUUAGCAGGUUUUCACCUCAGAAAAAGGGGACAAAAGAAGAACGGGAGCUUGUGUGUGCUAGUGUGUGUGAUUUUGUGUGUGCACAUGUGCAUGCACAUGCUCGUGUGGUCCACCGGACAUGUGAUCACCUCCUUGUCUUGUCCUCCAGUCACCACUAGGCAGUGUAAGAGGGUAUCUACCUGUGUGAUGGCUAAACCCAGAGCUGUCCCCAAGUGUUUCUCAUGUAAGGUGCAUGCACUGAGUGUGUGUGUGUGUGUAUGUGGUGUGUGUGUGUGCGUGUAUGUUUGUGUGUGUCUGUUUUCUGCACUGCUGGAGUGUUUCACUGUAGGUAGAUGAGAUAAGCAGUUAUCUGUGGGCUCCCCUGGGUGCAGGCUGUGGACUGAAUAUUAAAAAAGGCUUUGUUACUGUUGCAUAAGCAGCUGUUUAGCCUUCUUACCUCAUUAUUCGGAUGAAUGUUAUGCCAGCGACGCAUUCCUCUUAUCCGAGGUGUUUUCAUAAGAGAGAACAGUCAUCUGAAAUAAAAAGUUAAAAAAUUUUCAAAUCCGACACUGUAGGGGUGUAGAAAACAUCACGCUUUUGGUAUUUGCUGCUCGUAAACCCAGGUGAACCCACAGCGGUCUGUGUGUGUAAGUGUUGGUGUGCAGGCUGGUGGCGGGCUGAUGGAUAGCACUGGUGGGCUUUCAGGAGGGGUGGUGUGUUUGUUUGUGUGGAUAUGACUUACCCAAACCCUCAGAAAAGAUCUGUGGAGGAUCAGUUUCAUCCAAUGGCUCACAAAAGUUUGUAUCAUGAACGCAAAGAUUGAAAUGCAAAGUCCAAGACUGCACAUAAAGAGGUGACCAAAGCUGGAUAAACUUUCAAACAUCCAUCAGAGACAUAAAUGGAGUCCUGCUAGCAGUGUUAAGAGUAUUUUUAGAUGUUUCACUGAUGGGAUUGUUUGCUAUAUUUCAGAUUGCAUAUUUGUGCAGUGGGAAAGGAGCAUUAAAUUUAAAUCUGCAAGCUGUACAAGCUUCUUAAAGCUUUCCAAAGAAACACGCAUCUUACACGAGUCUUUUCAAGCCUGAAACCUUCAUAUGAACAGAUAAAGCACAGAAAUAUUAAGGUUGUGUUCUUUCUGGAUAUCUUAAAUUUUGGCUAAAUAGAUGUAGCAUUUUUCAAAUGUUUUCAAUGUUCUGCCGUUUGUUUGUUUACAGGCAGCAUUAACAGAACAACAAGCCAACAGUCACUAAGCUGGGUUUAAUUACGGUCUCCAGAGCUGCAUGGAGACAUGAGUAACCAAAGACUACUGAUUUUCAUUAACCAUUUCAACACUUCAGAGGGGCUGGUGGCUCUUUUAAGAUUAAACACAGACUGUAAAUCCUUAGACCAAUAUUCAAUCUGCAGCCGGGCCCGCUGUAAUGUUCAGGAUCACAAGUUUUGCGAGUGAAUAAAGGUCAGCUUUUAAGUAUCGGCCUGGACAGUUUCAAAUUUCUAAUAUGAAAUACAAUGAUCAUGGACCAACAUCCACACCUUCUGAACAAAUACAGGUUAGCAAUGUCAGAUUUGUAGUGAACUACAUCACAGACCAUCUCUGUGCAGUUUCCUCCGUUUUUUAUUUUGACUGACAUGACUGCUAACUAUUAGCAUCUCCACUCUUUGUUGCUCAGAGCUGCUCUGUGAGCUCUCAUCCUGACAGCGGCCAAAUUCAAUCCACUUCAGGAGAAUGAUGAGCUGGUUAGGAAUGAAAAAUCCUUUACUAUGAUGUUUAAUGAAAGACAGAUGUUUACACAGUUUACAACCAUCUCUCAUCUCAGACCUCCAUUGAGAGGACCCGCUCUACUGAGAGGACCCUCAUGCACUCCAAUUUGUUUGAAGUGGUCAUCCCGUUUUGUAUUUUUUCUUUGUUGAACACAAAAAAAUAUCAUAACAUCAGAGCCAGCCCAAGCCUUAAUGGGGCCUUAAGCAAAAUGGGAUUUUGGGGCCCUCUAUUUCUGCCAAUAAUAUUGAUUGUUGAUCAUUCACACACCUUCACAAAUCUCUUUGAUUAACAUUCCCUGACAUGCAAACAUACCUUUAUCUUGGUGUUUUUUUCUCCUCUUCCUCUUUCUUUUCUCUGCUCCUGAAGGAUAUGUCCUUUUUUGCGACAUUGUUUUGCUCCACAACUACCUGCUCUUUGGAUGCUGAGUGCACAUUGCACAGCAGGAGGAACUUAACAGUAGAGGAGCUUUGACAUAUCGUCAGUAAGAAUCAGAGAAAUACAUCAGCAGCAGCACUAAAAUGUUUUUGCUUUAUUUUAUUUUUACAAUAAUAUAUAUUUGAUCAUAGAGAAAGCAUCACUCAUAAAUGCAAAAAAUAAAAAAUAUUUUUUUAAAAAUUGAUUGCUCUUGGGGGCCCCCUACUGGCCGCGGGGCACUAAGCAGGCGCUUAGUUCGCUUAUGCCUUGGGCUGGCUCUUCAUAACAUUAUAUACAUAAAAUAAAGCCCCAAGAAAAAAAUUGUAUAUAUUAACACGAGACAAAAAUACGUCAUUCUCGGUGUAAUUGCUUUUAAUUUGAAAGGCUUCGAAACAAAUUUGGAUGUAAAAAAAAAAAAAAAGAAACGUACUUCCUGUAUAUUUGCUUUUAUUUUGAAAGGCCUCAAACAACUUCCAGUCCAUUCAGUGGAGGUGGGUCUUCUCAGUGGAGGUCUGCAGCCAGACCCCUCUCGAAUUGAGAGAGGCCACUUUUGUCAGCUUAUUCUGAAGGUGAUUCCUGACAAAUGUGAUAAAAGUUCCUAUAUUUUUUUUUAUCAAAGUUUCCUCACUGGAGUAAGCAAACAAGAUCAGCUUGUCCAGAUGAAAACACUAACCUGAUGCUAGUGGCCAAGGCUAUUUAAAUGGGGUUGAGCCUCUGACCGAUUUAACCCUUAAUAUUGAUAAUACUCAUUUCAAAGCAACAUUAAUAAACAUAAUGUAGAAACAUACAAGUUUUAGGUUAUCUAAACGUGGAAUUGUCAUGACCACCAAAAAUAUGUGGGCAUUGUUUUCAUAGUAAUACUGCUAUGCAAUUACCAUAGGCAGAUGAUAAAAAUGUGACUCCAACUGUGUGUGGAUUUAAUGUCAGUGUUUGUGAAUUAGAUGUUUUUCUUUUAUUAUAUUGGUGAGGUUCAUUUGAGCCUUGUGCAUAUGCCUGGUGAGUUCGGCAGUUACAUUUGUCCCAUUUGCACAGGUUUGCCAGGCACUAGAGCAGUGCAGUCCUUUUGUGACUCGGGCCAUCUGUGCUGCUUUGGAUCAGACUCAGUCAGGAGAGUGAAAAGAUUCAUGUAAAUAUCAUUGUUUUUGGAAAGCUGUCAGACCCUCAUUGGAGUUGUUAGAUUUCUUGUUCCCCCACAUUUCUACAGCUGAAUGUAAAAUAAGCGGAAAAUACAGUUACAACCACAGUCACUGUUAUAACAUCAACCUCCAAAAAACUGAAAAAUGACCCAAAAUUUGCAUUUCAUCUUUUGCGUUCAUUUGACAAAAUGUUUGCCGCUGUGUUGUGUGUCUGUGUUGAUGUCACCUUAAACUGGCAGCCUGUCAGUCAGAGGCUGCUGUGUCCUCAUGGUGUGUAAAUGUGUGUAGACAGACUCUGACGAUGUGUUGGUAAGUAUGAAGUCACUCUGUCCUUUAAAACCUGAGCACUGUUAUCAGAGAAAGGCUGGUGACCUGCUGUGACACAGAGAUGAUUCAGUCAGAAAACGAUGAACCCUUGGUAAAGCUGCACUGACUGUGUGGUUUUGCUUACGUUGGCGUAAGUGUCAUUUGGGUCUGUUUUCAUUCAGGAACAUAGAAAUAAAUAAAUGUUAUCUGGACCAUGCCUUUGUUUUUGCAAGUAGGUUUGUCCAUGUUACAAAUUAGCUUAACAAGAAACAGCAGAAACAGUCUAUUUUAGGUGACUCAGCUUGGACUGACAAACUCUGAUUAAAUCUUGGUAAAUAUCAGGGGUGGUUGAGUUUACCCAGGGACCUCAUAUUGUCCCAUCACUCCUCAGUUCCUGCAUGUAGGAGUAACACUGCGAGGAGUGAUGAGGAUGGAGCCUGGUUGCCAAACACAAUCCAUGACCACUAGCAAAAAGUAGUAUACUUAAAGUUCAUUUUAUGAAGUGUGCUUGAAUAUAAGUAUAUUAAGUAUACUACCGACCAUGUACUUUUAGUAUACUACAAAGUAUACUAAUUUAAUCACACUUCACACUAAAUUGGAACAUUUUUAGUUUAUAAAAGUAUACUCUAUAAGUUCAUUUUAACUUAUGGAGUAUACUUUUAACUUAUAGGGGGGGCAGAGUGGCAGUGUGGGAGAUAAAGAGGGGGACGACAACAUGCAGCACAUGGUCAAGACAGGAAUCGACAGGAAUUUGUUCAGUAUAUCUCUGAAAAGUCCAUAUAAAGUAAACUGAAAGCAUACUUAGUUUAAAAAGCAGUACACUUGAGGUACACUUCAACAUACUUCUUUUUGGUAAGGGAAACCCUAAUGAAAGGGACCAGAACAUGAUCAAUAAAGUCAAGUCAAAUGUUUUUCUGUUUUUGUGUAUGAUUUUAAGGCACAUGAAGAUAAUGCAAUUGAGCUCACAUACUAAAAAUUUCAGCAUUUUAUUAUAUUAAUAUGUAAAUUAAAUGUUACCCACGAGUCAAUGACUUGACCUUAUUAUGUACUUGGAUCAGGAUAUACUAAUACUUCUAGUAUAGUAUAGUUGUUGCAGAAAGAAAUAAAACACAUACUAAAGUACAAGUAUAGGUUUCAGUAUUAGAGUAUAAGUGUGAGUCUUACUAUUAAGGUCAUUAGUCUUAGACUUUUGUUCUCACUAUUCAGUACAAGAUAAGUAUACUUCACUAUACUAUUUUUAAGUAUAUAAAAUAUACUUUGUAAAAAGUUGACUUCAAGUAUACUUCUACAGUUUUAGUAUAAAAUAAGUAUACUCAUAUUACACUUGAAUGAACUACUUUUUUGCUAAGGGGAGCCUCUGCUGCAAAAAAAACAGGUGUAAAUGUAAACAUGAGUCAUCUAACUGAACUGUGUAUCGUUUUACUGAUGACAAUGUUGUGAAGGGCAUCAGGACACCUGGGAAGUUUUCAACUGCUCUGAUUGUCUGGACAGAGACUCGGCAGAAAUUAGGUCACCACAAAGAAGACUAAAACUAAGUGGUGUCAUCUCAGUACCACUAAAUGGUGUUUUAAUGUUCGUUAUGAUGCAGUUAACGAAAUGGUCCUCUGUAAAACAGUCUUUUAACAAGCAAAUAAAGUGUUAGCUCCAUACUUAAGCUGCAGAAUCACCACAGAUAAAAUGUGUUAUGCAAAUUAUAAAACCAUUCGUGCUUGAUGAAUACCUAUAAAUGCACAUUUGCCAACACAACCUGUGUGUGAUGAUUGAAUCCAGCUGUUAACAGAUUACCAUCAACUAACACUCAAAUAAAUAUGCCAAACAGCACUUGAACAGAAAUUUGUGGUGGAUGGUCACAUUUUUUUUAACAAAUGGCCAGUAUUUAAAAUCUAAAUAUUAAGAUUUCCUGGUUAAGGUGCCUGAAGGUACAUGUUUAACAUACUGCUGCUGUUGCAGUCAUCAGUUGCCAGUGCAGUAAAGUCAGCUAUGCAAUCAAACAAACAAUGUUUUAAUAUCUAAUAGGAUUCGAAUCAGCAGUAGUAAUCCAAUAUAUUCUGAUACUGCAUGCAACCUGUUGUUGAAAAUAUAUUUUGUACAUUAACUGAUAGUUUUUUAAAACCUUGUGUAAAACUUAAAUUUCCAGAGGAUUGGUUUUUCCAAAAAUACAGCUACCAACCGUCCACGUGCUGAUUCAAGAGUAAACAAAUGCACACACCAGUAAAUAGCUGAUUUGAUCCCAGGAGGCAGCUGGUCCUUGUUUCUUCCUCUCCCUCCUCUUCUGUCUUUAAGUGAACAGUUGGUGAGCACAGGCAGGCAGCUCUUUUUGCUGCGUCAGCACUCCUCCAUUGAGCUGUUUCUUUCUGAGGCUUUCUGGUCCUGCCAGAAAAAACAGCUGGUCUGCUGUUCUCCCCUGACUGUGUCCAGAUUGGAGGGAAUCUGUGUCCAAAACAGCAAGCGAGAAUUCAACUGGGUCACAUCUGAUAACACUGAACGCUUUGUUUCCACCCUAAUCAGUUCAAUAUGAAUGUAAACUAAGCAAUACCAUCAGCUGUAAGUUCAUGAUCCAAGCACAGACAGCAUUGAUCCUUUGUUUUUAACAUUUUCCAACAAGUCAUUCCUUUUCAUUUUAUUUUAGUAUAAUUUCAGAGUCUUUCUUCACUGAAAAGAACAAAAUAGCCGAUGAACAACAGUAUUUGAUAUGCAUCAAAACACUAUAAUUCUGCCCUUUGGUAGCAUGGGUUAAGGUUACUUGCUAUCACUUGGCACACAUGGCCACCUGUGGUCUCACUACUCCAGUUUUGACCAUUAUGUAGUGCAGCUAAGUGGAAAUCAACCUCUCCGGUGGUACACUACAGGAAAAAUUGACUAGAAUGUAACUGAACCCCAAAACUGUGGUAUCCAGAGUCUUAUUUAAAAGCAUGAAUUUGAAAUGAUUAAAUCUUGUUUCAAAAUAAAGUCCAAAUAUAGGUUUUAGUGGGCAUGAUUAAGCCCAGAUGUAUGGAUACCCACUGAUUUCCAUGCACCAAAAAAUUAGGAGGGUAACAUAAAGGGAUAAACAAGACCCCUGCCCUCAUAUCCUGGUCCUGCUCACCUUGUAAAAGAUAAACAUGUUCAUAAGUUCAUCUUUCUAAUAUAAUGUGAGACUAAAGACCAAAGCCAGAAAGAAGUCAACUCAAUAAAAUGAUCGAAGGAUGUUUCUUUUUUUUUAUUAUAUUUAAAUUUAUUUUUUUAAACUAUAAGGAAAAGUCCCUUCAAUUCCUUAUCAGUAAUGCUGCCAUGGCAACAGAUCAGCCUCAUUGUAGGAUGAAGUUCUCAGUCUUCACAGACAGCUUUGCAGUCAGUUCACCUUUGAACAUAAUGUCACAACUCAAACAUUGUUUCUAAUAUUUCUACUGUUCACAGCCAAAGUCAUAUUGGAGAAAUAAACAACUUAGAGUUGCUGCUAACAGCACUCCUGCUGUUGCAUGGAUUGCAGGUCAGGAUGUUACCCCACUCCUCCAUAUCAUAGAUGGUUAGAGUCUCGAGGUGAAAUAUGCUGAAAUUUUCUGCAAAUUGUUGUGCAGGUGCUUCGUCCUCUGUCCUGCUUAAACAGUUGGGAAAACUCACCAGGUUUUGAUCACAGCAGGGCUCAGUACAGUUUGGCUUUUACAUCCACCUUGGAAAUCUUCCACUUGGACCACCUCGUAUACUGCAACAGGUUUCCAGAGGGCUCAGCUGAUUGGAAUGUAUAAGCACAGGCUGUCUGUAACAGGAGGGCAAAACAUUGGUAUGGUCUUUUAAUGACUCUUACAUUUCAUGCUCCAAAAAUAAUGUAUCUCAUACAUCAGAGACUAAAUUCAGUCACUCAGAAGGUAAAUCAUCUCUGAUAGUAGUCACCAGCCUGUCCCUGUCUCCAUCUCUACCUCUGCAUACAUGCAGAUCUGUUUUUAAAUGUCUGACAGGAAACUUCAUUCGCUGUUUUCUCUGAAACUGUUUCCACCUCAUUCUCUGUGUCUGUCGACCAGGCUACAUCGAAGCCGUGGUUAUCCCAGCAGGAGCCAGACGAAUCAAAGUUGUGGAAGACAAACCCUCACACAGCUUUCUGGGUACGUUUGCAUUUUGUCAUUAAGGUUCUUGAGGAUUUUCACCGAUAAGUUAGUCACAAUAUCAUGUUUUAUUUAUUUUUUGCACAGCUGUAGCAGCGAUAAGCCUGCACACUUAGUGACCCCUGGGAGUUGGUGGGCGCGCUUAUCUGCUUUUUUUUUGCAGAUGUUUUUAUUGCACCACGCUCAUGUCAUGUGCAAAUAACUCCUUUAUUUCACAGUUGAAGCUGCCGCUGAUGUGCAGCUAAUUUAAAACUCCUACAACCAUCUUCUUUUUAUGUAAAUUUCACUUUUUCAAUAUCCCCAGCAAUCUGUUUGUUCCUGUUUAUCUAAACAGAAAAAGUGCAUGUACAGAAGUCCUAUUUAUUUUUACAUUUUGCCCACAAUUUAUGACUGUAUUAAAGUGGAAGCGUAGACAAGCUGUUCUCAGAGCAGCUGCUGCAAUAACAUUCCAAACCAGAGAAAUGAAGCUGGAUACAGCAUGCAUCAAAAUCCAAUAUGUAGGCAUUGCAUAUGUUUAAAAGAAAUCCUCUUCACAAAACACUGGAAAUAUCUAGCAGUUAUGUGCACAGUGUGUCGAUGAUUUUAUGCUAACCUUAGUACACAACGGCUCCUUUGACCCAAUGUGUGUCUUUACAGCCUUGAAAGACUCCAGUAAGAGGUCCAUCAACAGCGACUGGAAGAUCGAGCUGCCGGGAGAGUUCGAGCUGGCAGGGACCACAGUGCGCUAUGUCCGAAGGGGUCUGUGGGAGAAGAUGUCUGCCAGGGGACCCACCAAGACCCCUCUACACCUGAUGGUAAUCACAGGUUUCACACAGGACUAAACUCUUGUUGGUGCUACUUUCCUUUCAUAGAGUAAAUGAAUGAAUACUCUGUUGCUGUGAGUUGUUGACCAAACAGAAUCAAGUAUUUAUCAAACCUCGGUCAUAAUAGUGUUUAAGAUACAUAGAUAUAAGUAUUCUUAUACCAAUUAAGGCAAAGCUGUUUAGUUGCCUUUGUGUUAACAGUGAUAUAGACUCAAAGUUUUCAGUGUAUUACUUAAAAUACUAAUCAUUAUGCUCAGUGAUUAUUGUACAACUUGAUAAAGUAGGGACACUGGAAUUACUGAUUUUAUUGGGGCAUCAAAAGCUUGGUGGUAUGAGUGCCCCACAUGUACAAGCUAUAGUCCUAGUUGGUUGGUUGGUUGGUUGGUUUGUUGGUUGGAUGGAUGGAUGGAUGGAUGGAUGGAUGGAUGGAUGGAUGGAUAGAUAGAUAGAUAGAUAGAUAGAUAGAUAGAUAGAUAGAUAGAUAGAUAGAUAGAUAGAUAGAUACCAUAGAUAGAUACCAUAGAUAGAUAGAUACCAUAGAUACCAUAGAUACCAUAGAUAGAUAGAUAGAUAGAUAGAUAGAUAGAUAGAUAGAUAGAUAGAUACCAUAAAUACGAUAGAUAGAUAGAUAGAUAGAUAGAUAGAUAGAUAGAUAGAUAGAUAGAUAGAUAGAUACCAUAGAUACCAUGGAUGGAUGGAUAGACAGAUAGAUAGAUAGAUAGAUAGAUAUAGAUAGAUAGAUAGAUAGAUAGAUAGAUAGAUAGAUAGAUAGAUAGAUAGAUAGAUAGAUAGAUAGAUAGAUACCAUAGAUACCAUAGAUACCAUGGAUGGAUGGAUAGACAGAUAGAUAGAUAGAUAGAUAGAUAGAUAGAUAGAUAGAUAGAUAGAUAGAUAGAUAGACAGAUAGAUAGAUAGAUAGAUAGAUAGAUAGAUAGAUAGAUAGAUAGAUAGAUAGAUAGAUAGAUAGAUAGAUAGAUCUUUAUCUACUACAUGGAAACUUGUUGCCACAAUCUGAACAAUCUGAACAGAGCACACACAUACAAGCAUAACACAGGAAAGAUGUACACAAGAGCUAUCCAUCUGGUGCACACCUACUCAUGUGUCCCCCAUAUCCAUAAAUUUACAUACAGAUAUAUGCAGACACUCAAACCUAUCAGUUCCCGCAGUGUUUGUUUAGGAGUGUACUGGCAGGGACAGAGCGCCUGCCAGAGCAGGCUCCUGUCCAGGCCAGGGAUUUGUGUCUGUGACCAGAUGGGAGCAGUGUGAAAAAUGAGCUGAGGGGGUGCCUGGUGUGGUGGCGCAGGCUCUGUGUUUGAUGGCUUUAUUGUAAAGGUCAGACAGGUUGGAUGUGAGGAGGCUGGUAAAUUUAGUGACACUGAAAAAUGUAAACUUAUUUUAGAUGUCCUGCUUGAAACCCUGAAACGUAAGCCAUUAAGCCAUCACAGAGCUUGAUAACGAGCUGAUCAUUUGAAUCAGGUGUGUUGGAGCAGGGAAACAUCCAAAACAUGCAGGACAGUGGGCCUCGAGGACUGGACUUGAAUUGUAAUAUCGGUAGGCAGUUAUCACUGUCAUCAUCUCCCCAGGUGCUGCUCUUCCAUGACCAGAGCUAUGGGAUCCACUAUGAGUACACGGUGUCUCUGAACAUGAGUCAGGACAGGAGCAGCGAGGAGCAGAGAGAACCAGAGUAUCUCUACAUCUGGACUCACAGCAGCUGGCAGGACUGCACCGUUCAAUGUGGAGGAGGUAACUCACUUAUCAUCACAAAAUGUGUCAAAUCUGAUCCCUGCGCAGACAUCGGGUCAUCUUCACUGCAAAGUCAUGUGAGGUUACAGCACUCAGAGUGUUUUAUUAGAGGCUGUCUGGUUUAUUUAUCUCUGUCUGGCUCCUCCAAGGUCUCUGUCUUGUGCUUGUUUGUUGAAAGUGAAUCUUUGCUUUGUUAGGGAGUUCAGAUGCAGGGGAUUGAGACUAAGUUCAUACCCUCACUCCUUUCAAAUCUAAUAUUUCAGGAAAAUCCCCCUUCAAAAUAAAACAAACUUGAGAUCUGACAGGAACAGGAAUUAGACCCUGUAAGUGUUAUUGGGCUGGGCUUAAGACAACAGAGAGGAUCAUUAAGAAAAGAUCCAGAGAGUGAUUGAAGUCUUUGUUAAGAGGAGAAGAUGAUUUUUUAAACCAGAAACAGCUGUUAAUUUUCUCUAUUCGAAACCAGAGCACAUACUCAAAAAGAGCAGUCUGCAGCCGCUGUUCCUGUGUCAGUGUAUGGUUCUCAGUCCAGGAGAAACCCUUUCUAAACACAUGCAUAGAGUUAUGACACAGCAUGAAUGAAUGAACGAAUCCUCAACACAUGAUUUAAAGCCUCGGUCCUCCUGCUUGGUCAGCUGUUUGAGGUCCCUCACUGUGGAGUGUGCUCUGAAUCUACAUUAGAUCUGAAGCAGAUAGAGAAACUCUAAUCCACCAUGAGAAGAGAUAACAGAGCUCUGGUGGGCUUACCUCCAGCCGCUUCAUCUCUAAUCCUGCUGCACCUGACAUUCACUAAAUACCAAGAUGAGAUAGUUUUCUCAUUAUGAGAAGAAUUCUGAUUAGUACUGAUUGGAGCAAAUCCUCCCUGUUUCAGUCUUUGUCUUCUGUCAUCAGUGCCACCCCAUCUGGAUAAACACUGUGAGAAGAUUUUGCUUUUUAAAGAGAGUAAAUAUACAGGCUGCUGUUUUCUCAGAAACCAACAAGAUGGAGGAGCACAAUAAAUCUGGCAAAGACAAAUAGAGACACAUGCAUUAAUGAGUCAUGAUAGAGAGAAAGAGGGAGAGACAGGAGCUCAAUGUGCCAGGUCCCUGGAUCCCCCCCAAAGCAGCAUCCUAAGGAUUAAAACACAUUCAGAUAACACAUCCUAUAAUAGUACAGCUCCAAAAAUGUGUUUUUAAAGGAGGUUUAAGGAUGAUAAAAAGGCUGUUAUUCUGAUCUCCUGGGGUUGGGGUUGUUUCAGAGGGUGGAGGCUCUGUCCCCUGGUCACCUUCAGUCUACAGCCUCGACUAGCAAGCAGAGCUCCAUCUGAGGACUUCAUGUUAUGUUGAUGUAUGUGACACCUCUACUGCCAUUCCUGUGUUUUCUGCAUUCACAACAUCUCAGGUCUCAUCCUCUGCAUACGCUGAUUCACCUUCUUUAGUUUUUUUAGGUUUAGAUAAUUCAUGGAGAAAGAAAUAAUUGUUUAUUGCAUAGAGCACACUCUUCUAAGAAGUUUACAGAAGUUUUCAGAAGGUGGAACUCCUUUCACUCUAUAGGACUUUGUCCGUCUUUUUCUACUUCAAGACUAAUUUUUCAGGGGCUGAACUCAUCUCAGUGUGGAGGUAAAAACAAUUUUUUUAGAAUUAGACUUGGUUUGUUUUGGAGGGGAGACCUCUGCACAUAAUUUAGCCUGUUCAAAAGCCGUAAUAAUAGUUGUUGAAAGAAUCCCAAACUAAAAUUAUGUGGACACGUGCAGCCAAAGGGCAACAAACGAGUGCAUAAUGUGGACAGACUUCGUCUGGAAACAUUAGUCUCAAAGGAUUACAGCUCCGCCAAAACAGUGUGUCCUUUAGCUGCCAGAUGAAGCAUUGUACCGUAAUUAUGUCAGUACUAGUUGUACCUUUUCGACAUAUAGAUCUAAAGUAUGUUAGAAAUAAAAGCUGCAGGUUCAUAGGAAAGGAAUUCCUUGUCGGCAGCCGUAAGAGGCGUCUGUGACCUGAUCUGACUGGAGCCAUGUCUGGAGUGAGAGGGGGUAAGGUAUCAGGGAGUUUGGACAAAAAGACUGCCAGUGGCUAAUCCAAGCUAAUUAUCAGCAGCAUAUCAGACAGAGCGGGGGUCUCCCUGUGUAGUUCUGUCUCUAUCGCUCUUCUACACACAAACACACACACACGCACACACAUCCAGAGCAAAGGGCAAGUCUAAUUGUCAGGCUCCCUGCUGCUGAUCUCCUGUGCAGCUCCCUUUAUCCUCUCAUUGCUUUGUAAUAUUGGUAUCUAGCGCUCAAAAUAUUUCAAAGCACAUGUAUGUGAGAAGAGCACUUUGAAGUUGCAGUCCACUGCUUUCAUCCAGGAGAUGAGGUCAGGUGUUUCUGGAUUAUGGGUCUGAGGAGCAGCAGGGGGCGAGCCCACCACUGCUCAUUUCAUCUCUCUUUAAUGGUGGAUUAGAGUUUGGCUAUCUGCCUCACAUCCCAUCUAAGUGUAUGAUUUGACAUCCAGUGCAGACAUCAUGGUAAGCAGCGGAUCAGCUUCUGUAAACACAACCCGCUCCACAAAAGAAGCAGUGAUGCAGAUUUAUGAGUGAAGACAGUCUGUACAAGAAGCACACACACAUACUGUAGCUCGCAUUUUGUCUCGCAAAUCAACACCCAAAAAUUUCCAGAAGGAGCUCAGGUAGGGAUCAACCUACAUUAUACCAACCCUGCCAGUCUUUGCUAAGUAUUAAUAUUAUAGUUUAACUGUGUAAUUUCUCAUUCAGUUCUCUCACAACAAAGAAAAAAUGAAUUUGAACAAACUCAGAUCACCGUACAUCUAUUUCACAAUGACAAUAUCUUUGAAUAUGUGGAUUCCUAUUCUGUCAAAACAUAAGACUGUGGUCAUCUUGUAGUCCUGGGGCACAUUUGAAUAGUCCUUUUCCUUUUUUGGUGAGGAAGCUUCCUUAAUGAGUGAAACAACCCACAAGUCUUUGAGUGUUGGCCAUGAUAAGAGCUGUUUAAAUUCUCUAAAUGAAAAGGCGAGGAGCUUCAUUACUAUCUUUAUGAACUCAUGUAGCACAAGAUACACUCAAGGGGCAACGUUACUUUGUUUGUACCUAGAGGUAGAUUUGGUCAACUGUAAAUAAGUCAUCACCCAUUAUUUAAGAGCUGAUAGUGAGACAGACCCAAUACAGAUAGUAGUAAUUAUAUUAAAGAACACAAGCUUAAACAAUAUAAUGAAUAACAAACUAUUUGAGGCAGGGCUGGGCGAUAAACCGAAAAUUUACCGAUACCAAAAUUUACGACAAUAACUGACAUCAUUUUGCCCACAUCGGUAUAUUCGGUGUCAAAAAAAUAAAUAAAUAAAAGUUUGUUUUGGAUGUGUGUAGGUAGGCUAUGGUGUCAUGUCCCCUUAAGACGCUGUCCUACGUCAGAGACGUGACUCCACCCCAUCCAGUCCUGAAGUAGAUGAAGUUAAUGUGGGAGGGGUUGAGCAGCUUGUGGAGUAGUUAUCGCCCAUUUAUCUUUAUCGAGGUGAACUGCUAAAUAUAUUGUGAUAUUGAUUUUAGGCCCAAAUUUAGGGUUCAUGGGAUUAACUCAUGAGAUGAUUUCAUGAAGAGAUGAUAGUAAAGGGCUAUGAGACCUGAGACUGUCUCAGCAGCUGAAGACUGUCCUGUUGUUAUCAUAGAUUAUACUUCUGUAUAAACGGUGAAAACAGCACAUAGCACUUUUUGUAGUCUAUCUGCAGUCAAUUAUAGCACGUGUGUGUUUUUGUGUGUUACAGGUGAGAGGAGGACAGUGGUUUCCUGUAUGAGGAUCGCUAAUAAAACCAUGGAGGUGGUCAACGACAGCUACUGUCAGCCCGAGAACAGACCUCACCCCCAAGUACGACCCUGCAACACCCACCCAUGCCAGUACAGGUGAGACAUGUAAACACACACACAAUCACAGAGGGACACAUGCGUACUCUCUGUCAGUAAUUUUAAAUGAGCUGUUUUUGAAGUAGAAGUAGGUCUCUGUAGCUGUGAUAACUGAGUAGUCUGUGUUUUUCACUCAGGUGGGUGACAGCAGAGUGGGGGUCCUGCUCUGUCACAUGUGGUAAAGGUCUGCAGCAGAGAGAGGUGGUCUGUGUUUACCACCUACAGAACGGCUCCCUCAUCCACACCAGGGACUUGUACUGCCAGGGUGGGAAGCCUCCAGUGGUGCAGGGCUGUGAGGGCCGCCUCUGCCUCACAGUGUGGGAGGCUUCAGAGUGGUCCAAGGUAUGAAAUACAUAGAGCACAUGUCAUGUGACCGACCAGAUAUAAGAGUAAAUUCAGAAGGAAGAGAGUUUUCAUGGUUUUUUGCUUCGGGGGUGUUUAUGUAUUUGUGAACGUGGGCCCUGUAGCCUCUUUUAGGGCUCAAGUCAGAAUGUCCACAUGGUAUCAGCUCCAGGAAAAGUAAGACAAAACAUGAAUUGUCACCAAAGGGUAGUAGAUGUCAUAAGAUCAGUAAAAUAUAUAUGUCUUCUCGUUGUGUUGUUAGGUGCCAGAAUAGAGGCAAUAGUUUCCAGGUCUAUCACUUUUAUCUGAAAUUUGAGCCAUCUUUGAAAAGGAACCGUUUGAGCUCAGCAUUCCUGCACAUCAGGCCACCUCAAGUAGCUUGUCAUAUGAUCCAGCAGAGGGCACUCUCAUCGCAACCUGUCUAGUCCAUGCCCUCUUGACCUCAGUAAACUACAACAGUAAUGUUAUUAGACUAAAAUGGAGAAGAUGGUCCAACAAAGCUGCACGGAAAGGACAGUUAUGACACCAAAACAUCUGAGAAGAGCUGUGUUGAAAUAUUUUGGAUUCUGCACUGUAGAUGGAGGAAUUGUUUUGUGUGACUAGUGCUUUUAAAGGCAUAGUCUGUCGUUCAAAUCUAAUGCACUACUUUUAGACCCCAAUUACUCCCCAACCACUGCAGGAAAUGGAGGUCGUAAAGGUCCAGUCUACUACCAUUUUCUGUGUACUGUUUAAUAAAGUUAACAGCUUUGAAGCAGCUAUUUGUGGUGGCCAUACAAUAACAAUCCAAAUCUGUCCAUGAUAAAGUAAACACUUAGUAGUUAGUAAUAGUUUCCUGUUUUCUCUUAUUUCUCUUCUUGAUUAUCCCUCACUCCCUGCAGUGUUCCUCUGGCUGCGGCGAAGGUGUUCGCAGACGCACAGUGUCGUGUACAAAUCCUAAGAAUCUGUGUGAUCCACUGUCCCGUCCCACUGAGGAGGAGUCGUGUGAGGACUUCUCUAAAUGUUAUGAAUGGAAGACUGGAGACUGGUCAAAGGUACCCUCAAUUUCAAACUAACAAAGUUCAUUAAUACAGCUGGUUGAAAGUCUUGAUGUCAAUCCACAGUGGAGUCCCAGUGGAUCCUAGUGAGAUAGUGAUCAAUCAAUCAGCCAAUCAAUUUUCAUUUAUAUAGAGCCAAAUCACAGCAAUUGUUAUCUCACGUUUUCUAGAAGAGCAGGUCUAGACCUAACUUGUUUUUCAAUUCAUCACAAAGACCCAACUUCAAGAUCUAAAACUUGCCUUGAACAGGCAAAAACCCUUAGCAGAACCCGACUCGUGGUAGACAGCUACCUGCCCCCACUGAGUUGGGGAAGAAAAGGGAUAAAUAGAGCCAGGGUAGAGUGGGGUAAGAUGAGCCAUUUUUCAUAUUUCGGAUCACCACAUCAAGGCAAUCAUAGUUUUGUCUCUAACUAGUGUAUCUGCAUAGAUUUAAAGAUGUUGUGCAUCCCUGCAAACCAACAGAGUGAGUGUAAACAUAACUGUCUUGAUAAUAUAGCAUGCCAAAAAAAGUGGUCUCCUAUGGUCAACUUACCCCGUGUUUGGGGUAAGUUGACCAUAGGAGAGGGGUUAGUUGAGCCGUAUCCCUACUACCCCCCCAACUCUCCACCCCAGCCCUCCCUCACCUUCUCUCUCCCUAAACAACAGUCACUUCUUCACACUCAUGUGUAGUUUUUAGACUUCUUUACUUUCUCACUUGAGCCACUGGCUCAACUUACCCCAGAACUACUAGUAUGACUUUAUCAGUCCUCUAAGCUAAAAUGGUGGACUUGUAUGCUAGGUUUUUGACCUCAUGUUGUAGCUCAUAGAUACCACAGCUGAUGCAAAAAACAAAUUUAAAAUGAUCUUUUUUGGUCUGAACACAAUUCUAAUAAAACUUAUGACAGACUUAAUUCACUUUCAAGAGUGAAAAAUGUUUUUUUUUUUUUUAAAUAAAUGUCUAACCCCUUCACCCAUGUGCCUCUAGCCUUCACAGACUCCAAGAAUUGAUGCCCAUCUCCUCAAUAUUUGGUCAUAUGAUCAAUUUCUUUUACCAUUUCCAAGCAACAGAGGGUGGCUCAACUUACCCUUUGGGUCAGCUUACCCCACUCUCCCCUAUAUAUAGAGAGAGAAGGGGUUAGAGAGAAAGCGAGAGAGAGUCAUAACAAUAACAACAACAGCGAUGCUUUACAUAUUCACCAGAAAGUUCUCCAUUGUUUUAUGUCACUGACAGCUGUUGCUCAGUGGUAGAAUUUUUCAUCUAUCAAUCAGAUGGCUGGUAAUUAGCACAGAGCUUAUAAUAGCUCCCACUGGCUUAGUCAGCUGUACAGACUGGAUACUCUUAAAACUCUGCCACCAGAACGAUGUAAAAAAAAAAAAAGCAACACCUGCCUUGUGAGUAUGAUUGAUAGAUACUUAUUUGACUGUAAGAGCAGUAAUCACCUGACUGUUCAUUUUAGUGCUCGUCAUCCUGUGGGAAGGGCCUGCAGUCACGAGUGGUCCAGUGUAUGCACAAAGUCACUGGUCGUCAUGGUAACGACUGCCCAGUGACCCUGAGACCACCAACCUACCGACCCUGUCACCAAGCGGCCUGCAAUGAGAAGAUCAAUGUGAAUACCAUCACCUCUCCCAGGCUUGGUAAGACCCUUGAAAACAGCUUGUGUCUUUAUGAAUGACUGAGUGAUUACUUUUUCACAGGCAUAUACAAGUUAGUAAGAAACAUUUACAGUGAAGUUUCAAAUCUUUGUUUAGAUCAGUGGUUCUCAAGUCCAGUCCUCGAGGCCCACUGUCCUGCAUGUUUUGGAUGUUUCCCUGCUCCAACACACCUGAUUCAAAUGACCAGCUUGUUAUCAAGCUCUGUAAUGGCUUAAUAACGAGCUGAUCAUUUGAAUCAGGUGUGUUGGAGCAGGACAGUGAGCCCUGAGGACUGGACUUGAGAACCACUGUGGUUUAGAUGAAUAUCUAAGUUGAAAUGUUGAGAACCCAGUUUAAUAUGGUAAUAGAGAUCAUUCAAUGAUCAUUCAUCCAUCUUGUGACUCCAUCUUGAGCCCCAUCUUGUAAGAUAAGACUCACUCCUAUCCUAUGGUCAACUUCAUGAGUGAAACAUUUUACAGCAUUGAGAGAGUUACAAUGGAGAGUAAGAACUUUCUUUAACAGGCAGAAACCUCAAGCAGAACCAGACUCGUGUUAGACAGUCAUCUGCUGAGACUGAGCUGGGUUUGGAGAGGGGAUUACAUUUCAUUUCACUUCAUUCAUUUGGCACAUUUCAAAAUACAAUAAGACUCAACAGCAAUAACAGUAAUGGAUGACAUUAACAAUAGGUGAUUUCAUUUUAAAAGGCAUGCUGGACAUUCAAGAUAUAUAAAAAAAAACAAGCAGAAAAACUGUUGCUAGAUUAUUCACAGGGUAGUAAGUUUUUUUUUUUUUUUUUUUUUUUUUUUUUUUUUUUUUUUUACUUUGGGGAAAGUUUCACCAAGUGAGAAUGAAAUGAAUACCAUAUCCUGGGACCUCUAGAUGUUAUACUAAAUUGUGAUAAAGUGGUACGUGAUUGGGGGGGCCGAGGCUGGAGAGCUGCGCUGGUAUGAUAAUUAUGAAAUUGAUUAUUGGCUUUAAAGAAAUUAUAAAAAAUAGAGGGAGUAUUUUAUUUAAUAAACCAUGUACAAAUUGAGCAAUUUGGAGUUUAAUGAUUUGAUAAAAAUGAAGUAUACCAAGUUUGUGGAACAAGGGUAAUGAAUGACUUCUUGGAGCUGAAAAGGUAAUAAUUCUCGCUCCUCUUUUUGCAAGCAAAGAAAAAAAAUAGAGGGAAAUGGAGAAAGAGAGAGAUGGACAGAGGUGAGAUUGAUGCACAUAGCUUAAGUAGCUGUAAAGCAGACAGGUCCUCAACAGCUAAACAUCUGCAGCAGAGAUCCAGCGGAACCUACAGCAUGAUGGAGGUCAGGGACUCCUAGAAUAGACUGUGUGAUUGAUAUUAGUGAUUUAUCAAAAUUGGCCACAAAAGCAGUUUUCAUGGACUGUCUAGCAGUAGAAGCUGCCAUCUUGGCUGCUUAGGUUGACUCUGAAGCUCAUGAGUCGUAAUCUUGUAGAACCUUCCCCAUUUGAAAUUAGAGACUGUGAUUAUCUAAAAGUGUGAUGUAAAUUGUGCUGCCCAUACCAUUAAUCUGAAUGCUCUAAUCUGUUUAAAUGCAUGCAGACAUAAAAAUCAAGCACCUCUGGAGCUGUUGCUCUGCCACCUAGUCCACAAAUUGUUAUUUAUGUUCAACCAUCAAAUAAAUGCAGUAAAACUGAAGAACUCCUGAGCAGUAAUAAAUCAUUGCCAGUAUAGAUUGUGAUGAAAUGCUCUGCUUUAUCUCUCUCUCUCUCUUUUCUUUCCCCACAAGCUGCUCUGACCUACAAGUGCAUGGGGGACCAGUGGACGGUUUAUUGCCGUGUGGUCCGAGAGAAGAACCUUUGCCAGGACAUGAGGUGGUACCAGCGCUGCUGUGAGACCUGUAGGGACUUUUAUGCCAAGAAAAUACUGCACAAGAGCUAAUGACCACAACGCACCUACUUAAACUCUGAAUAGCG
Molecule: messenger RNA, 99678 nt
Organism: Xyrichtys novacula (pearly razorfish)
Lineage: Eukaryota; Metazoa; Chordata; Actinopteri; Labriformes; Labridae
Source: the annotation of a GenBank genome assembly